Podarcis lilfordi (Lilford's wall lizard) is the source of this 97488-nucleotide messenger RNA. The record is from the annotation of a GenBank genome assembly. NCBI's taxonomy places the organism in Eukaryota, Metazoa, Chordata, Lepidosauria, Squamata, Lacertidae.
GUGUAGAAGAGCACCGGCCAAUAGCUCCGUGAAGGUACCCUGAGUGAUGGGAAUCGGCAUCCAAUUGCAGCGAAGAGGGCGGGGUCUGGCUCUCCGGGUUUCCUCUCCGGCUCGGUUUCCCCCCUCCCCCCCCCGCGGGUUUUUCGCUGCGAAGAAAAUGGCGGCGGCGCCGAGCGGAGAUGAGGAGAGACUGUGAGUGACCCGGGGAGAGGGGGUGGGGAAGAGCCGGGCUGGACCAUCGCACCACUUGCGCAGGGGGCUCGGGCGGGACCAUGGCCAGCGCCGGGGAGGGCGGCGCGGCGGGGCUGCGGCCGCUGGCUUCUCUCCGCUGGCAGUCGCUCCUCCUCCCCUUUCCCUCUGCGCGCCCAGGGCCUCGAGUGCGUCACAGCGAUCCCCUCUGCCCAGUAAGGGGAGGGGCGAGGAGGAGGGCGCGGGGCGCGCCCCCGGAGGGGGGCCGGGGAGGGGAGGGACUGGCGUGGGGCGCGCGCUUGAGGUCAGAGGUGACCUGUGCCCGCUCCCUGGUGGCAUCUGCCAGCCGUGGCCCCUCAUCCUGCAUCCCUGCCGUGGCCCUCUUGCUUUGGCAGGUGCCUUGCCCGCCCCAGUCCCUCUGUGGCGCGCCUCAUGCCGAGUUGCCCAGCCCGCCCUGGGACUUCAGGUGAUGGGGACACCUGGCAGCCUGCCUCUGAGGCCCUCUAUCGCCAUCUCUCACUCCGCUUGCUUAUACCCCAUCGUUGCCGACAGAGAGUGGGCAGCGCAGUGGGCAGAGUGUGCGUGUCCCCGUAGGCUGUGUGUGGUAUGGUGGUUUGGGCCUCCUUCAGCGUAAGCCCAUUUUCUUCACUUUCUUUUUUUGGGUUGUGCAGCAAGGAGGAUUGGGCUCCAUCCCAAGUGCCAUGGUGCCCAGUGUGUGUGUGUGUGUCUCGCUUGACUCACCUGUGCAUUUCCACUGGGCAAAGCGGUGGUGAGGAUUGGGGUUAGCAAGUUCAAACCUCCUCACUGCAUCACGCAGAAAGUGAGGCAGGGCAAGGAAACAGGGUUGGUGGCUGAUGGCUUGCUAUGGGUUGGCUCUACUGGGCCCUGUCCUUUGUGCCACACCACUCAAAGAGAACGAGUAAGUACCUUGGUAGGGCCUUCUAGAUGGCUGACAACUAACUGGAAGCAGACAUGAACUUUCCUUACAGCCAUGACUUGCCCAAUCUCCCUGGUCUCCUUUCCCAGAGCUGGUGGAUGAGUAAGGGCAGUGGCUGCUCCCCUACACCCUUACUCAGGGUGGUACAGAAGUGGCUGCUGUCUGUCUUCACUGCCCUCAGAGAGACAAUAUACAAGCAAGAGGAGGUGGUAGCUGCUUCUUGCAAGAGUAGUGAUUGCCUUCAGACUAUCACCAUCAUUGCUUUUGCUCUGGGAGGCUCAACCUCAGGGUAAGAAGCUUCUUUGGUCCAUCAGUGUUAUUGUAUUCGGCAUGACAUAGUCAGUAUGGCCAGUGAUCAGGGAUGGUAGGAAUUGUAGUCCAGCAACAUGGGGAGCACUGGUUCCCGAUCCCUGAUCCACCCACUUAUUUCCUCUCUCCUUAGGGUAGGUGUGGAGAAUUGGGCCCAAUGCAUCUUCCCAGAAUGAAUGAGCAACCAGAAAUGAUUGUGUUUUUUACAAGCACAACUGCCAACUCUGCUUACUUGCUUGCUCUCCCUCUUUUUUGGAUUGCACAGUUGGGCUACCUGGGCUGAUUUCUUGCAGCUACACCACCAGUAGAAAGAUAACUGAUGCAGAACUUGCCCUAUUUAUGAUGUCCUUUUGAGUGCUGGAUCCAGUCUUAUCCAUCCUAUGUCUUGUACCACUGACAGUGUGAGCAUGUUCAUGUUUGAUCAGCAGCAACAGCUCACACUGCCUGACUUGGCAGUAUCCAGCCUUCCCACCAUACUGCUUAAACAGAGAGUGUGAGCAAGCAGAAUGAUUGGGAGGUGGUUGCUUCUGCCUUCUGUGGUUGUGCACACACUUUUGGCAGCCCUGUUGGCUCCAGUUCUCCCUGCUGUGUAGUCCAGAAAGAAAGGGAAAGUGGACAUCUUCUUGUUCACAUAAACUUUUUCGUUGGGCUGUCCAACAGACUUGGCCCUUACUGUUGCACCUUCCAGAGUGAGAGAGGAGGAAGUAAUUGGAGGCAGAGGCAGCGGUUCAUUGGUUGAGGGUCGAACCAACUGUGCAUGUGCUUAUUAAACACAAACUUUCCAGUCUGUUUUGAAAAUUGGGUGAGGGAGUUAACUUUUAAUACUAAAAGCAUUUGGGUGAUGAAAAUUAACUCUCUUCCCCUGCUUUACCUCUCCUUGCCACUUAUCUUAAAGAUUUUUUCCUUCCUAGCCCAUUCCCAAUAUAGCAAGUUUGCUGAUUGGGAGAAAAAGUCAAAGCAAUGAAGCCCAGCGAGGUAGGGACAGUGCACGGUUUGAAUUUUGUUCCCAUUCCACUUGCACAUUUUUUGCUAUUAAAAAUAAAUUCCUCCAUGCUUGCUUUAUAGCCAGACUGGCAAACACGUAUUUCAAAAACACAUGGGCAUCUGUUUUGGCCCUUGUUAGCUCAUGUUUGUGGCCUGGCCUGUGCCCCUUGUCCUCUGCCUCUGAGCGGGAGGGGGAAAGUAGGUGUCACUCUAUUUAUGGUAACUGUCAUUUUCUUUGUACUUUGAUGUUGUCAAUCCUCAGAUGUCAUGAUUACCAAUUCUUUACCAAUUAUUUGAUGUCCUCUCAUGUUAGCUGUCUUGUGGGAUCACAACAUUUCAGUCACAAAACAACUACCGUAUAUGCAGUCUCUAGGUAUAUGGAGAGGGAUAAAAACUGGUCUUCAUCCUUUUUUUUUGGCCUUCACCGCUUGUGCUUUGGGUGUAGGGGAAAAAUAUCACUAAUGAUUUUAUCCUGAAUAACUUUUUAAAUAAAUUGUGUUGUUCACAUAAGUUAUUUAACACUUAUUAUCUGCUUCUGUUAUGUAUUGGCUUUGCAGGUAUUAUCCUAUCCUUGUUUAAAUUGGCCACAAUUUUUUUUAAAAAAUCCUAGUUGUCAAACUAUUUAUUUGCAACUUUUCCAGCCCAGUCCAUAAUAUCACUGCUUGCUCUUUGUAAACCAGAUUCCCAGUGCUAUUGCAGUUUUGGUUGAUAGUUGCUUCUCCAAUUACCGUACAUCCUCUCCUAGCUCAAGACAACUGAGUGUCCUUAUGUCAGACAUUGGAGUGGUACAAUCAUGUUUGUCACCUUCACCCUUAUGGUUUUAGGUGGCAUUUCCAUCCUUCUACUCAUAAAACCUUAUAAGCACUGCAGUGCAUCUGCUUCAUGUUGUGCAUAUAUUCCAAACAUAAGAUGGCUAUGAAUGUUCAUUGCUUCCUUGUGUUAAAAGAUCUGCCCCACCUUAUCUCGCAUAAAUCUCUGUACAGUGCUACAAAUGUAUGUCCUGAAGCCUUUGUUUACUGCAUGGUGAAGAUUUGGGUGUGAAAAAGGUGUGGCUUCUAGUAGGGUGUUCAUAUAAUUCAUUUGAUAUAUCAGGAGUUUUGUGUUUCUAGCCAAGUUUUGCAGAGAGAAACUUGAAAAGGUAAAAACUUCAGGCACUUUUCACAAGUGAGGCAGAGGUCAUAAGUUUGGGGGAGGUAUUUUGAGAGUAGGCUUUUUGUGAAAUGUUAAUUUAAAUUUUGUGUGAGACCUUGUCUAUCCAGGUAUUGAAUCUUAAUACCAUGUUUCACAUCUACCUAAAGAACUCAGUUUUACACAGGUAUGUUAGUGUUGAUGUGGGAAAAUCUCUGCUCUCCCAUAGGGUUGUAGCUACUCCCAAAGUAAAAUACCAGUGCCCUGGGGGACAUGAUAGAUUAAGAUCAUGAAAUUGCUGUGUUGCGAACACUAAUAAUAUGCACGCUUGCAGUGUCAUAGGAAGGUGCAUAAAAUACAAAAUAUUUGUGACUCAUUUUCUGCUGAGCAUGCCUCUGGUAGAAAUUAGAGGUGGGUGGGGCACUGGGGGUACUCUUCUUUCUCCCCCCCCCAAGAAUUUCAGUUUCAGUUCUUCUACCUUUAACAGCUGCUUAGCAGGUCCCUUCUUUCUUUUUCUAUUUGUUUGCAAUUAUGUUAUUGUGCCACCCAUUCUCAAUUAAGUGAUGUCUCAAACUGUUGCUUCUUUGGUUCAUGUUUGUAUUUGUUUAUUAAAAAGCACUUAUAAUAUUGGUGCUCUUUAUCUGGUUGGAAAUUUAUUGUUUAUUUGAGGAUUUCUAGCCUCAUUAGAAUAAUUCUAGAGUGGUAGUAGAAUAUAAAAUAUAAUUACACGAUAAAACCAAAUUUAGAUAAAAACAAUAUAACCUUAAAACAACAGCAACAAACAGGUUCUGCAAGGGCAAGUGUAUCCAUCUCCACCAAAGACUUGAGCAAAUAAAUGUGUUUUAACUGGUGCUGCAAAUGCAUCAGGAUCAACACCAGUUAAACUGGAGAGAGUUUUCUAUAAUUGGGAUGUUAUUAUUGAAAACAUAAUCUGACAUGUUGCUGUGAAGCAAAUGUUUGGCCUAUGUGGCACUGUUAAGAGGGUGCCCCCCUUUGGAUUUUUUUGGGGGGAACACCCUUUGGCUCUGUUUGGUGAUACUCUGCUUCCUAGUGAACAUUGUACUGGCAAAUUGUUGAAGCGGUGCUCCUUCACUUGCAUCUGAUUUGUCAGUGCUAGCAGAAUUUGAUGGAUGGAUUUCUCUGCCUGUAAACUCCACAGAAGUUGCCUGUACUACAUACCCAUCAUCUAUAGGAAUAACUCCUUGCAGGAACCUCCUGGUGAUCCCAGGGUGUCUGUUAGUAGAGGCAGUGUGUUUCCCCCAUCCCUAAAUACGCUGAAUCUACUCAGAGGUCAUAUGUACACAAAAGGUGUAAGGAGAAGGAUGAAGGAUGAUCUUCAACCAUUUUGCCCCUUUACUUGAAGUAGGGAAAAAUAGCAAGAGGAUUGUUUAAUUAAUUAAUUAAUUAAUUACAUUUUUACACCACCCUACAUCUGAGGAUCAUAGGGCAGAAUAUAAAAAUACAAAAUACAUAACAAAGUAAUAAACAAAAACAAUAUCCCCUGCACACAUAUAGGAUUAGUCCUAAGUGAUGUCCUGUUGUCAUCCUGUCAUCUUGGGUGUCUUAUACCAGUCUUUUAUUUUUGAGGUUGAGCUUUCCAGACCCUACAUACGCUGUCAUGUGUGUGCUCCCUGGGUUGACUGAUAGCCUGCUGUAGAUUGAGGAGACUUCUAGAGCAGAGAACUUUCAAAUACUACUCUUUAAUUCCAUAGUAUCAAAUCUGGGAUUGGAAAAAUCCUGAUUGCCCAGAGGCCUAAGUAAUCUGACGAUAAGUUACAGUUCUGUUCAGAUUCUUGAAAUGAAUGUUAUGAAUAUGCCAAAUUUAUGUCAGUUCCUUUUGUCUCAGCCCUACGACAUGGAAAUAUGACUUAUCUAUCUAUCUAUCUAUCUACCUAUCUAUCUUUAUAUUAAAUACUGUGUCAUGAGAUAAAUUAGCAAAGAAUCAGUUUUUGUGGAAAACUGGGCUAUUGGUUUAAUCAUGGAGUUGUUAAUGAUUUGUGUAAAAUCUAGUUGUGUUGUCAUAAUGAUGGCAGUAUAUGGCUUCAGUCAUGGACUCACAAUUACAAUUCCUCAGUCACAUCUACAAAUGCCUCAUACUUGGUGUGAUCCAGAUAUCAAAGUAGAGCUGGCUGUGAUUGCAGAUGACCAAGAAUUUUACGUUGCUCAUUUAGAAGCUGCAGUUGUGGGAAACUGUAUAUGUGCCUUUUACACGAAGAGCUGCUUAUAUAAUUUACAACAACAGUGUAUCUGUAAUUGUGUCUUCCUAUAUAUAAGUGUGAAUUAGGUGACCAGUUUAUUUUUCUGAUCCCACUUCCUUAUGACUCGUCCCAUCCCCACCCUUUGUUUCUAAGUCAAAUAUAUUGGUCCAGUCUCUUGUAGCUAAUAUAGCCAUUUCUCUUAUUGUAGUAUGAAGACUGUAGUAUGAGGGUUGUACCUUUCCACUGGAGCAUCAUUUAAGACGCAAAGUAAUUUUUCAGUUGCUGGGCUAAAAUAUGUGACAAAGACAAGUACAGACAAGUGGAUUUAAAACAUAUUGAGCACUGUUUUCACAUGUGUAUUAAAUUGGUGUCUGUGUAGAAAUAUGUUGAGUAACACAGAAGGUAACACACCAGUGUUAAAUAUUUGAAGGAGAAUAUAAACUAUUUCAGCAAAUAAAGGGUAUACUUGGUCUUACAAUAAAACCAGUUGUCAUAUACUAUUGCAUGUAAUGCUAAACCAUGGUCAAGCACAAAUUGCAGUGAGACCCUACUGUUGCUGUCCUCUUGCAUAGCUAUGAGGGGAUUUUGGAAGCUUCCAUUUCUCUUUUAGAUUAAGCCCAGUUCAGCAUUAUGCCUGAACCUUAAAUUGUUAUUAAUCUUAACUAUAAGUGAAAGCAAGCCAGCUUUGUAAACAAAGGUUUGAGGUUAACUUAUUUCUUCUAACCCAGGGUGGUCCAACUUUUGAUACCAAGUGGACCGCAAGAGUACUUUGACACGCACACUGCCUUGUCAUGUGAGGGGGAGCGGGGCCAAAAUUUGACACCCACACACCCAGCCCAUGCACUGCCCUUCCAAAGCUGUCUAAGCGAGGAAGCCGGCUUUGGGAAGGAGUAGUGAGGCACUGGCAGCAUCCUAGAGCCCUCCCAACUCCUUCCCAAAGCUGGCAAAGUGCUAAUUAGGCUUUGGGAAGGAGGUUGAAGGACCCUAGGACCUUGCCAGAGCCCUCAAACCUCCUUCCCCAAUCCCAGCACCUUGCUUAAUGGCUUUGGGAAGACAGCACAAGGGCUGGGGGGUGACAUAUGUUGCUGAGGGCCACACAUUGAGGGCCACAUGUUAGACCACCCUGCUCUAACCACAGUUAAAACUUCAUUUUUCUUGGAUUUGAUGUCAUAGCAAGCUGUGGGUAAUCUAAAACAGAAGCUAAAGCUUCUUCAGUCUUCAUGGUUGUACGUGAGGAUGGGGUGGAAUGUGCACAAGCCUGAGAUUCACUGUGACCUGCUCUUAUAACACUAAACUUUGGCGACUGAGGCUAAAUUCCAUUGCACAGUUCCCUCACACAAUUGGAUGUACCGAGACUAUGAUCUAUCUGCCAUAGCAUAUAUGGUAGCACUUAAGAAAUCAAACCAAAUCUUUUGGAAUUUAGAUUUUGACAAAUGUUUAAUAAGUGAAAGAGUGAGUACAGGCAAUAUAUAGAGAUUCACUUACAGUAACUCUUUAAUAAUGGAGUCAAAGUUGUGGUCUUAUCCCUUAAGGAUGCCCACAGGGGGUUGAAACGGUUCAGGCCAAACUUGAGUGCUUGAUUUAGACCUGAAGGCAUUGAAUGUAAACAUUUUCCUGUAAACACUAAUGAUCAGAUUCAUAGCUUUGUCCGUAGGCCAUGUGAUUGUAGAUUUCAUCCUUAGUGGGUGUAACCCCAAACAAUACUCAUAUCCCCCCCAGCAUUGUGCCCCUCUGCUCCAUGACAAAGUUGGCAUGAUGAUGAUGAUGAUUAUUAAUAAUAAUAAGAAUAAUUUUUAUUUAUACCCUGCCCUCCCCAGCCAGAGCCGGGCUCAGGGCGGCUAAUAGGGGAGGGGGGAAUUAAAAUACAGGUUAAAAUACAGUUUAAAAUGCAGCCUCAUUUUAAUAAUAUCCCAUAGAUCAAAACCAUAAGGGGAAGGAAACAUAAGGGUCAGACUGAGUCCAAACCAAAGGCCAGGCAGAACAGCUCUGUCUUGCAGGCCCUGUGGAAAGAUAUCAAGUCCCGCAGGGCCCUAGUCUCUUGUAACAGAGCGUUCCACCAAGUCAGGGCCAGUACUGAAAAGGACCUGGCCCUAGUUGAGACCAAUCUAACCACCUUGCGACUUGGGACCUCCAAAAUGUUGUCAUUUGUGGACCUUAAGGUCCUUCCCGGGGCAUACCAGGAGAGGCGGUCCCAUAGGUACGUGGGUCCUAGGCUGCAAUGGGCUUUAAAGGUCAAAACCAGCACCUUAAACUCACAAUUAACUAUUGUGAGGCAUGAUGUUCUUCUCUGUAAACACACACACACACCUUUUAUUGUUUCCUGUACACAUCACUAGGUGAAUAGAGCCUGAAAUACAAAAUAUGCAAGCAGAAUGUUUCUUCUAGGCUAGCAGUUUGCCUUUUUACUAGAUGACUGCCAAUUACUGACCAUGAAUUUUUUUUAUUUUAGUUGCUAAUGUUAGUGUUGUCAAAAACACCUCUGGCACCUGAGUCAGCAUUUCAGCAUGACCUACUGACAAUCCUUGUUUCUGGAAAGUGUAUAAGCACCCAACAUUGCUUUGUGAGCCUUAGGCAUGAACUUGCUAGGUAGCCUUAAGCAAACCACUAUACUCUCCAUCCCAGCUCCAUGCUGGAAUAAUACCAGCCUACCAUAUAGGGCGCGGGUGGUGCUCUGGGUUAAAUCACAGAGCCUAGGACUUGCCGAUCAGAAGGUUGGCGGUUCGAAUCCCUGCGAUGGGAUGAGCUCCUGUUGCUCGGUCCCUGCUCCUGCCAACCUAGCAGUUCGAAAGCACCUCAAAGUGCAAGUAGAUAAAUAGGUACCGCUCCGGCGGGAAGGUAAACGGCGUUUCCGUGCGCUGCUCUGGUUCGCCAGAAGCGGCUUAGUCAUGCUGGCCACAUGACCCGGAAGCUGUGUGCUGGCUCCCUCGGCCAAUAAAGCGAGAUGAGCGCCGCAACCCCAGAGUUGGCCACUACUGGACCUAAUGGUCAGCGGUCUCUUUACCUUUACCAUAUAGGAUUGUUGAAUGUGUUACUAAGGUAAUGGGUAUGAAAAGCUUUGAACACUCAAAAAGGAGCACUACAUUAACGCUUAUUGGCAAGUUAUGAUGAGAGAAUACCGGGCAUCUUUUUGCAUUGUGUCUUUCAAAAGUUAAUUAUUCAGGCAAGAUAUUACACUUUUGUAGAUCUAUAAAAAUGUUGGCUCAAGGCAGACAUGCUUCAUUAUUGUUAGAAUUAACCACAGCUGGCUACCUUAAAAGUAGGAUCAACAUGCCUAUCUUGCAGAGAGUGGAAACUCGGGAAUUUCUUUUGAAUUCUUUACCAAUAUGAAUCUCUCACAGUUCUGCAGAAAUGAGUAGCCUUUAAUUGGUCACGCCUCCCAAAAGCAUCACUUUUUUGCUAACAGCCCUGCAAUGAUAAUAAUGGGUGAACUGUAUCCCCUGCCCUUUUAUCUUGUAGAGUUAAAUGUGUGUUUGGAUACAUUUGUCUUUCACAGGUAGUUCAAGAAACUUAGUUUGCAAACAGUGCAGUAUUAACUGCCUCUGUUCAUCUGAAGGGUUACUCCUCCCUGAGUUAAAACAAUAAUAAAUAUCUACAAGUAAGCACAAUUGUGUUAUCAGUGACCGAGAAAAACGUUGUAUCUGCUGACAAAAAUGCAGCUGAUAAGAAAUCUGGUGGAUCUCUCUUGAGCAGGGAGUUCCAAUGAGCACAACAGAAGUUACCAAACUCCAUGCUCCCGGUAUUGUAUUUUGGUGAAAGCAGGGCCUACCCACUUACUUGAGAGACUGGGGAAAAUAUACAAGCAAAGGUAUUCCCUAAGGUACACAGAGCCUAGGCCACCUACGACUUUAAAGAUAAUAACUGGCAUUCAGAAGCAGGGGCGGAGGAAGGGAGUGCAGUGGGGGCACGCUGUCCCAGAUGUCACCAAUGAGGGGAGUGACAAAAUGCCGGGUGGCACUCACCGCAGGGCCUGCAGCCCACCUGAGCCAUGCGUCUCUCCUGGGAGUGACGUAGUGGCUUGGGCGCCCGCAGGCUUCGCACUGCCCUAAACGGUCCGCCCACCGCCUCCUGCAGAGCGUUCUGCCCUGGCUCGCGCUGCCCCGCUGGCAGCUCGCCCCACCCCUGGGUGCAGGGCACGCGUGCUGCCCCAGCUUGCUCCGCUGCUGUUCAGAAGCUUAAAAAAAAAGCUGCAAAUGAGCAUAAAGAGAUGCAAUUGUGUUUUCCUCAAAAAAGAUGAGAGGGGAAACAAAUAUUUUUUUAAAGCAAGACUGACUAUGAGUGAAGGGACCAUGUAGCAAGACAAAAAAUACAAGACAAGCAGUGUGGAAUGGUGGGACAUCACCAGCUACCCCACAUAACUUGCCUCCUAGCAGGUACAGCAAUACUUCCAGUCUACACAGGAGCUGCAGUUCCAGUCAAAGACAAAAAAAAUUGCCACAAAGCCGGUUUAGGUUUUUUUUUUUUUUAAUGGAAAGGAAGGGAGAGAGGGCAAUGUAGAAAACACAGUAAUGCAAUGGUUUGGAAGCAAUGCCACCUUAUUAUAUAUCAAUUAGUCAUCAAAUACAAAAAUGCCUCUAGGCAACUUACAUACACAAUUUAAAAUUAUUUUAUUUAAUCAUAGUAAAGUCUUAUCAUACGGUAACUUACCUAAGAACUGCAAUGAUUCAAUUUCCUUUAUUGAUUAUGAUGGUGAAACUUUUAUUUAUUGUUAACAUUUCUUUUCUGAAUAUAAUAAAAGUAGUUGUUAAAUUUAUUAUUAUUAUUAUUAUUAUUAUUACCAUGAUGUUCCAUGAUGACCUAAUGAAUUAAUGGCAUCAAUUUCAGAGUAAAAUAGGAAGCAAACUAUUGUGUCAAAAAGAAAGAAAAAUGAAAACAACAACAACAAUAAAAUGGUGAAAUCACACUGACUAAAAAAAAAAGGAAAUGUGUAAUUAAAGGGCAUUAAAUGACAGACAACAGCAAAAGACUAACUGACUAAAGGACAUAUUUCAAACAGGUCGCGUUUACUGAUUUAGAAAUUUAUGGAGCUUAAUUAUGAGUAAAAACGCUUAUGAUUUUAAACAAUUGAGCAAGCAUUGAAGUAUUUCAAUGCUACUGCAUGAACAUUGCCUCAGUGGUGUUAAGGGGACCUAGUGUGAAAGGGACCAUGCUGACUAUGGCUUGCUUUCAUUAAAAGACGCGGUAUAAAAUUCCAUACAAGCUGAAGUCUUUGAACUGCCUUAAAGGGCAGGCCCAUGUAGAGUGUGUUGUGAUAGUCCAUUGGGAGGCUAAUAAUGCAUGUAAUGACAGACACUGACUAAAAGCAUGGGAAUAACUAGGGGCUGGAUGUCGCUGGCAUUCUGCCCAAGGCACAGGCAUGCCUUGUUCUGCCGGGAUUCUACGUUAUUGAGUUUUCAGGGAUCUGUUCUAAACAUGCUCAUUAUGUUUGUUUGCCUACUGCUUCAUCUGCUUGUUUAGGCUACUAUGUUCUUAAUGCCUUCUGGAGAAGGAAAAGCUCCAAAGCUUAGCAGCAUCAAUAAAAAAUUCCCAGUAGAGGGGAUGGCAAGGUAUGUGUUUUCUUUGGGCAACUAGGUGGCAUUUUGUUGUUGCAACUUGGAGUGUCUCUGAGUCCAAUAAUUUGUUAACAGCAUAACUUGUGGUAAGGGUGGUUUGAUUGGCAUACAAGUUCUGUGGUUGUUUUUAAUGGCAGCUUCAGCUGCAAAGCACCUGCCCGUUUCCUUUUUAUCUUCCUUUUCCUCCUCAUGCCACACAAUUUCCUGUUGCUUUUAGAGUUAGAUUACUAUUGCAUGCUACCCCAAACUCCAAGUGGUAUGAGAUUCCAGGGGUUCCAGGCACUUAGCCAAGGUCUGUGCUUCCUUUUUAAAAUGAGGCACAGUGGACUGUGGUGUCUUUAUAAUAGUUGGUUUAUUUACACAUAUAUACAACCUAGCCAUCUGUUAUGGAUAGUUUAGUUGAGAUUUUUUAGGGACGUGGGUGGCGCUGUGGUCUAAACUAUUGAGCCUCUUGGGUUUGCUGAUUGGAAGGUCGGCGGUUCAAAUCCACAGAACGGUAGUGAACUCCCAUUGCUCUGUCCCAGCUUCUGCCAACCUAGCAGUUCGAAAACACAUCAGUGCAAGUAGAUAAAUAGGUACCGCUGUGGUGGGAAGGUAAACAGUGUUUCCAUGCACUCUGGUACUUGUUGCGGUAUCCUGCUGCACCAGAAGUGGUUUAGUCAUGCUGGCCACAUGACACAGAAAACUGUCUGUGGAAAAAUACCUGCUCCCUCCUUCUUUAAAACCUGGACUUGAAUAGGUUGCAGCUGAGAGGCUGGCUCCGACUUUAGACUCUUGUUAGCAUCCGUCUGUUUCAAGAUAAAAUGGAGUGCACCUUCAGAGGGGAAGUCAAACCAUUGUGUUAGCAGCACUGAAGUGACAUCCCUGGGGCACAAGCCUGGACUAGUGAUGGGGAAAUCCCCAUGUCCCUAAAAUACCCAUUGAGUCAAUCACCCAUCUCCUACUACCCUUCUGAGAAAAACCCCAUCCCACCCUCCCACUAUAUAUAAGGGUCUGGUGACUUCUGUUUCAGUGUAUCUGAAGAAGUGUGUAUGCACACGAAAGCUUAUACCCAGAGCAAACUUAGUUGGUCCUAAGGUGCUACUGGACAAUUUUUUAUUUAUUUCGACUGCAUCAGACCAACAUGGCUACCUACCUGAAUGUCCCUAAAACGUUAAUGUUAGAAAAGAAAAUACUGAUUCAAGUGCCUGUUGAGAGCAUGCUCGCUUCGGCAGCACAGAUACUAAAAUUGGAACGAUACAGAGAAAAUGAGCAUGGCCCCUGCGCAAGUUCCUGGUGAGAGCUAGUGUGGUAAGACAUGUACAGUGGUACCUCGGGUUAAGAACUUAAUUCAUUCUGGAGGUCUGUUCUUAACCUGAAACUGUUCUUAACCUGAAGCACCACUUUAGCUAAUGGGGCCUCCUGCUGCUGCCGCGCCACUGGAACACGAUUUCUGUUCUCAUCCUGAAGCAAAGUUCUUAACCCGAGGUACUAUUUCUGGGUUAGUGGAGUCUGUAACCUGAAGCGUCUGUAACCCGAGGUACCACUGUAAUAGGAAAACUCCAUGUGAAGUUCCAGAUCCUACAGAUCCCCACAGAAUUUCCCCAAUCAAGUAGCAAAAGAUGGAUCUAAAGAACACACAGGAGGCUACAAGGUUCAGGAAGAAAAAAAAAAUAUUUAAGUGUUCACAUGCAGAAAUGGUUUAUGUGUAUGGUGGAGAUACGACUGUGAACAGUGUUAAGGGUUUAGGGAAAGAAAGGGGGGUGUCCAAGGGCAAGUGAGGCAGAGUAAAGCGAACAGGAAAGGGAGCUAUGUGUCAUCCUUAAGGCCAUAUUUCCAAUUUAGCAAAUUUUACUAGUUUGAAACAUUUGUUCAGCUCUUUUAAACUUUCCUGUGCUAGAUAAAGGCAGUUUCCCAAGGCCUAGUAAGAGCUUGGAUCCAAAGGCUGCAACCCAGAGGUUAUUUUUUAAAAUACAGUGGUCCUGGCCUACUGAGCCCCCUAUACAGUGGUACCUCGGGUUACAUACGCUUCAGGUUAAGAACAGUUUCAGGUUAAGAACGGACCUCCGGAAUGAAUUAAAUACUUAACCCGAGGUACCACUGUACAUUGUAGCUUAAAGAUGCCUAUUUUUCUGCAUAUAUAGACAUUGGCAUUUGUUACUGGCAAAAAAGAUGUUUGAUAGUUUCCUAGAUACCCCAGUGUGGGUGGGGGGAAGUAUAUGUAACUGGGCUUAAAUUGCAGUUCAUUUUUAAAGGGCAUCAUUUCUCAGAAGUGGAUGAUGCUAUAGGCUUCCAGUGUCGUUUUUCACGUUUAUAGGUGAAAACCCUUUAGUGCCACUCUUUGGGUAUUAUUGGUCAGGUCAGAAGCUUGUUAAUGCUGUAGCAGCGACCAUUCAUUUAUAUUUUUGGAAAAGUAUGCUUUGGGCCACUAGAAUUGGAAGUGAUGUUCUCUUGUUGAUGAGGAAGAAGACGGUACUGUGAGGCCUGGGAAGCAGGCGAAGAGCUGCUUAAAAGCAAGUUGUAAAGCUGGCUGUGCAAGGGUGCUUGAUAAACCAGGCUUUCUGUUGGCUUUGGCAACGUUGUGUGGAUUGUAUUUUUGCAAGCUGACUAGAUCCUUAACAAUUUCUCCUCUGUGCUAUGUACCAAGCUUCCAGCUUUGGUGUCUGUUUAUUUGAAAAGAUCAUACUGUGCUGUAGUGCAGUUUGCAGCUUCUAUUGCUGUGCCAUCUGUAUCAUUCUGGUUCUCUGCCUCUCUCCCUGCACAACUGCAUCACAAAACACAGUGUAACCAUUUGUUAAGAACUUAGAAAAAAACACAUUUGAGAAUUAGUUUAAAUGUUUUGUUCGUGGACUGAUAGGAGACUAACAGAGAAUCAAUAUUCAAAAGAAACUAAGGGGUGCCGCAAUAUCUCUGUUUACUGUGGAAUUGAGGGCCACACACAACAUGAUGGAGUUAGCCAUGUUUAUUCAUCCAUCGGUUGGCAUCAAAACAGGCAUGGAGGGAGAUGAACUCUUAUCCUGCUCAAACUCUUGUCAUUUCAGGUCGUUUGUCUCCUUAGCUAUUCAGUGUGAUGUGGUAAGGUUUGCAAAAGUUGCUUUCUCCUGUCCCUGCACCUUUCUUGAUGUUGAAAGCAGUCAGCCCCCCCCCCAACAGUGGAUGCUCCUGUUGUGCUUGGUUAGAUGGGUCUCCUUGACAAACAGUUUGGGAGCUAAUAGUAUAAUGUCUUCAGGGCUGCUUUUCAUGCUAGUUCUAAAAUACAUGGUGGUGCCCUCAAGUGUUCCCCAUCCGUUGUUGAGAAAAGGUAUGAAUAUUCCAAAGAGAGGAAAUUAAAGCUGAUGAACCACUUGAGUGGCUUGUCCGACAACUGUCCAUCUUCUAAAACAGAUUUAUAUUACCAUUUGAGCUUUACAGGUACAGGUGUGCUUAUAUGGAAAUAAUGUAUCAAUUGGUCUUAUGUGGUAGUUUGUUAUGGUUGAAGCUGUUCUGCAAGUGAUUAAAUGCUUUAAUCUUCUUUCUGUGAGGAUGUGAAUUGGCAUUUUGUAAUUGCAACAAGCUGUGUCAUGGGUUAAAACUGAAAUCAAAGAAGUGAAAAUUCAGAGCAAUCUUCUUCUUCAAGCCUCAUUUUUUAAAAAAUCUGGUGCUGUAUAAUCUGGUGCGCCUUCCCUGGCAUAAAAAGUGUUUUGGUUUUUAAAAUAAAUCUUAGUCAAACAAUAUAUUUAUAUCUAUAUAUCUAUAUAAAUCUACCUAUAUAUGUGGGAGGGGAAGAAAAUGAUAUGAUGCAAACAUACGUUUUAAAUGUUUCUUCUUACAAUUGAACCUGCCACAAAAAAACCACAAUACUGGCCCAUGGCCCUACAGCCCUGAUGCUGAGGCUUUUAUGGAGGUAGAUGCAGAUCAAAAGGGGCUUGCCAACAGAAGGUGAACACUGAAAAUCUUAAAAAGAAGUGGUUUGCAAAAAGGGAAUGAGCUGGUGUUGUGCAGAUGCAGAAGAAAUUGGAAAUGAAACUCUGCAAGCUUAUAUAUAUGCAUGCACUUCCUGGCCCUUCUACAGCUGAAGCACUGUGUGCAUUACUGAAAGGAUGUUCAAACACCCACAACCAAAAUAUGAAAAGUAGCUGUUGUGGGUUCCAGGAUGCUGUGUCAGAACCUGUAGCCUAAGGUUGUGUCCAUACUCCUGUUUACUGUGCACUCAGUUCUUUUACAGUGCUGGGUUUUAAAUGCAUAAGUAUCCUGUACUUUUUAAUAAAAUACUACUGUUUGAUGCAUUAUUUCUCAAAGCAGCUUCACAUGGAUUGGAGUCCUGAAGCCAUUCACACCUUGGCUAGAGACAAAUUAGGAUCACCUUUGCAUGGAACAUUCUCCCCCCUUGACAUGUACAAAAACAAAGGAAUGAAGCUGUGUUGAUGUGAACAUCUGGGAGGAAGUGCUGUGAAAGGCCUGGGGCAGGCACAACUUACUGGCUCUAAGGCAGAAAUGUGAACACAUCCUCAGUUCCAGCUUUUGUGAAAACUGUUGAUUGAUCUCUGGCUUCAGUUAACAAGUUGCUGUUGAACCCCUUUUUAUGUCAGUGAAAGUAUCAUAUUUUGAGUUUAGUCAAUUAAAUAGUGUUGUGCUGACCUGUGCUUCCUGUCAUAAAUCUGUCUUUUUCAUGAGUAGCCACGUUAUAGUUUGAAUUAUGGAAGUGAUUUGCAGAAAGACUCCCACACCUUCUGUAGAACCAAAUAGGAUAUAAAAAAGCUUCCCUCGGGGGGGGGGAGGGACCACAUCACACUAAACUCAUAUUGACACUAGAAACAGAAUUUGUAAAGCACUUUCACCUCCCAUUAUAAGUGUUUGGGGGUUUAAUAAUAUAGAUUUUUGUGGGGGUGGGGUAAGGGUAGGGUUUUUAUAUUCAGCUUCUGCAGAUGUAGUUAUGAAGAUGUUUAUUGAGGCUUUGCAACUUUUGACUGGAAGUUGCUUUUUUUUUUUUAAGUAGUUUAGGCUACUUUUAAAAGGUAGUAGUAAUUCAGGGCACAAUCCUACACUCAACCCGUCAGGCAUGGGUGGUAUGUGGGCAUUGUUGCUGGCACAGUCCCUGACUGGUGGACAUUGGCUGUGUUUUCAGGGAUGCUUAGACCAUGGCUACCCGUUUUGUACAGUAUUGUCUGGUAGAGUGUUUCCCCCCACAAAAAAUCCUCAGGUAACCCUGUACAGUGGUACCUCGGGUUACAUACGCUUCAGGUUACAGACUCCGCUAACCCAGUACCUUGGGUUAAGAACUUUGCUUCAGGAUGAGAACAGAAAUCGCGUGGCAGCGGCGCGGCAGCAGUGGGAGGCCCCAUUAGCUAAAGUGGUGCUUCAGGUUAAGAACAGUUUCAGGUUAAGAACAGACCUCCGGAACAAAUUAAGUACAUAACCAGAGGUACCACUGUAUAGUUGUUCCAGUUCUGCUGGCAUUGUGGUUGUGUACCCCUCCCCCCAAAAAAACCCCCAGUGCUCCACAUAAUUGGUGUAUGGAAUUGCUUUGUCAGACUUCCACAUCCUGUAGAUUUCUUAAAGUUUUUUUUUUAAAAUUCCUUAAUGUCUAACUUUGGGUGGUACUUAACCCGAGGUACCACUGUAGAAUGAAAGUUGUUGGAAAAACACAUAUUUGAGAUGUGCGUCUAAUCUUGCUUGCCUCUUCACUACUUAAAAACCCAUUUUGACUUUGACAUAGAAGGAAGCAUUGAACAAUAUUGCACUUUUUCCUAUAACACAAUCUUUUUGAAGAAUGUGUAAGGAAUAUAGGCUCCACAGUGGCUUUAGGGUAAAAAAAUAAAAUAAAACGAUGUGGUUCUAGGAGAUUUUCCCUCUACAGCGGUGGUGGAGGGGCCCUCUAGUUAUAAAGCAAUUUUUAUUUCCUGUUUCACCUGCAUCAGUAGCAGAGAUCUGCUAGUCACUGAAGUUUGCUUUGCAGCACUAUUGAUAUGAUGACACAGCUUCUAAAUCUGGGCUGUACUCUUGAUGGGCGGAAACAUUUGUCCAGGCUGCAUUGUUUUUACGUGCAGCAGUUUUACAGCAUGUUUGUGUGGCUGGAUAAAGAAAUGAGUUGCUGUGGUGCCUUAGAGGCUAACAUGUCCAUUGUAUGAGAGGCUUCUGUAGGCAUAUUAAAGAGGCGUAUGUAUUUGGUUUUAGUGUAUUCUGAGUGGAUAAAUGGACAACAUCUGAACUAUCAGGAAAAAGGUAUCAAUUAGCUUAUCAUCACUGUGUAUGUGUUAUUUUUAAAAGUGAGCUGAAACAUGCAAAUAAAGAAUGUCUGUACAGUGGUACCUCUGGAUACGAACGGGAUCUGUUCCGGAGCCCCAUUUGCAUCCUGAAGUAAACGUAACACGUGACUGUGCGUCUGCGCAUGCACGGGUCACGUUUCACCGCUUCCACGCAUGCGCGUGACAUCAUUUUGAGCGUUCGCGCAUGCGCAAGCGGCGAAACCUGGAAGUAAUGCGUUCCGUUACUUCCACGUCGCUGUGGAGCGCACACUGAAAAUACUUAACUUGAAGCUACUUUAACCUGAGGUAUGACUGUAUACAUUUGCUUCAUUCACAUGAUUAUGCUUUUGUCAGCUAAACAGAGCACUGAAGCUUUUCCUCCUGGCCACUAGACCACUCCUGACUUAUUCAGCACCUUCUGGCUUUGGAGAUUUCAGUAGACAUUGUGCAGUUUUCAAGCAAGUCUUCACAGGUAUAUGUUUAAGAACCUAGUUUUUAAAACAAGACUGCAGCAAAAAGUUGAGCUUCUCAGAAUGUUGGAUUCUGCAGGCAAUAUUGAAAUCUGUAGCUUUAGUUAUACCUGCACAAAAUAUACACAAACCCUGUUCAUUGCAUUAUACCUGUCCUUUUUCCAAAUUGUCCCCUGGAGCAACCUUCAUACUCAGGUUUCCUGUAACCAUCAGGUCUAGUUUGCAUUCUCUUUUGCACCAACGUGGAAGAGCUAUUACUAAAUAUACACAUCAUUUUUUAUUUUUUAUGUGAAGCAUGGCAGUAUGAGUUUUGUUAAAAGUAGUACUUUUGUGUUGAGAAGAAAGCAAAACUCAUCAGACACCACCAAGUUGUAGCAAUAUUAGGGGUGUGAGGCUGUUAAUAAGGUACCAUAUUUUUCGCCCUAUAGGGCGCACUGGCCCAUAGGAUGCACCUCGUUUUUUGGGGGGGGAAAUGAAUUUUUAAAAAAUUACCGUAUUUUUCGCCCUAUAGGACGCACUUUCCCCCCUCCAAAAAUGAAGGGGAAAUGUGUGUGCGUCCUAUGGGGCGAAUGCAGGCUUUCGCUGAAGCCUGGAGAGCGAGAGGGGUUGGUGCGCACCGACCCCUCUCGCUCUCCAGGCUUCAGGAAGCUAUCCGCAAGUCUUGCAAGCCCGGCGGGAUGUCCCACGGGCUCGCAAGGCUUGUGGGCAGCAGCCUGCAGCCCAAAAGCUCGGGGGACAGCAGGGAGGCGCAGCGCCGCCACCCCGCUAUUCCCCGACCUGAUCUGGAGGCUGCGGGGGGGGGGGAGGAAGCAAGCUUGCUUCUCCCUCCGCCAGCCCCACAAACUCGGGGGACAGCGGGGCAAGCUGUCCCUGAAGGCAGAAGAGGGAGACGGAGCAUUCCGUCUCCCUCUUCUAGCUUGGGGAUGGCUGCGCAAACCUGGGGGGGGGGAAUAAAAAUUUUUCCCUUGAUUUCCCCCCCAAAAAACUAGGUGCGUCCUAUGGGCUGGUGUGUCCUAUAGGGCGAAAAAUACGGUAUUUCCCCCAACCCCCAGAACAGGCUGCUAUCCGCAAGCCUUGCGAGCCCAGCGGCAACUCCCGCCGGGCUCGCAAGGCUUGCGGAGAGCUGCGUGAAGCCUAGAGAGCGUGAGGGGUCGGUGUGCACCGACGCCUCUCGCUCUCCAGGCUUCAGCGAAAGCCUGCAUUCGCCCCAUAGGACGCACACACAUUUCCCCUUCAUUUUUGGAGGGGAAAAAGUGCGUCCUAUAGAGCAAAAAAACAGGGAUGCAGGUGGCGCCGUGGGUAAAACCUCAGUGCCUAGGACUUGCCGAUCGUAUGGUCGGCGGUUCGAAUCCCCGCAGCGGGGUGAGCUCCUGUUGUUCGGUCCCAGCUCCUGCCCACCUAGCAGUUCGAAAGCACCCCUAAGUGCAAGUAGAUAAAUAGGUACCGCUUUCUAGCGGGAAGGUAAUGGCGUUUCCGUGCGCUGCGCUGGUGCUGGCUUGCCAGAGCAGCUUCGUCACGCUGGCCACGUGACCCGGAAGUGUCUGCGGACAGCGCUGGCUCCCGGCCUCUUAAGCGAGAUGAGCACGCAACCCCAGAGUCGGACACGACUGGCCCGUACGGGCAGGGGUACCUUUACCUUUACCUUUAUAGGGCAAAAAAUACGGUAUAUAGCCUCAAAGGCUACACUAAAGUCAGCUAAUUUCCAUGUCACUUCAUCUUCUCUGAUCUUCUGCACUUGAGCUACUUGUAGAACUGCUUACCAUGAUCGGAAUUUAAUAAUAAAAAAUGAUGAAGGCUUUCUGUGUGUGCCUCUUCAUGGCAGACAUGGUAAUGCUGAGCUGUUAACAUUUGCAUUGAUAUCUAAAGGAGAGGAAUUAAUCUUUCCCCAUUAUGGUUUUGGUUAUGAUAAGGAUUUGCAGGAGUUCGCCUUCUGCUUAAAACUGUAAUUUGGAAAAGUGGCCCCACUUCCAGCCCUUCUCUGUCUGAAAGAAGAAGCUAGCUUUAAUGGACAUUCACAGAUGGAGCUCCUCAACAAGUGACACUGUUGUCCGUAUAUUUAAAGCCUUUCCCCCCUGUUUAUGCCAUACAAGGAUAGAACAGCCUUCUCCAGCCUGGAACCCCUCCAGUUGCAGUUGGACUCCUACUCCCAUCUGCCCCAGCCUAUGUGGCCAAUGAUCAGGAAUGGUGGAAGCUGAAGUCCAAAAAAUCUGAGGGUACCAGGUUUGGAAUGGUUGAUAUAGAAUGUAUCUACAGUGGACGCUCGGGUUGCGAACGUGAUCCGUGUGGGAGGCACGUUCGCAACCUGCAGCGCCUGCAACCCGCAGCGCUGUGUCUGUGCACACGUGGGUUGCGAUUCAGUGCUUCUGCGAAUGCACAAAGCACAAUUUAGUGGUUCUGCGUAUGUGCGAGCGCCGAAACCCGGAAGUGACCCAUUCUGGUACUUCUGUGUUUCAGUGCGUCCGUAACCCAAAAAUGCGCAACCUGAAGCAUCUGUAACCCGAGGUAUGACUGUAUUGGUGUUACACAGCUGUGCCUUAAGAGCCAGCAGCUAUUUUUAAAUACGAGUCAUGUUUUUGAACUGCUCAGAGGGCUAGCAGCAUUGAUUCUGCAUAAUGAUUAUCCUAUGACCCCAAAGCAAAGGGCUCUCUAAACCAUGGGUUGGCAAACUAAGGCCUGGGGGCCGGAUCUGGCCCAAUCGCCUUCUGAAUCCGGCCUGCGGACAGUACGGGAAUCAGUGUGUUUUUACAUGAGUAGAAUGUGUGCCGCUUCUAUUUAAAAUGCAUCUCUGGGUUAUUUGUGGGGCAUAGGAAUUCGUUUCCCAAAAUAUAGUCUGCCCCCCCCCAAAGGUCUGAGGGACAGUGGACCAGCACCCUGCUGAAAAAGUUUGCUGGCCCCUGCUCUAAACUCUUUCUUCACACAGACAAUAGCAGAGGCUUUGGAAGAUCCCUCUUCACUAGCUCUGGGUGCAGGCAAACACUUCCGAAGUCAUCAUUUCCUCACCCCAACCCCAUUCCUCCUCCUUGUUAUAUUUGUCAGACUUCUUUCUUUAUGUGCCUUGUCAACAAAUGUCACCCCUUAUACACCCAAAUGUUCUGCUGGAGAGGGCUACCAGCAGGAUGCCAUCUCAGUAGAUGUAGGAAACAGACCUUUAAUGUGGCACCACCUCCCCUUUGGAACUUACACACACACACACCCUGACAGGCAUUGUCCUCAUUAUCUUUUCAGUGCCUGUUGGAGAUGUUCAUCUUCCAACAAGCCUUUUAAAUAGAGAUGUUUAUGCCAGUUUUUAUCUACAUUGGACUAGAAACUGAAUUUACAUAUUUUUUUAUUGUUAAUUGCUUUGGGGUGUUUCAUGGGAAGCAAUUCAUAAAUAAAAUGAAAGAAAUAUAAUUAUUGUGACUUGCUUUGACAGCAGAAGAAAGCUUUAUGCAUGAACUGAGUGGAAUGUUGGAGACAUCAUCUAGUCAGUAUUAAUGGUGAAGUAUGUCUUAAAGGUAAAAGGACCCCUGACCAUUAGGUCCAGUCGUGACCGACUCUAGGGUUGCGGCGCUCAUCUCGCUUUAUUGGCCGAGGGAGCCGCCGUACAACUUCUGGGUCAUGUGGCCAGCAUGACUAAGCCGCUUCUGGCGAACCAGAGCAGCGCACGGAAGCGCCUUUUACCUUCCCACCGGAGCAGUACCUAUUUAUCUACUUGCGCUUGAUGUGCUUUCAAACUGCUAGGUUGGCAGGGACUGAGCAACGGGAGCUCACCCCGUCGCAGGGAUUCAAACUGCUGACCUUCUGACCGGCAAGUCCUAGGCUCUGUGGUUUAACCCACAAUGCCGCCCGCGUCCCUUGAAGUAUGUCUUAAAUAUGUUAUAAAAUCUUUCUUCUCUUUCUUUGUCUUGUGUACCUCAGUUGUUUACUCCUCCACAUGCCAGGGCACAAGCAAACGGGAAUGGGAAGCUGAGGUGCAUGAGGGAAAGAAUUCUGACGCUGUGCACACAAGUCCCAGCUUCCUGCAGAUUUGAAGGCAGCAUUUCAGAGCUGUUAUUGCCUAUGAUGUGCACAUUCCUUUUUGGUGCCUUGCCAUGGUCUCUGACCAAACCAGCUCUGAGUUUUCAUAGUGUUCAGAUUUGUACUCUGAAAAAUCCAAAGCCAGCCCCUGAAAGCAAAUGCAUAUUGUAGCAACAUAGCUCUGUAUGCUUUGGUCUGAUUGUCAUGAGCCCCUUUAUAAAUGCACAUGUUGGUGUUGGUGCUCUAGUUUUCGUUGUUUAUAAGUGGAAGUGUUGGCAUAUUGCGGACAUACAUGGUCAAGGGCCUUUUAAAAAAGAAGAAAAAUUCAAUACCACCUUUUUUCCAGGAAUACCAUAAUUCAAAAACAUUUUUAAAAGGUUAUUUUUUGAAUAAAAUUGAGUAUAAAAGAGACUGCUUGCAAUCAUGUCUAAUCAGUAUUGUCACUCCAAUGAGUUUGCUGUAGUUGGAAAUUGAGGUGGGGAACUCAUCUCCCCCCCCCCUAAAAAAAUGCAGGCUUUCCUUGCCAACACUGUUUUGGACUGUUAUCAAACUAAACAAUUCUGAGAGGUUUUUUCUUGUUUUUGUUUUUGAGUUUUGUAAACUUCAGUCAGUGAAUACAUUAAAAUAAAUGUUUAUGGUGAAAAUUGAAAAGAUGCUGGAGAGCUUUGAUUGGAUCGUUUGUCUCUUUUAAUAUUAUUAAUUAAACAACCAAAUGAGGGAUCUGAUUGGAGCAAAGGAGGGAUUUUAAUGCUUUCUAAACAGUUUUACUAGUUAAAUAUUUUAUUUUAUUUUAUUAUUUAUCAAAAGAUCCCAGGACUAUGUACAACAUUAAUAACACACUUUACAGAACACAAUAAUAAAAACAUAAUAAUAAAAUAACCAUAAAAUAAUCAUAAUAACAGUGUCUCCCUCCCCCCCCCCAUUUAACAGACCAUAGAUUAUUGAAUGGCCAAAGGCAUGGGUAAAGAGGAAUGUUUUUGCCUGGCACCUAAGACAUACAAUGAUGGUGCUAGGCAAGUCUUUUUGGGAAGAGCAUUCCACAGAUGGGGAGCCACCACAGAAAAGACCCGUUUUUGUGUUGCCACCCUCCAAACCUCCCGGGGACAUAGAAAAGUGCCUCAGAUGACAAGAACAGAGUCAGUUUGUAUGGGUCAGUUUGUAUGGGGGGGGGAGAUAGUCCUUAAGGUAUUGAGGUCCUGAGCUGUGUAAGGCUUUAUAGGUCAACACUAGCACUUUGCAUUGGGCCCAGAAACAUACGGCAGCCAGUGCAACUGGGCCCGUAAAUAGCAAGCCCCCUGUAGCUGUUUUCAGCGGGUGGGGGGGUAUUUAGAUUUGUUAAAUGACACAUAGAAGGAAGAUCAAGCCGGGCUAUUCCAAUUCAAUUUGCCUCUCACCCCAAUGAUUUUGUUUUUUAAAAAAGGAGAUCAAAUCAUGGAUCUUCAAUUUCUUUUGCCUUAAACAAAGUAGCUAAUUGGUGGGACUGAAAAGUAAGGGUGUAUUUGUUUUGAUUUGUUCGUUUUAGUCCUGUAGGUUUCCUCCAAAUAACGGAAUGAGAAAAUAAUAUUGUUGGAACUUUUCUUGUCUCAAUAGUGUUUCUUUCUAGUAAUACCUUCAGUAUCUUAGAAAAGGCACGGCACUGAGGUUAUGGUAAUAUGCAAAUAUAUUUUCCUUGUUUUGUUUAUAAUUAUAUGUUUGCAGAUUUUUAGAGUGUAAUCUACUUUGAGCUUCCCAUCUGGAUGCAGAGCGCAAACAGGAUAAACAAUGUACAUCUCAGUGUAAUGAAUUGAUCUGUGAAAGGGCAAGACAGUAAACUUAAACACUUAAACUGCUUGACAGUUUAAUUAUUAUUUCUGUUUAUUUAUCUAUUGCUAUUGGUGUAUUUGGUGCUUUACAUAUGAUCUCUUGUUUGAGGUGAGUGCAAGGACACGUGCCGUGAUACCAUGGGAGUUAUCUUGCAGAAAUAACUGUAAUCUGCUUGACAGACCCUCAGUUGCUAUUUGUAAUAUGGAAUCAGAAUUAUAGAGCCCUUUGCUUGUGCUGUAGAGCCAGUAGCUGAGGUUCAUGAUACAUGAAAGGUUAUGUCAAAUCUUCUGAAGAGAAGGAGGGUGCUAUAGACAUUUGUGUGCUUCUGACUCAGAUGCUUUCUCUAGCAUGAGCCAAGAUGCAUGAAAAGUGAAAAGAAGAGGUACCUUUGGGUGUGUGGGUGUGCUAGUGGCCAGAUUAGAAUAUUUUUUGGCGGGGGGGGGGGGUUGAACCUUAAACUCAAGUUGCCUAUCCAUUCUCCAUUGUAACUGCACUCCACCCCAAACAACUAGAUUCUCUCUCCCUGUUGUGAAGCCACCACUUUUCUUUUCUUUUCUUUUCUUUUAAAGCAUGUUUAUUCCAAUUUUAAGAUUACAGAAAAAGAAAAAAGUAAAAAAGAAAAACAAAUCACAUACCUCCUACAAAAAAAAAACACUCAGUACAAAGAAAAAUACAAAAGACAAAAAAUCACAAAAAAUCAAAUUAAACCAUUAAAACCGUUUUCCCAUUUACUUAUUUCCGUGACUUCCUCUCACUUCUCUGCUUUGUAUUCUAAUUUGAAUCGUAUCUCCAGCAAAUCCUUCUAACCUUCUUUUCAUUUACUUAUUUUAACAUUCGAAAGUAUUUAAUUCUCCUCUAUCUUUAUUUUACACUUCAUAUUUACUUAUUCCAUUAUACUCUGUCUGCCAAUACGGUCUAAUAUUCUUCUCCAACCUUUUCUAACAUUCUUUUAUAUUACAGUAUUUCUGAAGAUAUAUUUUAAAUUUUUUCCAAUCUUCUUCCAUCGACCCUUCUUCUUGAUCUCGAAUUCUGCCGGUCAUCUCAGCCAGUUCCAUAUAGUCUAUCACUUUUCUCUGCCAUUCUUCUCGGGUAGGCAAUUCUUGUGUCUUCCAGUAUUUCCCAAUAAGUAUUCUUGCCGCUGCUGUCGCAUACAUAAAGAAAUUCCUGUCUUCCCUUCGCACCAAUUGGCUGACCAUGCCCAAGAGGAAGGCCUCUGGUUUCUUCAAGAAAGUAUAUUUCAAUACCUUUUUCAGUUCAUUAUAUAUCAUUUCCCAGAAGGCCUUAAUCUUUGGGCACGUCCACCAAAGGUGAAAAAAAGUACCUUCAUUUUCUUUACAUUUCCAACAUUUAUUAUCAGGCAGAUGAUAAAUUUUUGCUAGCUUGACUGGGGUUAAGUACCACCUGUAAAUCAUUUUCAUUAUAUUUUCUCUUAAGGCGUUACAGGCCGUAAAUUUCAUACAUGAAGCCACCACUUUUCUCCUGUUUCUGUGACUUAAGAAAUCAGGCAACCCAAACUACAUGUACAUUUGAUAAGGAGUUUUGAACUGUUCUGACACAUGUCUCUGUAUAAUAUACCUAUUUGUUAAUUUGCUGGAGACUUUUGUCUAUAAAGGGACUAACAAAUGAAAUUAAUAAUAAUGAUGAUGAUGAUUUAUUGAGUGCAUGUAUUACACAUUCUUGUGUAAUUUGUAUACUUUAUGAUCAAGUGAAGUAGCCCCUAUGUUCACAUACAUGGAAUAGAUACAAGUGAUGCUAUUAGCAGUCUACACAGUUGAAUUUACUUACCUAGGUGACAAGCAUUCCCGAAGCGGGUACAUAGGUAAGCUUAAUAAAAUAAAAUAUAUUGAGGCAUAUUCUAACUUAUUUUGAAUGGGUCUGCUCUUCAUUAUUGAUACUUGCUGUCCAAUCCAGCUGGGUGGAUGAGUGAGCUCACUCUUUGCUUAAUAAGGAGAAAAGUAAUAAUUAAAAAAUUGGAUUUCAUAUAUAUAUAUAUAUAUAUAUAUAUAUAUAUAUGGUCAGUCAUUUUCUCUUAGCCUAACCUAGUAACCUAGUAACCUUAGCCUAGUCACUGACGGGCUGCCCUUCUCCCUCCUUGGGGGAAAAGCCCCCAAGAGCACGCUCCACGCGGCUCGUGAAAGGGAGCACGGCUCUUGGGGGCUUUACCGGGAGGUGGGGAAGGGACUGAGGGACUGCCCUCUGUCCCUUCUCCCACCUCCCACAAAAGCCAGCAAGAGCUGUGCGCUCUUUAAAGGGAGCGUGGCUCUUGUGGGCUUUUCUACGAGGUGGGAGAAGGACAGCCCCUCAGUGACAGGCUGCCCUUCUCCCACCUCGUAGAAAAGCCCGCAAGAGUCGCGUGGAGCCUCUUGGGGGCUUUUCCUGCCUGCAUUCACACCAUAAGACGCACACACAUUUCCCCUUAGUGUGUCUUAUGGAGCGAAAAAUACGGUACUCUAUCCUGAGUUCCUUGACAGAGAAGUGGAAUAUAAAUGUAAUAAAAUAAAAUUGAAAUAUAUAUAAAAAAUGAAAUUUCUUCAAAGCUUGGCUUAGAUGGAAAUUGAAUUGAUUAUAAAAAUGUUAAAUUUGAUGCCUUUUAAUAUUCAUGACCCUCUAUCAAAUGUACCUGAAUUAAAGCCUAUUUUUCUACAUGGAAAAAUAUUUGAUUUCUGAAGUAAAAACUAAGUACAGUGGUACCUCGGGUUACAUACACUUCAGGUUACAUACGCUUCAGGUUACAGACUCCGCUAACCCAGAAAUAUUACCUCGGGUUAAGAACUUUGCUUCAGGAUGAGAACAGAAAUCGUGCUCCGGUGGCACGGCGGCAGCAGGAGACCCCAUUAGCUAAAGUGGUGCUUCAGGUUAAGAACAGUUUCAGGUUAAGUACAGACCUCCAGAACGAAUUAAGUACUUAACCUGAGGUACCACUGUAUAGGGCUUUAAAGGUUAAAACCAGCACCUGUACUCCACCGGGAGCCAGUGCAGCUGGUAUAACACCGGGUGAAUGUGAUCCCACAGCGAGGACCCCGUAAGGAGUCUCGCCGCAGCAUUCUGCACCCGCUGGAGUUUCUGGGUCAGUCUCAAGGGCAGCCCCAUGUAGAGCGAAUUACAAUAAUCCAGUCUGGAGGUGACCGUCGCGUGGAUCAGAGUGGCUAGGUCAGGGCGAGAGAGGUAAGGAGCCAACUGCGUAGCUUGGCGGAGAUGAAAAAAUGCCGCCUUUGUUAUAGCUGCAAUCUGCGCCUCUAUGGAAAGGGAGGUGUCGAAGAUUACACCCAAACUGUUAAUGGACGGUGCUGGCACUAAUUGCACCCCCGCAAGAGAUGGGAGUUGCCCCCCCAAUCCCAUAUCGUCCCGACCCAGCCAAAGGACCUCUGUCUUUGAAGGAUUUAACUUCAACAGGCUUCCACGUAACCAUCCAGCCACAGCUUCUAAACAUCUGAUCAGUGUGUCUGGGGCCGAGUCAGGAUGGCCAUCCAUCAACAGAUAGAGUUGGGUGUCAUCAGCAUACUGAUGGCACCCCAACCCAAAACUCCGGACAAGCUGGGCGAGGGGGCGCAUAAAGAUGUUAAAAAGCAUCAUAGCCAAACACUGGAGAGUCCUGGUACCAAAUGGGAAACAGCCUUACGAGAAAAGCUAACCUAACAGACUGAAACUGACACGGGGACAAAUAGAAGAGGACUGUCUCACCCCAGUAUGGCUUCCCUUUAUCUCAUACACAGCCCAACAAGACCACAACAAGAAUCCACUGAAAGCAUACAAAUCAAUUUGGCCAAUUUGACCCAACAAGCCCCCCCCCCACUUCACAAAUGCAAACAAACCUCACUGCAGACAACCACAGACAACCAUCCACACCCUGGACUCCCCCAAUCCCUCUCACUACCAAGGAAAUGUAAUAAGCAAACAGAAAGAGAACCUACCCAGUUGAUGCUGACACAAAACCCCACAUGUACACUGUAAAAAAAUAAAAAUUUCACCGCCACCCCUUCUUUCCCCCCAUCAUCUUCCUAGCCUUAUACCAGGGGACAGCAAACGUUUUCAGCAGGGGGGCGGUCCACUGUCCCGCAGACCUUGUGGGGGGCCAGACUAUAUUUUGGAAAGAAAAAAAUUGAACGUAUUCCUAUACCCCACAAAUAACCCAGAGAUGCAUUUUAAAUAAAAGCACACAUUCUACUCAUGUAAAAACACACUGAUUCCCGGACCGUCCGCAGGCUGGAUUUAGAAGGCAAUUGUGUCGGAUGCAGCCCCUGGGCCUUAGUUUGCCUACCCAUGCCUUAUACUGUAUUCAACACUAAUGUCUCACAACAAAUGUAACUGAUCUGAAAAGACUUUAGAGGCUGAAAAAAAGAGAAAAGGCAUGUACUUUUGUAAACCAAGAAAAUUGUUAAUAAAAAUUAUUUAGUGGUCUAUAUGACCAGAGGCUUUGGAUUAAUCUCCUAGGUAGUAUAAUGUUUUACUUUGUCACAAACAAGGUAUAUGUUAAUUGUAUUUUGAUAGAAACCAGUUAAUACACACUCUUAUUUAAGAAAUGCAUGAAUUACAAAAUUUAACUCCCAUUUUAAAGUCAGCCAUUUGCCACAAUGAUUUAAACUAAACCACUUGUACUUUAUUUUUUAGAAAUUUUCUAAAAUCUUCCCAGCUGUGAUCCUGCUGUGCAUAGAUUCUUCUUCCAUGUUGCCUAUGUGAGUGCAUUCAGGGUUUGGAGUAGAUGGAAAGACAGGGAAAUGAUGAACAAUGCUGAAAGCAGAAAAGAUGGGAGUGGAGUUAAGGGUUUUUAAGGCAGUUAUCUUAAAUUGUACCUGAAAUCCGUCCAUUAUGAUUCGACUGAUUUUUAUGAAGGGAGAGUCAAGGCUUGCAAAUGGAAGUGUUUUGAAAAGUGAUUGUGUGUUUGAGACAAACAUAUUUGGGUGGUUUUGAACCCCAACACAAGCAUCUGCUAAUGUCUGAAGUGUGGAGGCAGGGUUGUCCACAGACAUCUGUGCUGCAGUGAUGAGUAGUGGUGUAUAGAUGCAUAGAUGUAAAAAAUUUUUGGGGUGUGUGUGUGUUUUGUUUGUUUGUUCUGUUUUAGGCUGGGUAUGUUGAAGGACCAAUACAGGUGGUGGGGUUCCUCUGUGCACUUAAAAACAACAACAGAAUCCCUUCCCAUUUCCUCUUUACCCAUAUUGACCAACUAGGUUACACAUGGUGCUUAUGGUUGUACUGUAAUUAGUUGCUGUGGUGCAAACAGUAUUAAUGGCUUUGUGUUCUGCUUUUGACUUACCACUAUGGGAAACCAGAAUAUUGGACUAGAUGGACCAUGGGUAGGUGAACAAUCUGGCCCAAUCACCUUCUAAAUCCGGCCCACGGAUGUUCCGGGAAUCAGCGUGUUUUUACAUGAGUAGAAUGUGUGCUUUUAUUUAAAAUGCAUCUCUGGGUUAUUUGUGAGGCAUAGGAAUUUGUUCAUUCCCCCCGCCCCCACAAGGUCUGGGGGACAUUGGACCGGCCCCCUGCUGAAAAGGUUUGCUGACCCCUUGAGAUGGACCCUUGAUCUGGCAUUCGUAUGUUUAUGCAUUGUGUUUAUACGCUUGGCAAAAAUGUGUCUCUCCUUCCCUGUUCUUCACUCAGGCAUGUGGAAUACGCAAAUAGCAGUCAACCAGUUCCUUAACUGGUGUAGGUUGGCUUAGUUGUACAGACUGAAAAAUGUCUGUCAUACCAACUGGAGUUCAGCUGAGGAUAUUCAGUCAGCUCUGUGUUUUACAUCUUUGUUUUGUUAAAAUAAAUGUGAUUUCACGCAGGCCAUAACUUAGGUUGGAGAUCUCCUAAUUACCAAAGUAUGUGCCUGCUCUGGUUUUGCAAUUCUCCACCUCUCACAGCAGUGAAAUGUAACUUGUGCUUUCUUUGCUUCCGCAGUCUCGAAUUUUGAAAGAAAGGACACAGAAAGCACAGGGUGUUUUUCCCUUUUUGUUUUGUUUUUGUUUUUUCUGUGUGAGGGGAAUUGAAUAGGCUCCCCCCAAAAGUGUGUGUGCAUUACACUUCAGCUGAGUGGCUAACUGGGUAGAAGAAUAUGUGGGCUCCCACUCUCUCUGUGCCCAAAUUGUUAUCAAAGCUUUCACCACUUCGAAAAAACUAGCAGGGCUUGUUCAUCAAAAGGCCUCUGUUGCAUUGAUCACCCCAGGCAUUCAGCAAUAAUGAAUUAAGCUAUAUAAAGCAUGAGUUAAACAGUACAUUCUGUAAUCUUGUUGGGUUUCUGAGUUUUGAUCAUGCAAUUUCCAUGCAUCUGUUUUAUUCCUGCAACCAUGAGAACUAGAAACUUUUUUUAAAAAAAAGUAAAUCAUUUUUCAAUUUUAUAACAAGAAUACAAUUUUUUUAAAAAUCAAACAUACUCUUUAUAUUUGUUUAUUUUUCUUUUAAGAUCUCCCUUUCACAUAUAUCUUGACUGCUCAUUUUAUGUUAACCCUGCUAAUGUUUUAAGUUGUUUACAAUAAUUUUUCAAAUAAUCCACAAUUUUUUUCCAUUCUUUAUUCAAGGUUUUUUCUUCCUGGUUCUUCAUUCUUCCCGUAAGUUUAGCCAUUUCUGCAUACUCCAUCUUCUGCCAGUCCUCCUUAGUCGGAACUGUUUCUUCUUUCCAUUUCUGCACAUAAAUCAUCUGGGCAGGCGCUGCAUACAUAAACGUUUUUUCUGAUAUUUGGGUUCCUCUGAGCCUAUUAUCUCUAGAAGAAAAGCUUCUGGUUUUUUUAAAAAAAUAAAAUAUAUCUUCAACAUUUUGUUCAGUUCAUUAUAAAUCAUUUCCCAGAAAGCUUUCACUACCUUACAUGACCACCAUGUAUGGUAAAAGGUACCCUCCUUUUCUUUACAUUUCCAGCAUGUAUCUGAUUCUGAUUUAUACAUCUUAGCUAAUUUACUAGGAGUCAGAUACCAUCUAUACAUCAUUUUCAUAUAGUUGUCUUUUAGUGUAUAACACACUGUAAAUUUCAAAUCUGUAUUCCAUAGUUUUUCCCAUGCUGCUAUUUCAAUGUUAUGACCUAUAUUCCUUGCCCAGUGUAUCAUUGCUGAUUUUACAAGUUUGUCUUUUGUUUCCCAUUCCAAUAACAACUUGUACAUUCUCUAUAAGUUCUCUUUCAAAUUGUGAGGUUUGAUUCAUAAAUCCAUUCAUUUUAUCUAAUUCAAAUAGCUCAUUAAGUUGAUAAUAUUGUAACAUAUUCAAACCUUUCUCAUUUUACUUCUCAGUCUACAUCCAUUAACAAAUCUGUAUAUGUUGCCCAUUCAUUUUUCAUUUUUUCAAAGAUAUAGCUUCAAUAGGAGAGAGCCACAAAGGUUUCUUUCUUUCCAACUGGUUUUUAUAUUUAUUCCAUACUGUAUAUAUUUUUUCCUGAUUGCAUGAUGCAUAAAACCUUUAUGCAUUUUAAUUUUACCAUACCAUAAAUAUUACCAAACUUAUUGUCAUGUCCUUCCAAGUCUAACACCUGGUUAAUCACUCCUUUAACCAGCAAAGAAAUGAUGCCUCAUAAUCUGGUCGUAAAUCUGGUAAUGAGAAUCCACCUUUUCCUUUCCAAUCUAUCAGAAUUUUAUAUUUAAUUCUUGGUUUCUUCCCUUGCCAGACAAAUCUAGAAAUAUAUUUCUGCCAUGCUUUGAAGCAUCUUCCAUUGCUGAUUAUUAUUAUUUUUUUUAAAAUGAUAUUUAUUAAAGUUUCAAGAAAUACAAAAAAAAAAAAAAAUACAGAGUACAAAAAAAAGAAUAACGUUUUUAAAAUAUAACAAAAAAAUAAAGAAUAAAAAGGCAACAUACAAAAUAAAACAGUUAAAAAGACAUUGAUUUUCCAAACCUAUCUUCCCUACACUUAUUUCCCCGGACCUCCUCAUACCUCCCUUUUUUGUAUUCCAGUUCAGUUUGUUAGUUCAGCAAAUCCUUACCAUUAAACUUUUACCCAAUUGUUAACCUUUUUUCAUAUCUCUUAAAGCAUUACAGCUAAAAACCUCUUACUUUCUAUUCAACAUCCUUCUAAGAUUCCUUAAUUUUGCAAUAUUUCUGUAAAUAGUCUUUAAAUUUCUUCCAGUCUUCUUUCACCGACUCUUCUCCCUGGUCUCGGAUUCUGCCAGUCAUUUCCGCCAAUUCCAUGUAGUCAAUCACCUUCAUCUGCCAUUCUUCCAAAGUGGGUAGAUCUUGUGUCUUCCAAUACUUUGCGAUGAGUAUUCUUGCUGCUGUUGUAGCAUACAUAAAAAGGUUCUGUCCUUCUUUGGCACCAAUUGGCCGACAAUGCCCAGAAGAAAGGCCUCUGGUUUCUUCAGAAAGGUAUAUUUAAAUACCUUUUUCAGUUCAUUAUAUAUCAUUUCCCAGAAAGCCUUGAUCUUUGGGCACGUCCACCAAAGGUGAAAGAAUGUACCUUCAGUUUCUUUACAUUUCCAACAUUUAUUAUCGGGCAAAUGAUAAAUUUUUGCAAGCUUGACUGGGGUCAUGUACCACCUAUAUAUCAUUUUCAUAAUAUUCUCUCUUAAGGCAUUACAUGCCGUAAACUUCAUACCUGUGGUCCAUAACUGUUCCCAGUCAGCAAACAUAAUAUUAUGUCCAACAUCUUGUGCCCAUUUAAUCAUAGCAGAUUUCACCGUUUCAUCCUGAGUAUUCCAUUUCAACAGCAAGUUAUACAUUCUUGACAGGUUUUUAGUUUUGGGUUCUAACAAUUCUGUUUCUAAUUUUGACUUUUCCACCUGGAAGCCUAUUUUCUUAUCCAAAUUAUAUGCCUCCAUUAUCUGAUAGUAAUGAAGCCAAUCUCUCACUUUAUUUUUUAGUUUUUCAAAACUCUGCAAUCUCAAUUUAUCUCCUUCUUGUUCCAAAAUUUCCCAGUAUGUCGGCCUUCCACUGCUGAUUAUUGGAGCUGUUUGAAAUAAGAGAAGCAUCAUCGGUAACACAUUCAUCUUUAUGACUGACAUCCUUCCCAUCAAUGAAAGCUUCAUUCUAACCCCAUACUUCAAGACUUUUCCUGAUUUCUCUCCAUGUCUGAAUAUAAUUUUCUUGGAAUAUGUUAGGGUUUCUUGAUGUUAACCAAAUUCCCAAAUACUUAACCUUUUUAUCCUAUUAUUAAUCCCGUAUUUGUCUGUUCAUCGUUCUUUACCUGUUUGUCUAUAUUUUUCACUGAAAUUUUAGUUUUACUUUUGUUUAUUUUAAACCCUGCAACUUCCCCAAAUUUUCUUAUCUCUUCUAAUAGUGGGAACUAGCAACUUUUCUCUUUAGACGAAAACUGAAAUACAAAAGAUAUAACUUCUGCAAUUUUGAGUGUUAGAAUGCAAAACACCAGAGCGCAUUAAAAUAUAUUUAGCUUCCUUUUACAGCACUGAAAAACUUGGUGGCAAAAUAGAAAAUCUUGGCUGAACUGUUUUUAGAACUAAUACUGGAUCGAUGUUUUAUCAUUUUCAUAAAAGAGACUUGCUAUUUUAGAAGCCAGCUGUCUUCUGGCUGGAGGAGAGUUAACAUUGAUUUGAAUUGUAUCCUGCCCUUCUAGUACAUUUAUUUCAGUCCUGUUUACAAGCUGCAAUGAUUCUUAAAAAGAGGCCAUCAAGAUAAUCCAUGGUGUAUGUUGUGUAACAAAAAUAUAGACUUGGCAUCUUGUGUUAGUGUCAUGUCGUUCUGUUUUCCAAACAGCAGGAGUCAGUGCUAUACAAAGGACUCAUUUCUUACAGUGUUUUCAGCUGAUUUUUGUUUAGUGGACUUGAGUCCUCUAAGAGUUUCUAUCUUAUAACAAGGAAGAAUGGGGUUGGUUGGUUGGAAUCAUCUUUGUCAGAAACAGUGUUAGAAACUGAGAUAUGAAAGCUAGGAGCUAAAUGGCACCUUAAACCUAGGUUAUGGGCGUAACAGCAGGAUGUCUAGGCGCACUUAUUUUAUAACAAGAAUUCAAAGCUGAAAAUGAAUGAACUGCAGCCAACAUAUUGUGUUCAUGUUUUACAUUGUCUAGUCCUUCCCCUGCGCACUCCCCCACCCCCUGAUAUUCUUAAGAGGGUCUCUUCUCCAGUCUUCAGAGAGUAUCUGGAAGUGGAGAGGCAGAAAAAGGUCUUCCUUUCCUUCCACUCUGCAGUUUUAAUCUGAAAUUUUAAGCCAGGGGUCAGCAAACUUACCGCACCUCGGGCCGGUGUCUCCAGCACCAAUCAUGCAGUGGGCCGGAGGGCAGAGGAGUGUGUGCCCAUACGCAUGCGCACACACUAUUUCCAGCAUACUUCCGGGUCAGAGGAGCACUGGAAAUAGCUUGUGUGCAUGUGCACAGGCCUCCUCCGACCUGGAUGUGCACUGGAAAUAACACUUGUGCAUGCGCAACCGAUCCAGAAGUGGGCAGCUGUGCAGUGCAGCUCCGGUAAGUGCAGGCAGCAGCGGGCGGCGGGGGUCGCUGUGGGCCGGAUAAACGAGUCCCUCGGGCCUUAUCCGGCCUGUGGGCCUUAGUUUGGGGAUCCCUGUCUUAGGCUCAUGUUCUGGCUCGCGCUAAUGAAAUUCCCUGUCACAAAAUGCACCUAGAACAAUGGGAGUUUUGAACACUGGGCAGAAAUCACCCUUGAUAGUGGAUAGCUUAAAGCUAACCUUAAUGUUAAUGCUCCUAUAAGCUGGGCUGCUGUGUUGCCUGUAUUGGUAUUCCUUGGGGUGACAUCUGCAACAUCUAGACCUUGAACCACACAGGCAGCAGUUAUGCUACUGUGCAGACCUUGGAUGCAUAACGGCCAGCCUAUAAAGCAUUACUGCAUCUCCAUGGAUUCAAUUUAUUGUUGGCAUCUGUGUGGGGGCUAUAAUGUUUCAAUUCAAUGUUUUAGAUGUAACCCCACUACAAAAGCUACCAACAUUUUUUUCUGAGCCAGAUAUAUAAUUUGUACUAGAACCAGCACCUGAUUUUGCCUGGCCUCAUGUAUAUUGCUCUCAGUUCUUAGGGAAUGAAUAAAACUGUAACCGGCUGUGAAAUGUUUGAUGGAUUGGACCACAUGCAAGUUGCAUUCUGUCCACAAUUGCCACCCCCACCAUGUAUUGCUUUGUUUUUAAAGUCCAGCAUUAGAUGCAGAAUUGCUAGUUGGGGGUGGAACUUGGCACCUUACAGGCUCCCCUACCACCAGUUUCCUAUAAAUCGUUUUCCCAAGCCUGUACACUAUAGAAGGUGUGGAGAGCAGAAGACUGUUUUGGGAUAGUUAUGUUAAUGCUGGUGUUUGUGCUUCACUUGUAUUCAGUCCCCAAACAGGCACAGCCUAGUUCAGUGGGUGCAAACCUAUGGCACGCGUGCCAGAGGGGGCCCUCAGAGCCCUCUCUGUGGGCAUGCACGCCGUUGCCUCAGCACAGAGCUGGCAGAAGGCAAGGGCAGUGCGUUGAGUCCUCAGCUCAACUUGUGUCUCAGUAGAAGCACCUCGGGUGGAGGAGACCGGCCUGUUCUGGAAGACAGCCCCUGGAUUUAAAGCUGUGAAGGAUUGGGUGACUGUGCUUCUCUGUGGCAAUGCGGCUGUACACUUGAUCAAGCCAGGUAUACUGUAAAGGUCUGAAAACCCCUGUGCCCUCAAAGGCAUAAACAAUCACCUGCUGCCUGUCUUCUGGCAGUCCAACAAGAGAGCCUGUCUGACUGCUGCAAGCUCUCUGGACUGGUUCCACAAGUGCUUCAUUCUGGAAGUGAGGAUUCAGGGUGGAUUUGAUUUAAAUCACAAUUUAAAUCACUAGUCAAUAAGACUUUAUUUAAAACAUUUUUUUACAGAAGGACUCAUUCUUGCUGGUAUAAUCUUAAUAUUUACAAUGUGAAGGUUUCAUUUUUUGAAUAAUAAAUUUUCAGAGUAGUUUUUACAGUUAAAUCACAAAUUACUGAUUUGGUUAUACCAUUAGUAAUACAUAGACAGAUAAUUAUGAAAUUAUUGUGAGGUUUAAUAAGUUAACUGUUUAUAUUUGGACAACUUUUCUGCUACACUUUAUUUGAAGGAGAAACAUAAUCAUUUCCUUAAUAACAAUUUAAACAAUUUAUUUAACUAAAACAAUUACAUUAUAGCAUAUGUAUUCAUGUUUGUUAACUGAUGUGGUUAAACUUAAAAAACAAAACUUAGACUGAGUUUUAGCACACAUGAAAAAACUUAAAACAAAUCCUUAUUUCCUGAUGAAUAGCCUUUCGUCUAUAAUGUAACUUAAAUAGAAAACUAUCUUUAGAAAGGUUUUUCCUCCAGAAGCAUUUUAUUUUAUUUAAAUAAAUAAAAAAUCCAAUUUAAAUAUUUAAAAUCCGAUUUAAAAGAAAAAUUCAUUGAUUUUUAUUCACCCUGGAUGCGUUACUUGCUGGAGAAUGGGCUGGAAUUCAAAGUGCUACUGUUGGUGGACAGUGUUCCUGGGACUGCAAUUUGUGCACGAUGAUGUCACGGUUGCCUCCCCCCCAAUACAACCUCACUCAUCCAGCCUUUGGAUCAAGGGGUGAUUCGCUGCUUCAAGGCUCAUGAUGCCAGGCUCACCUUUGUCUUGCUGAUCAAUGCAGUGGAUGCUGAUCUGGAUCUCGACCUCACGUCAUUCUGGAAGUCCUUCAACAUUGCAAACUGCAAUCAAACCUAUAUCAAAGCAGGCAGUGGCUGCAAUCAAGCCUGAAACCAUGAACACAUGCUGAGGCAAACUCUGGAAGGAAUGUUUUCAUCGUAUCAAGGAAUUUCCAGGCAUUACCACUGAGGUGGAGAACAUUGUGAAGAUGGUGCUGAUGACAUUGGCUUUGUUGACCUCAUCCAGGAGGAAGUGGAAGAACUGACUGAGGGACAACAGGCCUUGAGCGUGAAAGAGCUGAGAUCGAGUUCCAGCUCUGAAAGCAGGGAAGAAGGGGAGGAUGGUGAGCAGGAUGACCAAUCCACCUAGACCCUGGAGAGCUUUUCUGAACUCUUUGGCACACUCAACCAUGUGAAUUAUAUCAUUGUGCAGUAUGACCCCUCCAUGGAACGCAUCCUGAAGAUCAAGCGUGCCAUUGCAGGCAGUGUGUGACCAUACAAGGAGAUGUUUGACCAGCUGAAGAGACAAAGCACCAGCUACCUAUCACCAUGUUCCUCUGCAAGGCGCCAGCAGCAGCAGCAGCAGCAGCAAGUGAAUCUGACCCACUGCCAAGCACUUCAGGAUGCCUCUUGUUGUCAUUUCCACAUCCUCCAGUGAUGAUGAAGAUAUAGAGCCACCACUGCCACCAUUCUUGCCAGUUUGGAAGGGCUGCUGGGUUUUUAAAAUGGAUUUUCAAGAGUUUCCAGGGGUUUAGAGGGUGUUUACGGGCAUUUUAGAUGGUGUUCCCUGCUAUACACAUUUUCAGUUAUAUACACCGUACCUGGGAACAUAACCCCCAUGUAAGUGGGAAGUCACCUGUAGUAUGUAAUAUAGUAUGGGGCUUUGCUAUUUCAAGGAAAAGCAAGUAAAAAAUCUCACAGGACAUGCUCAGGCCUGAGGUGGGCCUGAAGUAAAUCUUUGGAGCCUUGCCACUAUCUAAGCUGUUGGCAGCAAGAAACCUGUUCUGUGAACCUUGGCUGGAAGAAGAAGAAGAAGAAGAAGAAGAAGAAAUAAUAAUAAUAAUAAUAAUAAUAAUAAUAAUAAUGUAGUAGAUAUUCAGGUAAAAUGUGGUCAUGUUGCCUUUUGAAUGGGGAAGCGGGGGCUGCAUGAAGUUAGAGAGAUAAAGGGUCCAUGGAUUAUCACAUUAACCAAGACAGCUUAUUUUACUCUGAGACAAAAUCUCUUUAAAUCACCCAUAGUAGCUCAUGGAAGCUACUAUCCUGCAGCAUUUUUUGCAGGUCUGCUGGGGGAUGGCAGAGAAGAGACAAAAGCUGCAUUUCCAUGCUGAGUGUGUUUCUCCUGUUCAUAGCUGUCAACUUACAGAUUUGAAAAUAAGGGAUCAGCAGCCAAAAUAAGGGAUUUUAGUCAACCAGCUCCUUUCCUUUUCCUCAUAACAGUCAAUCGAAGGAGCCUCCAAAACAAAUCCAACCCCCCCCGACAUUGCCGCCCGCCAUUGUACUCAACCUGCUCCUUUCCUCCCCCCCCCCCACCAUGUGCCCCCGCUCCUGACAUACCUUUUCCCCAGCAAGGGUGAGUGGGCCGUCGAUGACGUAUCCAUCCGAUUCUGAGCACAGGUAUGUUCAACUUCUGAGCCCCUCCGAGCCAAAGGCAGAAAGCCCAGCCAGCAACCAAAUGAAGUGGUGGUUCCCACAGCGCAGCAACCCGGCAAAGGGGAUGCAGCGAGGAAAACCACUGUCACCUCUCCGCUGGGAAGCGCUGAGCAAAGGCGAGUCCCCAGGCAAUGCGGCCGAUUUGAUCGGCACAAGGCAUGCAAGCUCCACCCCCCAGUCGUUCUUAGACUCCUUAUUGGGUGAGCAACGCAGCCAAGCAACACAGUUGGAGCCUCCCUCCUCCCUGGCUGGCAGGGAGGGAGGGAGAGGAGCUGCUUCCUUUGAAACCCAGGAAAUUUAAGGGACAUCAUCAAUCCAGGACAGCAGCGGAAACGGCAGUGGGAUAAGGGAGUUUCCCGCCAAAUAAGGGACGGUUGACAGCUAUACUCCUGUUGCAGCCUACGUACUCUCUAUGCUGGCUGCACAGGAGUGACAGAGUGCUCCAUCUGUCCUUAGCCUUCUCACUUGCCUGUGUAUGAAUUUCCUGGUUUCUGUAUAUAUACUAGUCCAGAGCCUUGGGGGGGGGGGCGCUAGCCAGAUUUUUUGCCCCGGGUGAAGCCUCCAUAGGGCGCCAUUGAGGCUCCUAGCCUCUGUGUGUGUGCGCGCACGUGUGUGUGUGUAAAUACACAUGGGGAGUGCCAAACUGGGUCUUUGAUCCAGGUGAAAUAAAGCCUAGUUUCGCUCCUGUACCAGGCUAGUGCUUAAAUAAAAUACUGCUUUACCACAACUACCCCAAGCCCUUAACCCAGGAGAGGGAUUCUGAUGGGAAGCUGUGCCUUGUAGCAAUGCCACAAGUGAAGUAAGGUUUAAAUUCAUGGUAUCAACUGCUGGUGCAGAGCAGCCCUCAGUUCUGUGAGUGAGAAGCAAGAGAAAAGACAUAUCGAACAUAUGAAAACUCUUAAUCUGUUUAUACUCAUUAACAGUCUCGGUUUUCAGGAGCUUGAUGCUUUUGCACUAAUGUUUGGAAAUGAAACUCCAUUUUCAAAUGAUAUUUAUUGAAUCGAAAUGGUGACUCAGCAACAAGAACCAUCUUAGGUAACAUUGUUCGUUCUUCAGCAGCAUUUUAAAAUACAGCGGUACCUCGGGUUAAGUACUUAAUUUGUUCUGAAGGUCUGUUUUUUUUUUUUUAAAGAUUUUUUAUUAAAGUUUUAAACAAACAAAAAAAGAAAAACAACACACACAAAAAACAAUACAAAACUUAACAAUAAAAACACAAAACAUAGCAAUUAAAAACAAACUCUCUUUUCCAUUUCCAAUUUUAAAUUACUUAUUUUCUGGACUUCCUCAUACCUCCCUCUUUUGUAUUCCAAUCUACAUUGUUUGUCCAGCAGUUUCUUUUCCACUUUUUUAAUCCCAAUCUUUAAUUUAAUAAAACGUUAAGAUAUAUAACUUCAACUUUUUUUAAACCUAAUCCUUGAUCUUAAUGUCAUAUAACUUUAAGUUUUUCCCUUUUAUUAUCAAAUUUCCAUUUCUUUAAACAUCUUUAAUCUUGAUCUUUAAUCUUAAUCUAUCCUUAACUUUAACCUGUACAGCUGGAAACCACUUGUUUUCAGUCCAACAUCACUCUAACAUUCCUUAAUUUUGCAGUGUUUCUGAAGAUAAUCUUUGAAUUUCUUCCAGUCUUCCUCCAUCGACUCUUCUCCCUGGUCACGGAUUCUACCAGUCAUUUCCGCCAAUUCCAUAUAGUCCAUAAGUUUCAUCUGCCAUUCCUCCAGCGUGGGAAGUUCUUGUGUCUUCCAAUACUUUGCGAUGAGUAUUCUUGCUGCUGUUGUUGCAUACAUAAAGAAAAUUCUAUCCUUUUUUAACACCAUUUGGCCUACUAUGCCCAGGAGAAAGGCCUCUGGUUUCUUAGGAAGGUAUACUUAAAUACCUUUUUAAUUCAUUAUAUAUCAUUUCCCAGAAAGCCUUAAUCUUUGGGCACGUCCACCAAAGGUGAAAAAAUGUACCUUCAGUUUCUUUACAUUUCCAACAUUUGUUAUCGGGCAAGUGAUAGAUUUUCGCAAGCUUGACUGGGGUUAUGUACCACCUGUAUAUCAUUUUCAUAAUAUUCUCUCUUAAGGCAUUACAUGCCGUAAAUUUCAUACCUGUGGUCCAUAACUGUUCCCAGUCAGCAAACAUAAUGUUAUGUCCAACGUCCUGUGCCCAUUUAAUCAUAGCCGAUUUUACCGUUUCAUCUUGAGUAUUCCAUUUCAACAGCAAGUUAUACAUUCUUGACAAGUUCUUAGUAUUGGGUUCUAACAAUUCUGUUUCUAAUUUGGAUCUUUCCACCUGGAAGCCAAUUUUCCUGUCCAAUUUAAAUACCUCCAUUAUCUGAUAAUAAUGAAGCCAGUCUCGCACUUUGUUUUUAGUUUUUCAAAACUCUGCAAUUUCAGUCUAUCUCCGUCUUGUUCCAAAAUUUCCCAAUAUUUCGGCCCUUUGACCUCCAUAUUGACCUUUUUCAGGCUUUCGCUUCCAUUGGUGACAGCCACCUUGGGGUUUUAUUUUCUAGCAAAUCCUUAUAUCUUAUCCAAACAUUAAACAGCGCUUUCCUGACAAUGUGGUUUUUAAAUGCUUUAUGUGCUUUGACCUUAUCAUACCAUAAAUAUGCAUGCCAUCCAAAUACAUUAUUAAAACCUUCUAGAUCCAAAAUGUCAGUGUUUUCAAGAAGUAGCCAUUCUUUCAACCAGCAAAAGGCUGCUGAUUCAUAGUACAGUUUAAGGUCUGGCAGGGCAAAUCCACCUCUUUCCUUUGCAUCCGUUAGUAUUUUAAAUUUUAUUCUGGGUUUCUUGCCCUGCCAGACAAAUUUAGAAAUAUCUUUCUGCCACCUCUUGAAACAGUCCAUUUUGUCCACAAUUUGCAAUGUUUGGAACAAAAACAGCAUUCUAGGCAAUACAUUCAUUUUUACCGCAGCAAUACGACCCAGCAGUGAAAGCUUCAAAUUUGACCAAAUUUCUAAAUCUUUUUUCACUUCAGCCCAGCAUUUUUCAUAGUUAUCUUUAAAUAAGUUCCCAUUUUUUGCUGUCAUGUUAAUCCCCAGGUAUUUAACUUUCUUAACCACUGUUAAACCUGUCUCAUUCUGAAACCUCUCUCUCUCCAUUGGUGUUAAAUUUUUCUCUAAAACCUUGGUUUUUAACUUAUUCAAUUUAAACCCUGCAACUUGACCAAAUUCUUGAAUCAGUUCUAAAACCCUUUUGGUACUAGAUUCUGGCUCCUGUAACGUCAGUACUAAGUCAUCUGCAAAUGCUCUCAAUUUGUGAAGGUCUGUUCUUAACCUGAAACUGUUCUUAACCUGAAGCAUCACUUUAGCUAAUAGGGCCUCUUGCUGCUGCUGCGCCGCCGGAGCACGAUUUCUGUUCUCAUCCUGAAGCAAAGUUCUUAACUCGAGGUAUUAUUUCUGGGUUAGCGGAGUAUGUAACCUGAAGCAUAUGUAACCUGAAGCGUAUGUAACCACUGUAUAGGGGGCUCAGUAGGCCAGGACAAAGGUUAACUUGCCCUCAACUCAUGGUGUGACCUUUGUGACAGCAGCUGUUUUCUAUCUAUGUCUUCCAUGUGUGCCAUAUUAUGAAGAUUAUGAAGAUUUUAAAAAAUGUUACUCAGCACUGAAAUUGCUUGUCACAAUGGAAACUUGGAUGGGUUGGUAAUUGGACUGGAUCUGAGUAAAAAAAUAUCCUAGGAGUAAGAGUACCAUUUCCACUGAGUCACAAUGCUGAUUGUAGCUGCCCAUUAAUGUUGUUUGGAAGCAAGAGAUAAUUUAUUGCAUGCUACAUUGCAGAGGUCUGCUGUGUGCAGAGGGGGGAACUGAGCUAAGCUACUACUAUGACAUUUUAAAAUCUAGAAUUUGUUUCGGAUAGCAAAUUCAUGCAGCCUUAGGAUAUUCUUCAACUGCUUUCUCAUUAGGCAUCAGAUGUGAGGUGGAGACUAGUCCAUAGCAUUUGCCCACUUAUUGUUUAUGGUGUGUAUCAACAACAAAGUGUUCGAACCCUUUAGGAUUAUUAUUUGUCAUGUGAAAAAUAAAUUAAUUUUCUGUGCAUGUUACUGAAGCAUAGGCCUGGCUGAUCUCAAUUUAGCUUUUUUAAAAAACUGACACAUUAAUUCAGAUUUAUAUCCCACCCUGUUCCAAGAGUUCAGGGUGCACAAUUGCAGCUUAGGAGCUCCAUGUCCUUUAGUCUCUUCUUUUAAAAAGUGGAAAAUAUGUUUGUCACAUAAGCGCACCCAGGAGGAGAACAGGGAGGGAUGGUUGUUGUUGAUUUUUUAUUAUAAAAAAGUACUAAUAAUUUUGGUUAAACACACAUACGCAUAAAUAAGGAGAGCUAGGGAACCUGUGGUCAGGCCUAUGCAGGUUGUGGGGCAGCUGGGUCCACUUGCCUUGGGCCUUGGAGAGCUGGGCUGGCCGUGGGGUCCUGCCAGGGGCUUGCCAGACUUACACUGUCAUGCUGAGAACAAGAUCCUUGCCCCAGGCCUCAGACAAGCUCUGCAUGGGCCUGCCUGUGGCUCUCCAGAUGUUAGUGGGCUCAAGUUCUCCUCAGCCCCAGCCAGCGUGGCCGAUGGUCAGGGAUGAUGGGAGUUGUAGUCCAGGAACAUCGGAAGGAACACAGGUGGGGUAGGCCUGGGCAAUGUAUCAGUUCAUCGCCCAGGACCGGUAUGAGGGGCAGACAGCAAUGGCAGCUUCACUCAGUGGUAUAUUACAGGUGAAACAGCCUCCUCCUCAGUUCCUUAGCCACCAGUGCCCAGCGCGCCAAGGGAGAAACAAGCUGCAGCCGGGCACUGGAGGCAGAGGGACUCGGGCAGCGGCAGUUUCACCAGCGAUAUCCAGCUGAGUGAAGCUGCCAUCCCACUUUGCCCUCAAACUGGUGCAGAGGGAGAAACAUGCUGCAUCGGAGAGGGGCCAAUACAGCUUGUUCCUCCCUUCACUUCUUUAAACUGCUUGGUUGAGAAGCAUACAUCUGCCAUUGCUCAGCCAGGCAGUUUUAUGGAGCCCCCUACACGCCACUGGCUUGCACCAGCUGGUGGCAGGAUAGGGACUCUGUGAAACUGCUCUGCUGAAGGGCGCUAGGUUACCGCCCACCUCAGCCAAGCAGUUAAUGGAGCCCCCAGCUCACUGCUGGCUCGUGAAAGCCAGUGGCAUGUCGGUACUCCCACCCCACAGCCGAACAGUCCCGAAGCUUCUCCUGCUUGCUCGCUUGCAAGCAGGAGAAGGAUUGGGGGCUCCCUCAGCUGAGGAGCGGGAGGCUUUGCGUUCCCCAGCUGAGCGGCCUCAAUUCUUCUCCUGCAAUCUGGAGAAGGAUGGGUUGCUCAACUUGGGGAGCACAAAGCUGCUUUCUCCCUGGUGCAGUGAGGCACUGGGGUGAAACCACCUCAGCAAUUUCACCCUGACGCCUUGCAGUGCUGUGGUAGGAAGCAGGUUUUGGAACAUGGUGAUGUACCGCCAGAUCACAUUGUUUGCCUGACGAUAUAUUGUGAUGUUGUAAACCUUACAUCGCCCAGCCCUCGUUGUGGGGAGAGUGUUUAGCAGGAGAGGAGACUGUAAGUACAAAAAUGGAUAUGUUUAAUGGUGUCUUUAUCUGUCUCACUUCUUUCUCCAGGCUUUUUUCUACCUGGUGGCUCAUCCUUAGGAUCAAUCCGCAUGAUCCAAGAGUAGAUGCUUGACUGAGUCUUCAUCUGCUUUCAUCUUUUGCAGUUUGACAUUGUGUCUCUUACUUUCUCCUUAAAAGCUGCCAUAGGGGUUUCAACUUUGAUCCUAGCAAUGGUGUGUGUGUGUGUUUAUAUAUAAACUCUUUCAUCUGGAUACUAUUUUCCAGGUCUGAAUUUCCAGCCUUUAGUCAUUUUUCAUAGGGGAUAGCAGGAAUCAGUGUUCCAUGUGAUUCCUGUGGAAGUCUCUACUGUGAAAUAUUUUGAGGAGAGGUUUCUAAGGGUGUGUGAACCUGGGACUAAACUUACCAAGAAAUUCCCAGAGGCAGCAAGCAGCUAGUCAAAACCUGCUGGAUGCUGGAGCUUUCAGAGCUUUCCAAAUUGAGCGCCAGAAUUUGAUCGACCUCUUCUCUUCUCCAUCCCUCCACCCAUUCAGUGUGAAAAACUGGUGGUGUUGAAAAUUUUCCACUGCUGUACUUUUCCAUUUAAAAAUGAAUUUCUAAAAAUAAAUAGUUUUGUUAACCUAAUUGGUAAUGUAAUGAAUGGAAACAGUCAAAUUGAGCAGUUUCUGCUUGUAAUAAACUUUUUCAGGUAUCUGUCUUUAGGAACCACACUUGCAUGUAUUAUAUAUAGCCAAGCCGACUUUAAUGUAUUUUUAGGAACCAUCAGUUGUACAAUUUCAGGAUGGUCCUCUGACCAUUUAGUUUCUAAAAACGCACACACUAAAAGAUACAAAGUUGCAGAGCGAAAUGAAAUGGAAGUGAACAUCAUAAGUGACACUUUUGGCACAUUAUAAAAUUAGUAUGAUAACCAUUAAAAGACAUUUUAGGAAGUGUAUGCUAAUGGGUGUUAUAUCUUAAAAUAUUUUCAAAACACCUUUUUAAAUUGUCUUAAAAUAUUAUAAUAAAAUGAUAUCUUAUUUGUUAUAUUUCUAUUUCUGUUUAUAGUUUUAAUAAUGAAUUCCAAUAAAAAUGCUUAACAGUGGUCUAAGAAUAUUUUUAAGUAUUCUAAAUAAGAAUUAAAGCUUUGAAUUUGUUUAGAUGUGAUAUUAAAAAAUAUUAAGUAUGUUUUCUUGAAUUUCCAACUUACCUACUUCUGACCAUGUGUGGUAGUGAUAACAGCUCUGAGUUUGCCCCAGGGGUCAGAAUGGGCAGGUCAGAGUACUGAUCACCUCCACCUGUUAUUGAUGCUCUUCAUACCAAGUUCUGCAUUGGAUAGGGCAGAUCUUGUAGGAAGACACAAGUCUGAGAAGCAAUUUUAAUUUCUGUUAAUGUCCCAUGAUGGUGUCUCCUGCCUGAAAGGAAUGUUGAUCCAAGAUGGUGCUCACUUCCUUCAGGGAGCAACAAAAGGGUAGGACAUUUCCUCAUCUCGCCCAUCUUCUUCAGUCCCACUAUUCUGGCUUCUAAAAGGGGCCACUUUUGCACCCGCUGCCAUAGGCUCCUGGACGGGGUUCCUUCUCAUUGUCCCAAGACCUGACGUGCAGCCACUCUUUUUUGCCAGUUGAAAGAGGCAUGCAGUCUUGUUAAUCUGAAUGCAUACUGCAGUUGCUAAUCCCUGAAUCAAAAAGGCGUGUACUUACAAGGUGACUCUGGAGGAGGCCCAGGAGAGUGUAUUGUCCCUCUGUCCCCCUGCUGGCCAUGGGUCUCUCUCUGCCUUCAGAAAAGGAAGUGGAAUUACCAGAGCAGUAGAAGGAAGCACAAGGGACGCGGGUGGCGCUGUGGGUAAAACCUCAGUGCCUAGGACUUGCCGAUCGUAUGGUCAGCGGUUCGAAUCCCCGCAGCGGGGUGAGCUCUCGUCGUUUGAUCCCAGCUCCUGCCCACCUAGCAGUUCGAAAGCACUCUUAGGUGCAAGUAGAUAAAUAGGUACCGCUUUAUAGCGGGAAGGUAAACGGCGUUUCCGUGUGCUGCGCUGGUGCUGGCUCACCAGAGCAGCUUCGUCACGCUGGCCACGUGACCCGGAAGUGUCUUCGGAUGGCGCCGGCUCACGGCCUCUAGAGCGAGAUGAGCACACAACCCUAGAGUCGGACACGACUGGCCCGUACGGGCAGGGGUACCUUUACCUUUACCUUAGAAGGAAGCACUCCCCACAUCACGGGGGGGGGGGAGUUGUUUGCCUUAGAUGAGUGGGGGAAACCCAUGACAUCUAAAUUCAGCAGGGCUGUUUAUAUAUAAAAUAUCGUACCUAAAGAGGUAUUAAGAGUGGCCGAGGGUUCUGUUAAUAGAUGCUCCAGUAGCUGUCCUAGUCAUAGGGGCAGUGGUUCCCAUGAGAUCAAAGCAUAUAUAUAUAUGUUUUUUAAAAGAUAAGAAAUAUGAUGUCUUAUUAACAAAAUCACAUGAGACUUUUGUCCUCUUCAUCAGGGCAAUAAUGGCCAUUUCCUUCUGGGCUAAAGGAAUUGUCAGAGAGGUUCCAGCAACAGCAGAGGUUACAGAUAAUUUGCAGCCAUUUCUGAGGCCAGCCAUUGGAUUUAUGAAGAAACCAGCAAACAUGAGUCUCAAAUAGGCGGCAAACUGCAGAGUUUUGUGGCUCAAUGAACUCAGUUGACAUCUGAUCAUUGAGUGCUCAGGAUUGUCCAGAAGGGGUAGUUUGACACCAUGCCUCAUGAUCUGUGUGUUUUCUGCUGCAGAUGGGGGUGAUAGAGCCUGUUCUAUCUGUGCAAGUCUUCUACGGAUGCUACUUUGAAUUUGUCAUAGUAAAGCAAAACAAAACGGAAUGGAGAGCUAUUUUAUUUUAUAUUUAUUUUAUAUUAAAAACACAUUUAUUCAAAAGUUACACUUCACUGCCAUAAUACCACAGUAUUAUGUGUGUGUUUAGAUAUUUUAGUUAUUUUAGAUCUAACACAAGUGAAUUGCACGCAGUGGCACAAGUUCCUGCUGGAGACACUAAAAGACUAUUUGGGAGAGUCUCUAGUGGGGUGACUAUUUUGCUCAAUCUUGCAUACGUGUAACUGACUUGUUUUAAAGAGCAUUUGAUUUCUGACUGAAAUACCGUCUACUUCCACUCCUGCAUUUAACUUCAGAGAAAGACACAGUGAAGGAACGUUGCAUUUUAAUUUACCACUUCUCCAGCUCCUGGCAUCUCUGCUUUACUUUGUUCUUUUCCCGCUGAUUUCAUCUUCUUCUUUCCCCAAACUACUUUCAAACUAGGCUUUAUUUCAUCUUGGUCAAAGACCCAGUUUGGCACCUUCCCCACCUGCAUUCAGUGGCACCCCUCUGGAGGCUUCACCUGGGGCAAAAAACCAGUCUUACUCCCCCUUAGCUACGGCCGUGUCUUAUGGUAAACACCAAUAAUCUCCACGCAUCUCUCCAUCCCUUUAGUUUGUUUUAAGGCAAAUCUCUUACUCAGGUGGGGAAAAUGUCUUCUUAGCACACUGCAUGCUACUUCUGUUUCUUAAAAACUCCCAAGUCCUAAACUCCACCCCUUGCUUUAAUAAUAGCUGCAGCAACACAGGAAGCAGCUGGAUUGCUUCUGAGCCAAGCUAAGCAGGCCAAGGAGGCUCUGCAUUGCACAGAAGGGGUUAGGAAGCUCUCAAGCAACGGGGUCCUUUGAAUGUUUUGGAUGCUGACAGAAAAGAGAAAAAUGAGGACCACCUAGAACAGGGCUUCCACAGCUUUGGCUCCCCAUGAUGUUGUUGCUAUGCACAAAGUUGCACAGGGCAGUUAACUUUGGAAACAACAACCCUGAAGCUCAAAACCUGUCACUCUUGAGAACCUGUCACCACUUCAGUCUGCUGCCUGAGCCCUCUGUCUCACCUUAUCUCAUGGGCAAAAAGAUUCCACCAUUGGGUUGGACUAGAUGACCCUUGUGGCCCCUUCCAACUCGACAAUUCUAUGAUUCUGUGGUAGGGUGCCCUGCAGAUACAGGAGCUGAUCCAAAGACUCUGCACUCCCUACAUGAAACUGCCUGAAUUCUUAGAUUAUUUUAUGAGAUCCCUCUCUGUGUGCACCCAUCUUCUGAAUUUGGGCCAGUUGUGACCAGAAGAUAGGUCCUCUUUGGUGGCGGCACUCUACCUGUGGCACCAUCUCCCCAGAGAGUCUUCUAUCUUUUCGGCACCAAGCAGAUGCCUUUUUUAUUCACCCAGGUCCCUUGUUUAUUUUAUCUGUUUCUGUUGAUAAUUCCUACUACCUUUUCUUUGUUUGUUUGUUUGUUUGUUGUCUCCUGUUGCUUUAGUAUGUUGUGAUUUUGAUAUGUUGUGUGACUCUUUGAGAGUGUGCAUUUGAGCUGAAAGGUGAAAGGUUAAAUUUUAUACAUCAAUAAAUAAAAUAUGUUGCAGCCGUCUUGUGGAAUCUGAGCGAGUCUACAUCUGGUCAGGUGUCUAGAUGGGGAGGCCACAUGGAAACCUCAUGUAUGUCACCUUGAGCUCCACUGAAAAAUAUAGGAAAUGUCAUAAGUAGGAUUGACUCCUUUUUUAAAUAUGCUUUUUAUUGGAAUGUCUAUUUUUUUGUAAAUUGACUUCAAAUUAAAUAGUUACAUUGUUUCAUGUACAGUGGUACCUUGGUUUACGACCUUAAUCUGUUCCAGAAGUCCGUUCUUAAACCAAGGUGUGCUUUCCCAUAGUAGCGGGGGACUGAAUUUACACUCAACAGGAAGCGGAACAUGUUCUGCUUCCAAGGCAAAGUUUACAAACCAAAACACCUACUUCCGGGUUUGCAGCAUUCUUAAUCCAAGUUGUUCAUAAACUAAACUGUUCUUAAGCAAAGGUACCACUAUAUUGAAUUCCCACCCCUGCCUCCACGGUGUUUUUAUCCAAACCCUUUUCUACUGUGUUAUUUAUCAAACUCUUAUCUAUUACACAAAUCCACCUGAUAAAAUAACUUUAUCAUUUUUCUUCCUCUUCUCAUAUCUCCAAUCCUGCCUGCAAUUUCAUUUGAUUGUAGUACUUUUUCAAAGAGUCCUAAAAAGGCCUCUAGUCUUCUAUAAAAAGUUCAUCAUUUUGAUCUCUUAAUAUUAUUGUCAGCUUUGCCAUUUCCGCAUAGUUCAUUACUUUUAAAAGCUAUUCCUCCUUCAUUGGAACCUUCUCUUCUUUCCAUUCUGCGCAUAUAAAAUUGUAGCUGCUGUUGUCACAUACAUAAGUAGUUCGGUCAUUUUCUUUGGAAAGUCCAUCCCUAUUAUCCCUAUAUGAAAAACUUCAAGUCAUUUGGGAAUAGCCCAUUUCAACACCUUCUUUAUUUCACUAUGUAUCAUUUACCAAAACCCUUUAGCUUUUUUUACAUGUCAGGAUUGACACUGCUCUCUAUUUCCAUACAGCCCACUCCCAGCCAUCACUACUGCUGCUCCCCUACCCUCCAGCAGCAACAGCCUUGGUCUUGAAUAGCAGCUGCUUCCCAUCGCUUCCUGUCCUCUGGGAACCCAACUCCCAGUUGUCUAUUCUCUCAUUCUAGUACUUGUGUUGCCCCGACCCCAUGAAAGAAGAGGCAGAACCCAAGAGAAGAGAGAGCAUAUUGGCCGGGAGGCAGCCAUGUGAAACUUUGUGGGCAUGAGCUAUAACUGCUGCUGCUGCUUCUUUGUUUGCCCAUGCUAUACAGCCAGGCCUGCCUCUCACUGCCUAGUAUGCAUGUAUGGCACGAUGUUUGUUUAUUCAUUUCUCUCAAAACAAAAAUUAAAAAACAGUUCUUCACCUUUCUGUCAACUGAUGAGAAAACAUAUUGUUCCCGUCUGAACAGCUAAUGCUUAUGUCUGAUAGAAUGUGUAAAGCUUGUUAUUUCCAGAAAACUUGGUUUCAAGUUUUUUUUCUUUCUCCCCUUUCCAUACUUAAUUGGCUCUGUCAGGGAGCCAUCUGGUGGCUAGGAUCCAAGUGCUUUUCUGGGUCAAGGAAAUAGAUUUAUUUACUUCCAAAUUUCUACCCUGCCAGCUACCCCAUAAAUGGGGUUUUCAUGAUGGCUUGCAAUUUAUGAUAGUACAAUAAGUGGCGUACAAUAGAAUCAACUUCAACAAGGCAAAUUAAGCACAACCUAAACAAAAUGUAAUAAUAAUAAUAAUAGAUUUUAUUUAUAUCCCGCCCUCCCCAGCUGAAGCCGGGCUCAGGGCGUAUGUAUUGGUAAGGCCCUCCACAAAAUAAAAUGACUUGUGUGGGUGGUCAGACUGGUAUGUCUGGGUGGUCAGACUGGUAAAAAUGUGGUUAGAAGUAGUAAUGGGAUUGGAACUGUGAUUAACAGUUGACCCUUUAGCAGGGACUAUAUUUUGACAUGAGCAAAAGCUGAGUCUGGUAACACAGGCUUUGCCUGCUGAUGCACUCCUGUUAGCAACUAAGAUGCAGGCAAAAGGCUCUUCAGCUGCCUCCUCCCCAGUGUGAGAGGAGGAGCUCCAACAGAGCCUGGUAGGAGGUUAAAGAAUCCCGGUCUGGGGAAAAGGUGGGAUAUAAAUAAUAGUAAUAAGCUCUUGCCCUGUGUUUCUGCUUGCACUGAGAAGAGCCAGGGAGACUGUUAGAACAGAGCCAAAUGAGAUGUUCCCAAAUGAGAUGGGGAUCAAGUUGAAUCUCUGGCCUGCCAGUUUUCUGUCUCUAGAUUAGAACAUCUGGGUUGCUUUCCUGCUUAUAACAAAAAGUUGGGUGUUGGGCUGCUUUAAUGUUUUAAAACCAUUUCUUCCAGCAGUGGUGAAUGUUGCCAUUUGAACACUCAGUGCUGAAGUCCCAUGAUGUAGAGUGGCUCAUGGAGUUUGAUUCAGCCCUGAAUAAGGAGAACUCUGGUUAAAUGAUUCUGGCUCUGUAGGUUAAAUGCAGCUUUGGAGCUAGUGCUGAACAACCUGGUAGGAACCUUAAAGCUGUCUAAAACCUCCACAUUGAUAAGCUGUUUAUGCAUACGGUAAAAAGGUAAAGGUAAAGGUACCCCUGCCCGUAUGGGCCAGUCGUGUCCGACUCUAGGGUUGUGCGCCCAUCUCACUUAAGAGGCCGGGGGCCAGCGCUGUCCAGAGACACUUCCGGGUCACGUGGCCAGCGUGACGAAGCUGCUCUGGCGAGCCAGCACCAGCGCAGCACACGGAAACGCUGUUUACCUUCCCGCUAGAAAGCGGUACCUAUUUAUCUACUUGCACUUUAAGGGUGCUUUUGAACUGCUAGGUGGGCAGGAGCUGGGACCGAAAGACGGGAGCUCACCCCGCCGCGGGGAUUCGAAUCGCCGACCAUGCGAUCAGCAAGCCCUAGGCACUGAAGUUUUACCCACAGCGCCACCCGCGUCCCCCUUAUGCAUACGGAGGUACAAGCUAAUAGACCUUUUCCCCCAACCUUGACUUUCUCAUGGCAACUCCAUGUUACAGAUUUGCAUGGAAAUACUGAAAGUCAUGGGAGGAGGCCGUCUUAUUCUCAUGAACCUGCUCUCUUUCCCAAGUUGGUGGCUACAGCAAAGCUAGCUGCAAAUACGUCUUGAUCUCAGAAUUCUCUUGAAGCAAUUCAGUAUUGUUGAAUCUGGCCUUCAGGGCAUAUGGUCUCCUUGAUAAAGAAAGGGAAAAGCUGGGAUGUGGAGAGUUGUUUCAACAACUUUUAGUUUGUGGACAGCAAGCUACAGGACCUUCACAAGUUGAGAUUCCUGCAUUGCAGGGGGUUGGACCUCAGGGUCCCUUCCAAUUCUAAGAUUCUAUAGCAGUGUUUCUCAACCUUUUUCUGACCAUGGCCCCUUCUGACCUCGUUUCCUUCCUGUGACCCCCCCUUUCCUACUGAUAGAAAGGUAGCUAUUUAAAUGGUUUGUUUGUAAAGAGAACCUUUUUUAUAAUUUUUAUAAUUUAUACAAAAUACAAUUACAUAAAAAAUUAUACUUUAGGUAUUUCUCAAUCAAUCUGACCCUUGUUCUUGAUGACUAGAAGCAAGCUUUUUAUAUAUCCAAUACUAUUGCUUUGAGGGAUGACCAAAGAUCACCUCUGUCCAUUACUUUAAGGCAGUUCCACGUUAGGCUGAGUAAAUAAUUCACACGACUGAAACCUGAUUCUACCAAAUACAAAGUAGGAAAUGCCAUGAAAAACAAUUUUGCUUUAUUCCAAAGCUGUGGAAACUUUUUAGAUACUAUACUCUUUAUCCAAAAAUGGUCUGUGGCAACAUACCUCCUUUCUCAGUAAUAGUUGCACGAAGAAACAGCACCCCACGCACCUUGCCCGUGACAAAUGAGAUGUGGACAGCUUAGUGCGCACAGAGGUGGAGUGCAGAAGUGGGAGGGAGAAGGAAGUGGAAGCAAAGUUGCCACAGCGUGUGCAUGGUGAUCCAUCCACUGGGAAGCACAGUCACCUCUCUGUUCACUCUACUUCUCUGUUUUCUAUUUUCUUCACUUCUCUGGGGUUUUUUUCUUUUCUGUUUUCUUGAUCACUUCUGUGUUUUCUUUACUUCUUUCUGCUGUGGUCCCUAGACUCAUGCCGUGGCCCCCAUUUAUGCAAUUUUCACCUGUGCCCCCCUUGGAAUAUCCUGGGGGCCCCCGGUUGGGAAAUACUGUUCUAUAGGAAUCAGUUCUUAUUGUGAGGCCAACUAUACUUGGCCCAGCUCACCAAGAAGGUAGAGAAAAAGGCCAAGACGUGGGGGUAUCAGUCAGAGCCUGUAUCAGUCAGAGGCCAAAUAGCAGCUCAGGAUGGUAAUAUGCAUGACAGAUUACUUGGUCAAGCUUCCUGAAGUUGAUAACAAUAGUGAUUAUCAGUUGGAAUAACUGCCCUUGGGGCCCCAAACCUCUCUAAAAUUUAGUUGGAGGGGCUGAACAUGGUGCCAGGCUCUGAAUUUGGAAGCAUAACUCUGCUAUGUAAGCUGUUCGACUACCUAUCUGUGUUUUGGAGAUUCCAUUUUGAAGAGACUGUUUGGCCUUCCUGCUUCCAUAUUUCCUGCAGGAAAAUACGUCCAUUUGAACAUGCAUUUGUCAUUCUACAGUUAACAGUGCUGUGUGUGGAUUUUGCCAUCGAAAUUGGGUCCUUUUUGUACUAGAACUCAAAAAGUAAGGUGUGAAUUGACCCUGUAUUUUAUGCAUAGCAGGCACUACAUUUCUGGCUCUAGAAACUCUGUAGACUGUAGAAGAGAUGGGCUUAUCAGAUGCAGCCAAGGGCUGAGCUGUUGAUUUGUGUUUCUGUCUUAUUUAUAUCCCACUUUUGUCCUAAGGACCUAUUUAUCCUUGCCAGAAACCUGUGAAGUUGGUUAUUCUGAAAGACAGUGAGCUUCAUAAGCUUGAACCAGUGCUAUGAAAUGUUAAUUGUUACUUGAAGGCUGCAGAAAUCCUGUGUGAAUGUUCAAAUAGGUUGCCUGCUCUGAUCCUGCUGGAGCUUCUAAGCAGUCUGCAAGAAGACUUUCAGGGACAGAAUGUUGUUAUAUUUGACCAUCAAGACGAUUAAGUGCAUUCAGCAUUCUUUUUACCCUAGAGUAAAUCAUAUUGCUCUGAAUUGCAGCAAGCUGCUGAAAGCAACAAAAAUGCUUUUGUUUGCAAAGGAUGUUCUGCACUUUGUUUAUGGAAAUAAUACCAUAGUGCCAUGUGGUUCAAUCUGGAGCUAUGAUCUUUAUGAGUGUGUGUGUGUGUGUGUGUGUGUGUGUGUGUGUGUUCUAGACUGGGUAUGGUCAAGGCUGUUAGGAUGGCUAAUAUUAUGCAUUUGGGUUGUGUUCUGUAUUUUGGAAGAAACAACUUUUCCCCAGUAUGAAAAGACUUUUGUCACACAUGAUUUAAACCCACAUGGCCUUAUGAGCAACACCUGCUUUAACUACUGCCAUUCAGCAAAUAUUUUUGAUGGAGAAGUUGUGUGAUGUUUUGUAGCUUGUCUUCCAUAGUAAACAGUUUAACUUUAUAGAUUACAGAGUGCUUCUGCCAUCUUCAAGGUCUUUCUUCUUCCUGUUGUCCAGUGGUUUCAGAUUUAUUAUUAAUGUAGCAAUUAAUGACAUGGUGCUAAAUUACACACUGUGACUGCCUUUGUCUUUGGACAAAGCUUGACAUGCCUCCUUGUCUCUUGUUUUUAGAAAGUCAUCCUGAGUCACUUGUAUACAAAAUAACAUGUUUGGUACUCUUGCACACCGCUCAACUUGUUGGCAAUAGAACUGUAAUGGCUGUAAAUGAGUGGGGUGGCGUGCAUUUGUUUCUCACUUUCUAAAGUGGGAAGCCAUUUCUGCCAAAUUAGUUGACAGAUGCCUCAUAAACUACUUGCAUCAAAUGAGCUUGGCAUUUUUGACUUCCAGUCAACUUCUUGUCCAGAGGUUAAUCAUGAUGGAAGAAGCUAAGCAGUAACGACUGACCUGCAUGCACCUGCCAACAAAACAAAGCAAGGCAUUUGGAGCUGCUCAUACCUGGGAGAAUCUCUGUCUAAAUUGGCAGGAUUGCAAUGAAACCACAGUGUGGCACUCUUUGGCCUUGUGCUGUUGUUAAAGCCUGUUGACAGAAUAUGAUGCUAUUGUUGCCUUCCUAUAAUUUGUAACUGUGACUGCUCUUUGUCUUAAAACUAGCACAGAUUCCUUUAGGACAUGGAUUCAAGAAGCAAGUUUGUAUCCUGGCCCUAGAGCCCCUAGCAAUUUGACUCUGAGCAGUCCCCAGUAUCAAGGGUGUGGAAAUAAAAGGUACAACCUACAAACUAGGUCUCUUCAGACAACCUGAUGGUCACGAUACCAGAUCCCAUACACACAGCGAUCACCCAAACCAGGGCUUUGUUUCUAGAAAACAAGGUGCUGGAACUUGUUGACCUUUUGCUAGGGGGAGCGCUCCCCAAAAGUUGUUGAGCCAAAAGAAAUUCACCAACAUUGCAGAGAUAAAAUUCUGCCAAACAAAAUUCAGAUACCUAGGGAUUCAAAUAACCACAAACCUCAACAAACUAUACCUCCACAAUUACAAACCCCUGUGGUGACAAAUCAACUAAGACAUGAGGAAAUGGAACAACACCAACUUCACCCUCUCAGACAAAAUUAACCUACUUAUUCCAAACCUUCCCAAUUUGGAUUCCCCAAACCCAACUCUGGGAAUGGCAGAAAAACUACACUUGUUUAGUUUCUCACACAAAAAGCCAAGAAUAAGCCCCAAAGGAGGAUGGGGAAUCCCUAACAUAGAAUCAUAUUGCAUUGCCAAACAUGUGUGCCACAUAAUCCCAUACAUUCCCGAAGAUGAGACAAAACAAUGGGUCCACUUAGAGAGAGACACAAUCGAAAACACCCCCCACAACAGCAUACCCAUUUCUCCAAAACAAACUAAAGAAAAUCCCCACAACACUAAACAGGUUCACACAAUCGGAAAAAGUAGGCAAACUGUCCCCAGCCCCACUAGCCUCCUGGCUCAUAACCCACUACAGUGGUACCUUUGUUUGCAACCGCUUUGGAUUACAACCAUUUUGGAUUACAACCACAUCAAACCCGGGAGUGCGUGUCCCUAUUUUUGGAUUACAACGCAUUUUUUUGGAUUAUAACCAAUUUUGGGGGGGGAUGCCCCAUUGGCGAAAGCUUGCCUUGGGUUACAACCUGUUUUGGUUUACAACUGGACCUCUGGAAUGGAUUGUGGUUGUAAACCAAGGUACCACUGUAUUCCAACACACAGCAUAAAACUUCCAGAUAAAAACCUGGCAGGCCAAAGGCCUAUACUGUCUAAAAUACUUCCACAAAAACAACAAACCCAUACCAACACAAGAAAUACAAAACAAACUAGGUGAUACCCAAAUACGCUGGCUAACACAUCACCAACUACACACCCUCCUUAAACAAUCCAGCAGUAAAAUCAUCAGCCACUAGGGGGGCCCUUGACCACCUUCGAAAACCUUCUCCUGACAGCAGAGGGACACGGCAAAGGGAUGGUAUCCACAAUAUACAAAGUAGUGCUCCAAACUCCUACAAACCCUCUUGUCGCAAUCAAAGAACAAUGGGAGCAAGGCAUAGGCUAUGAAAUUAACCCCACCCAAUGGACUGGAAUGUGAAAUUAACCCCACCCAAUGGACUGGAACCUCCCUUUAAAUCCAUCUCAGACAAAAGAAGGGAACUCAGUCUGAAAUUCACCUAUGGAUGGUACCUAACACCACAGAAACUGGCACUAAUAUGCCCAGGAACCUCACCAAAAUGUUGAAGAGGCUGCACUUCCACAGGCACAUAUCUCCACAUGUGGUGGGAAUGCCCCAAAAUCCAACCCUUCUGGACAUCAGUCCUACAAGAGAUAUGCAAAAUAACUAAACAGGUAUUUGAAUUCACCCCAGAACUGGCCGUACUGAGUAUUUUCCAGUAUAAUGACCACUCACAUUAUAAAGAGCUUAUAACCCACCUACUCUCAGCAGCCAGAAGCAUCGUAGCCAGACACUGGAGAGACCUCUCAGGAGUAAACAUGAACUAAUGGUACCAAAUGGCUCCCCUUUAUCAUAUACACAGCACAACAAGACAACAGGAACCCACCGACAGCAUACGAAUCAAUCUGGCUUACUUGGCCCAACAAGCCCUCCCCCCACAUCCCAAAUGCUAACAAACCUCGGGGCAGACAACUAUCCACACCCUGAGCUCCCCCAUUCCCUCUCACUACCAAGAAAUAAGUGAACAGAAGAACUUACCUAGUUGACACUGACACAAAACCCCACACGUAUACUAUAUAAAAGAAUAGAAGUUUCACCCCCUCCUCUACCCCCUUCAUCCCCAACCUUAUACUGUACACAACACUAGUGUUUAAUAUCAAAUGUAACUGAUCUGUAGAAAAGACUUUACAACCUGAAAAAAGAGACAUUGUACAUACUUUUGUAAACCAGGAAAAUCUUUAAUAAAAAAAUUUUUUUUUAAAGAAGUAAGCUUUGUUGUUAUUUAUUACAGAGAAAACAAGACAUGCAAACAGAAAGAGUUUGAGAAAAGUAAAAUACUUUGAGCAGCGAGUCAGAAAACCCUAACUAGGGCAAAUCCUUAUUUGGAGUGUAAUUAGACAUGACAAAGGAAGCAUUAUAUUGACAAAUGCAUGGUUCUAACAGGGUUGGGAAACUUGUUUUCCCUGAAAUGUUGAUGGGAUAGUAGGGACACAUGAAAGAUGAUUUCUUAUACACUCUGCUGUCAAUAAAGUUGAAACCAUGUAGCAUCUAGGUGAGGUAAGAUUAAGGUAAAGGAUCCUUGGAUGGUUAAGUCCAGUCGAAUUUGACUGUAGGGUGCAGUCAUCUUCGCUUUCAGGCCAAGGGAGCCAGCGUUUAUCUGCAGACAGCUUUUCCGUGUCAUGUGGCCAGCAUGACUAAACCGUUUCUGGUGCACAGAGGACCGUGACAAGUGCCAGAGAGCACGGAAAUGCCAUUUACCUUCCUUCUGCAGCGGUACCUGUUUAUCUACUCGCGCUGGUAUGCUUUUGAGCUGCUAGGUUGGCAGGAGCUGGAAGAAAGCAACUGGAACCCACCCGUUACUUGGAUUCAAACUUCCAGCCUUACAACUGGCAAGCCUGAGAGACUCAGGUUUAGACCAUAGCGCCACCCACGUCCUGAUGUAACAUCUAUGUUGUCCUUAGCCUGACAGUCUUGCUCUGCGAGGCACAAAGGAGUUGGGACAACCUUGUUUUAAUCAGUUGAGAAGUUUUCAUGUUGAGCAGAGAAAUUCUGAACGCUUGAAGAAAAAGGUCUUUCCCUAGAUUUUUACCCUUUAUUAGAACAUAAAAUUUAUUAUGUGUAUACACGUCCUCCUACAGUGUCUUGCAUGGCUUUUGACAGUGGAACGUACUCCCUCAGAAGAUGGUGGACUCCUUCAUUGAAGGUUUUUAAGCAGAGGUUGGAUGACCAUCUGCCAUAAAUGCUGUAGCCAAAGAUUCCUGCAUACAGGGGUUUGGACUAGAUUACCCUUGGGGUACCUUCCAUCUCUACAAUUCUAUUAUUCUGUGUGGAAUUUAGCACUUAAAACCACAUUGUUUGAUUAAUAAAUGCACCCUAACCCACUGGAUUUUAUUCAAUCAGUAAUUACAGACGCAAACAGGAGUUAAUAAGUAUUAACAGGUAUACCAGAAGCAGAUAACAGAAGCCAUCAAAAUGGUAGUAAACUCACAAAUAUUAUGUUUGGAUUUAGAAAUGGUAUCUAGACAUUGGCCAUUAGCAUUUCCAAAAUGGACUAGCAGCAAAGUUAGGAUAUUACCCUGACUUCAGAAACCUAAAUUCUUAUUUUUUUAAUGGAGCAUCAUCGUAAUAAACGAUACUAGAAUUAUAUUUGCCUAAUAAUUUUCUUACUGUGUUCAUAUUAAAUAUUAAUUAACUUCAUAGAAGCUACUUUAAAGGACUAGGACAAGGCUCGCCACUAUGGUGCCCUCCAGAUGUUGCUGAACUACAGCUUCCAUAAUCCCUGGUUAUUUGCCAUGCUUGCUGGGACUGUUGAGAGUUGGAGCCCAAAAACAUCUGGAGGACAUCAUGUUGGCUUUGCUUUCUCUAGACCAGCGGUUCUCAACCUGUGGGUCCCCAGAUGUUGUUGGACUACAACUCCCAUCCCUGAGCUCUGGCCUUGCUAGCUAGGGGUGAUGGGAGUUGUAGUUCAACAAUAGCUGGGAACCCACAGGUUGAGAAAGGCUGCUCUAAACUAAGGGAUAGUGUCAAUAGAAAAGGAAUAAGAAAAGCCCUGAUACAUCAGACCAAAACUGUUUAGUUCUGCAUCCUAUUUCCCACACUAGUGAAUUAGAUGCCUCUGAGAAGCCCAUAAGCAGAACAUGACUGCAGUAGCUAAUGCCUGCUGUAGCUCCCUAGCAGCUAGUAUUCAAAGGUAUCUUGCCUCUGGUAUUGGAUGCAGCAUAUAACCAUUGUGAAUAGUAGUGGUUGAUGGCAUUAUCUUUCAUGUAUUUGUCUAAUCUCCUUUUCAAGCUAAAUUGAAUCUUGUGGCAGCAGUUUCUAUAGUUUUUAUCUAUGCAUUCUGGGAAGUGAUGCAUUCUUUAUCAUGAAUCUCCCAGCAUUUGGGUUGCCAUAUUUCAAAAAGUAAAAACCAGGACACCCUGCAAGUGUCCUUUCGGAAAUCCCAGUAAUAUGGCAGCCCUAUUCAUUCACCCCCGAUAGGGACCCAAGGUGGCUUACAGAUAAAAUACAGCUAAAAACAUGGGUUGGGGGGGGAACAAUAAUUAAAGAACAAUUAAACAUUAAUGAAAUACAACUAUAUAAAAUACAUCACACCCACACACCCCUGUUAGAAACAUCCAGAUAAUUACCAUAAAACAGCAUGGCAUUAGCUCUUUCAUUAAAAGCACUCAGAUCCCCAAAGCCUGUUGGAAUAAUUUCACCUGAACCUUAGAAUGGAAGAACAUUUUUUUAGGGUGCUAGGAGCUUUUUGUCUGGAAAUGCUCUUUGUCAUGAGGACUAAAUGCUUCUCUAGUACUUUCAGCAUUAUUGAGAUAUUUUACUUACAAAAACGUGUGGUGUCCCUAGAUUCAAUGAAGGAAGGCCUUUCAGUGCCAGGGACAUAAUUUAUAUUUUUGCAAGUUUAUGCUGAGCAUUUGUGUGCUCUUUUCCUUGAUAACUUUAUAGCUCUGGCUGGUUCACCAACUGCAGCCUUUGCUGAACUAGGAUAGUCUGGCCAAAGUUUUGUAUGCUUUGAUAGCCUCCUGAAAUGACUGCUGCUGUCCAUUCCAUGUAGGGCUGCCCUUGAAGAAGGUCCAGAAACUGCAGCUUGUGCAGAGUGUUGCUGCUGGCGUGCUCAUGGGUGGGGACUUAGGUGCACAGUCAUAGAACACUGGUUUUGUGGGGUCUGCUCCAGCUGCCUGUAAAUAACCAGGCCCAAUUUAAGGUGGUUAUGUUGAUAUAAACAUCCCUGAACGACUUGGGACCCUAUGUAUCUGAGAGAAUUCCUCUACCAACACCAAUCUGUCUAGGUCAGUGUUUCCCAAAGUGGACAGCACAGCCCCCUGAGGGGUGCUGGAAUGAUGCAAGGGGGCGGUAGUAGCCUUGGGUGGAAUUGAGGGAGCAUUGAAUAAAAAUAAGUGGGCAGCGGAAGCAGAAAGAAAGAAGAAAAUAAAAGAAAAAUUUGAAAAUGGUUUGUACAUGUUUAAUCUGUUGGAUAAUGAUGCUUUCCGCAAGGUCGGGUGCCGUUGCGGGACAGUGCCAGCACCUCCCCUGGAUCUGCCAGUUGUGCUGGAGGUGAGGGGUUUUCCUGGGCUUCAACUAGGCUCAACUAGGCUCAGGAAAUGGAUCGCAGCUUGCUGACAAAAUAGAGCCGGACAUUAAUUGAUAGCACACCAGGUUCAUUCUUUUCAUUAGGAUUAUUAAUAUUAUUCAUAAUUUUAAUUUUAAUUUUAAUAUCCUUAGUUAUCUGAAUUUUCUGUGUGUAAUACGAAUGUUACUGUGGUUGAUUUUAAUAAAUAAUUUUAUAAUGUUGAGCUUCGGGGUAUCUUAUUUACAACAACAUAUUUCUUUACUAGGUUAUAGGAUGUAGGUAGAAAUAUAGAUAAAUAAAAGAAUGCAAAUUUGUCACUGUUUGUUCACUUAAAGAAGGUAGAUUUUUUUGGGGGGAGGUGCUGAGUAUCCCCCCCCCCCGAAAAGUGGGCAGUAAGCCAAAUAGGAUUGGGAAUCUCAGGCCUAGGUCUUUAUAUUAGGAGAGGAGCCCUACUUACUGUAUCCCAUGGCAAAUGUUGCUCACUGUGUGGGGACAUGAAAGGAUGAGAUAAUAAUUAUAAUUAGAGUUAUAAUACUUUUUAUUUAUAUGCCGCGCAUCUAACUGGGUUCCUCCAGCCACUCUGGGCAGCUUCCAACUAAUUAAAACACAAUACUACAUCAAAUUUUAAAAACUUCAUUGAUCUUCCGAAACGUUUGACUUCCAAAGCGCGGCUUCUCAUUGCCUGCAGGAAGCUCCUGCAGCCAAUCAGAAGCUGUGGAAGCCCCAUCAGACGUUCGGCUUCUGAAAGAAUGUUCAAAAACUCACUUCGGGAGCCGAGGUACGACUGUACAAACACGUGAAUCAAUCAAACAACGUCUGGGUCAGGACCACGUGCAAUUCUGACUUCUGACUGUAGCUCCGGAUGAAUGUGGGGCAAUUUGUACAUGUCCCGCGGUGUGCUGGCAGUGUGCUGACAUCACUAUUACAGAAAAGGAUAAAAAUACAACCAUCAUUAGAUCAAAUGUAUUGACAAAUGGUUGGACCACCAUAAGCUCAUUCUUCUACAUAAUGUGACACCCUAUAAAACAUCUAAGCAAACUUUUUUGAAAUAAUACAUCCAGCUUAUAAUGUUUUUUGAUCAGGGGUACAUAAUUAAUUCAAUAGGGUUUUUGUUGAUUGAUAGGUUUCAAAAAUAUUAUUUUUGAUAUGUUUCAAAAAUGUCAUUUAAAAAUGCCAGAAGAUAAUUCUGGCUCUGCAGGAGUCACAGAGGGGACAAACCUCUUUUACACUAAAGCAGUGGUUCUCCAAGGGUGUGGUGCACCACACAGAUGUGCUAGGAGAGGAUGACAAGUGCGGUAGGAAAAUUCAAGAACAAUCAAAGAAACAUUUAAGCAUUUUAGUGAAGCUCCGUAUAGUAUAGUAUCUGUCCAUGUUUACAUUUUCCCUGCUCCAGAUUCUCUCUUCCACAGUUUGUGGAAUGGUGGACAACAGGGGUGCCUACUUGUCCCCCACAUUGAGGGGGCCCAGCAUCACGUGUUGUGUCCUGCCCCACCUGUUGCACCAGUGCUUCUCUGGCGGUGCAGGAGUUUAGGGAGCAUGGAGGGGGAUCUCCCUCCCUGCGUGUUCUGCCCAGCACACGCAAGUGCUCACCUGACGGCAGUGGGGAAUGGCAGCCCCCUCAAUAUUGGGGGGGGGGGCUUGGCCCUCUGCCCACAAAUAUUGAGGGGGCUGAAGCCCCUUCCGCCCCCUAUAGUUGGCACCCCUGGUGGACAGCGAAAAGAUCAACUGCCCUUUCUUGCUGCUGUUUUUCUGCUCCUUAUCACACCAUUGGAUGAAGUUAAUUAUGUUUUUGCAUAUAACUUGUAGUGGUAAUUGAGUGUCGAUAAACAGGGCUCUCUGCAGGGCUUUUAUCAUGGCCCGGAGAGAUUGAUUUUUUGCUUGUUAUCUGCAUUCCAACUUUACCCAUCAAAGUAAUGAACUUGCAAGUAGAUCAGAGUGCUUUGGUUGUUGCUUUAAUGUACAGGUGGCAUUUCUGAGCUGUUUUCGUUUUCAGAAUUCCUAAGGUUUUUGGUCUUAAGAGUUUAGAAUUUCAUUGAAAAGAUCCUAUAUAAGAGCACAACACUCUUCAUAGCUGCAGAAAGCACCCCACUGAGGUUCAGACUUGAUGCAACUUGAGGAGAAGGUGUUUGAACCCUUUCACUGAUUUAUAUCCACAUCUUUUACCCACUGCCAUGCUGCUAUUAGGUGCAACAGGAGGUGGAUUUUAAUGUGCACCUUCUUCUGGAGUGCUAUUUUGAGGCUGCUAAUAAAUUUAAAUAAAGGAUUUGGGGGAGAUGUCCCUAAUCCCAGAUUUCCUGUGAAGCUUUUGUUUAACCCUUAGUUCCUCACUGGCAGUGUUGCAUUGCAAGUCCUUGGACAUCUGGAAAAGUCCUUGUCUUUCCCAUACCCCAGUGCCAUCUUGUGCUAUAAAUGUGAAUUGCAGCCAUUUAGAAAUCUCUCUUUUACAGAACUAGAUUCAGUCUAUCUAAUGAGAAGGCUGGCUGGAACUUUUAUUGAUUUGCAAUGGUUAACCUUCCUUGUAGUAUAUUUUGGGGUAUGCGUUCAUGACUGCAUGCAUGUAAUUGUCCUCCUUUUUAAAAAAAAUAAAUCUCUGAUAUGGAACCAUCCAAAUGAAUGGACAUACAUUGUUCAACUGGACCUGUAACCCAACCCCCAGAAGAGAGAAGGAUGGCAUGUUGUGGUCCAAGAAGGUAGUCCAAAAAAAGUGUCUUUAUAAAGUCCUCUUACCCAGUUCCUUCAGAAAAUUCUUGGCAGUGAAUUAUAAUUGUGGUGGAAUCCAAGUUGACAGCUUGAUUUAAAGCUUUCCAUAUUACCCAGGUUAAUAACUACUGUUCUUUACUUGUAAAAUGGGAAUGAAAUGGAUAGUAGGUUUCCAACUAUUGCCGCUAUGAUUUCAAAACUUGUGGCUUGUAUGUUAACCCUUACUUUCAUGUAAAUGGUUUCUAGGACUGUGCCUCUGUACCAUAAAUGUGCACAAAGACAACCAGUGGGCUGUAUCCAUCAGUUAUUUGCUUGUUUGUUUGACAAAUACCGCCCUUCAUCAUAAGAUCUCAGGGUGGAUCACAAGAUAAAUAUGCAAGGUAAAAGCACAAAUAAAUAGGUCAAAUUAAAGCAACAACGCAAUAACCCACCCACAAACACGUUUAAAAGGCUGUGGAAUAUUAAACAGCCAAAGGCCUGGUUGAAGAGGAACGUUUUUGCCUGACAGCUAAAGAUAUAUAAUGAAGGCACCAGGUGAACCUCCCUGGGGAGAACAUUCCACAAAUGGAGCCACUGCAGAAAAGGCUUGUUCUUGUGUUGCCAUCCUUUGGACCUCACAUGGAGGAGGAACAUGAAGAAUGGUGUCAGAUGAUGAACGCAGAUGAUUUAUAUAGGGAGAAGCAGUCCUUGAGGUAUUACGAUCCUGUACAAUUUAAAGCUUUAUAGAUCAAAAACAGCAUUUUGAAUUGGGACCAGAAACUAAUUGGCAACCAAUGCAGUCGGGCCAGGAUAUGUGUAAUAUGCUCAAUCUGUCUUGUUCUGGUGAGCAACCUGGCCACCAAAUUCUGCACCAGCUGAAGCUUCCAAACGAUCUUUAGAGGCAGCCCUACAUACAACACAUUGCAUUAAUCCAGUCUAGACGUUACCAGAGCAUAGACAACAGAAGUUAGACUAUCCCUGUCCUGAUAGGGGCGCAGUUGUGCCACCAGCUGAAGCUGGUGGAAGGCACUCUGUGCCCCCUGAGGCCAUCAGAGCUUCAAGGAACAACAAAGGGUCCAGGAGUACCCCCAGGCUACAUGCCUGCUCCUUCACAGAGAGUGUAACCCCAUCAAGAGCAGGCAAUCUCCCACCCAUCCGAUCCACUAACAGUGCCUCAGUCUUAGCUGGAUUGAGCUUCAGUUUGUUGGCUCUCAUCCAGUCCAUUACUGAGGCAAUUCAGUGAUCCAGCACACUCACUGCCUCACCUGCAGAUGGAAAGGAGAAGUAGAAUCAUAGAAUCAUAGAGUUGGAAGAGACCACAAGGGCCAUCGAGUCCAACCCCCUGCCAAGCAGGAAACACCAUCAGAGCACUCCUGACAUAUGGUUGUCAAGCCUCUGCUUAAAGACCUCCAAAGAAGGAGACUCCACCACACUCCUUGGCAGCAAAUUCCACUGUCGAACAGCUCUUACUGUCAGGAAGUUCUUCCUAAUGUUUAGGUGGAAUCUUCUUUCUUGUAGUUUGGAUCCAUUGCUCCGUGUCCGCUUCUCUGGAGCAGCAGAAAACAACCUUUCUCCCUCCUCUAUGUGACAUCCUUUUAUAUAUUUGAACAUGGCUAUCAUAUCACCCUUUAACCUCCUCUUCUCCAUGCUAAACAUGCCCAGCUCCCUUAGCCGUUCCUCAUAAGGCAUCGUUUCCAGGCCUUUGACCAUUUUCAUAGAAUCAUAGAAUCAUAGAAUCAUAGAGCUGGAAGAGACCACAAGGGCCAUCGAGUCCAACCCCCUGCCAAGCAGGAAACACCAUCAGAGCACUCCUGACAUAUGGUUGUCAAGCCUCUGCUUAAAGACCUCCAAAGAAGGAGACUCCACCACACUCCUUGGCAGCAAAUUCCACUGUCGAACAGCUCUUACUGUCAGGAAGUUCUUCCUAAUGUUUAGGUGGAAUCUUCUUUCUUGUAGUUUGGAUCCAUUGCUCCAUGUCCGCUUCUCUGGAGCAGCAGAAAACAACCUUUCUCCCUCCUCUAUGUGACAUCCUUUGAUAUAUUUGAACAUGGCUAUCAUAUCACCCCUUAACCUCCUCUUCUCCAGGCUAAACAUGCCCAGCUCCCUUAGCCGUUCCUCAUAAGGCAUCGUUUCCAGGCCUUUGACCAUUUUGGUUGCGCUCCUCUGGACACAUUCCAGUUUGUCAGUGUCCUUCUUGAACUGUGGUGCCCAGAACUGGACACAGUACUCCAGGUGAGGUCGGACCAGGGCAGAAUACAGUGGCACUAUUACUUCCCUUGAUCUAGAUGCUAUACUCCUAUUGAUGCAGCCCAGAAUUGCAUUGGCUUUUUAGCUGCCGCGUCACACUGUUGGCUCAUGUCAAGUUUGUGGUCAACCAAGACUCCUAGAUCCUUUUCACAUGUACUGCUCUCAAGCCAGGUGUCCCCAUCUUGUAUUUGUGCCUCUCAUUUUUUUGCCCAAGUGCAAUACUUUACAUUUCUCCCUGUUAAAAUUCAUCUUGUUUGUUUUGGCCCAGUUCUCUAAUCUGUCAAGGUCGUUUUGAAGUGUGAUCCUGUCCUCUGGGGUGUUAGCCACCCCUCCCAGUUUGGUGUCAUCUGCAAAUUUGAUCAGGAUGCCCUUGAGUCCAUCAUCCAAGUCGUUGAUAAAGAUGUUGAAUAAGACCGGGCCCAAGACAGAACCCUGUGGCACCCCACUAGUCACUCUUCUCCAGGAUGAAGAGGAACCAUUGAUGAGCACCCUUUGGGUUCGGUCAGUCAGCCAGUUACAAAUCCCCUGAGUGGUAGCAUAGUCAAGACCGCAUUUUACCAGCUUCUUUACAAGAAUAUCAUGGGGCACCUUGUCAAAUGCCUUGCUGAAAUCAAGGUAGGCUACAUCCACUGCGUUCCCUUCAUCUACCAGGCUUGUAAUUCUGUCAAAAACGAGAUCAGGUUAGUCUGACAUGACUUAUUUUUCAGAAAUCCAUGCUGACUAUUGGUGAUCACAGCAUUCCUUUCUAGGUGCUCACAGACUGUUUGCUUAAUGAUCUGCUCCAGAAUCUUCCCUGGUAUUGAUGUCAGAUUGACUGGGCGGUAAUUAUUUGGGUCCUCUCUUUUCCCCUUUUUGAAAAUAGGGACAACAUUUGCCCUCCUCCAGUCUGCCGGGACUUCGCCUGUUCUCCAGGAAUUCUCAAAGAUGACAGCCAGCGGUUCUGAGAUCACAUCUGCCAGUUCUUUUAAUACUCUUGGAUGCAGUUCAUCUGGCCCUGGAGACUUGAAUACAUCUAAACUAGCCAAGUAUUCUUGUACUAUCUCCUUAGUUAUUCUGGGCUGUGUUUCCUCUGCUGAAUCAUUUGCUCCAAAUUCUUCAGGUCGGGCAUUGUUUUCUUUAUCGGCGAAGACUGAGGCAAAGAAGGCAUUGAGGAGUUCAGCCCUUUCUGAGUCCCCUGUUUGCAUUUCACCAUCUUCUCCUCUGAGUGACCCCACUGUUUCUUUGUUCUUCCUUUUGCUACGAACAUACCCAUAAAAGCCUUUUUUGUUGCUUUUAACCUCUCUAGCAAGCCUGAGUUCAUUCUGUGCUUUAGCUUUUCUGACUUUGUGUCUACACGUGCUGGCUAUUUGUUUGAAUUCCUCUUUGGUGGUUUCCCCCUUUUCCAUUUUUGUACACAUCCUUUUUAAUCUUAACUCAGUUAAAAGUUCUUUAGAUAGCCACCCUGGCUUCUUUAGGCACCUUCCAUGUUUCCAUCUCAUUGGUAUUGCCUGACGUUGUGCUUUCAGUAUCUCCCUCUUAACAAACUCCCAGCCAUCAUGAACUCCCUUUCCUUUUAGUAUUACUGUCCAUGGGAUCUCACCCAGCACUUCCCUAAGUUUUAUGAAGUCGGCUUUCUUAAAGUCAAGAAAUUGAGUCCUAGUAUGCUUGGCUGCUCCUUUCCGCUGUAUAGUAAACUUCAGAAGAGCAUGAUCACUCGCGCCUAAUGAUCCUUCCACUUCUACCCCACUAACCAGGUCAUCCACAUUGGUUAGGACCAGAUCUAAAAUGGCUGUUCCUCUUGUUGCUUCUCCCACUUUCUGGACAAUGAAGUUGUCUGCAAGGCCAGUGAGGAAUCUGUUUGACCUUAUGCUCUUGGCUGAGUUUGACAUCCAACAAAUGUCCGGGUAAUUGAAGUCCCCCAUUACUACUAUCUCCCUUCUUUUUGCAUGCUUGGCCAUCUGUUCCAGGAAGGCAUCAUCUAUGUCCUCCGUUUGGCUUGGGGAUCUAUAGUAAACUUCCACAAUGAGGUCACUGUUAUUCUUCUCUCCCUUCAUUUUGACCCAAAUGCUCUCACUUUGGCUUUGAGGUUCUAAAUCUUGGAUCUCUUCACAGGUAUACACAUCCCUGACAUAUAACGCCACUCCUCCUCCUUUCUUGUCUGGUCUGUUUCUCUGAAAUAGAUUGUAUCCCUCCAUUAUUACAUUCCAAUCGUGGGACUUAUCCCACCAGGUUUCCGUGAUGCCUAUUAUGUCAUAUUUAGUUUGCUGUACCAAGAGCUCAAGCUCAUCUUGUUUAUUUCCCAUGCUUUGCGCAUUAGUGUACAGACAUUGAAGUCCAUUAAUCAUUCCCCCCGUGUCUCUUAUUUAAGGAUUUUUCCUCCUACCACUAGGUCUGCAUGCUGUUUGCUCCAUUUGGUCUAUGACAUUUGGAUGAUCAUCUUCAUCAAUUGAUAGACUCCUACCUUCAGGAGCACUGUCUCCCUCCCCCACAUUAGUCAGUUUAAAGCCCUCCUUUUGGUUGCCCUCCUCUGGACACGUUCCAGUUUGUCGGUGUCCUUCUUGAACUGUGGUGCCCAGAACUGGACACAGUACUCCAGGUGAGGUCUGACCAGAGCAGAAUACAGUGGCACUAUUACUUCCCUUGAUCUAGAUGCUAUACUCCUAUUGAUGCAGCCCAGAAUUGCAUUGGCUUUUUUAGCUGCCGCAUCACACUGUUGGCUCAUGUCAAGUUUGUGGUCAAACUUGUAGAUCCUUUUCACAUGUACUGCUCUCAAGCCAGGUGUCACCCAUCUUGCAUUUGUAGAGCAUAAUGUCACCAGCAUAUUGCUGACAAUGUACUCCAAACCUCUGGAUGACUCCACUUAGCGUUUUCAUGUAGAUGUUAAAUAGCGUAGGGGAUAAAAUUGAGCCCUCAGCAACUCCACAUUGAAGCACUCCUCAAGAAUCACGCUCUGGGAGUGACCAUCCAAGUAGGAGCUGAACCACGGCAAAGCACUGCUACCUACCACUAAGACAGCUUAUCCAGAAGGAUACCAUGGGAUCAAAAACUGCUGAGAGGUCAAGGAGAAAUAUUUCUCCUGUCUCUCUCCUGAAUAUGGUCAUUGUGCAGAGUGACCAAAGGAGUAUCUGUGCCAAAAGUAGGCCUUCCUGCUAGUUUUUAUCAGCCAAGAUGGGCGAGGGUCCAGGGUGCAAGUAACUGCCCUGACCAAUCCCAGCAUCUUGUCUGCAUCCUUGAGCCUCCAACUGAAAUUCAUCCAACACAAUGGGACUACACUGUGCUCUGGACACCCCUUGAGAUUCAUCUGCUAUCACAGCAGAGUCAAGUUCCUGGUGGAUGCAAGCAAUUUUAUUCUCAAAAUGCUUUGUAAACAAGUCACAGUGAGCUGCUGUCGUUUCUGCCACCUCCUUCGGGCCAAACUGUAACAGACCCUGCACUAUCCAGAUCAGCUCUGCUGAGCUGCGUAAUGAGGAUGCAAUAGAGGCAGCAGAGUAAGGCUUCUUUUCAGCCUUUACUCACUGCCACUAGGCAGGCUUGAUUAUGCACCAUCACCAGUGUUCGACUGCAUUCAACCAGACUUUUCCUCCGUUUGCAUUAGAGCCAUCUCUAAGCUUGUUUCCUCGCCCUCAGCUCUGGAGUAUACCAGGGAGCGUAACUGGGAUUUGUGAUGUUGCCUCUCCCCUUGAUUCUAACAGGAAGAAGAAUGCACACAACAGCUCUGGCGCUUGGGGUCCAUGCCUGCCCCAGUCCCCCCCCCCUUUUUUUGCCUUUGCUGACAUCGGAGGUUUCUGUGGUGGUGAGGAGCCUUAAGAGGUCUGAUCUACAUCUCUGAAGGGAGAGCUCUCUUUCUUUCUUUCUUUAUUUCUUUUAUUCAAAGUUAUAACAAAACAUAUUUUCCAAAAACAUAUCCUUAUUCCCCCCCCAUUUUUCCUCUCCCCACCCCCCACAGAACCCAUCCCCCCAUCCCAUCCCCGACUUCCCUCAGUUCCAGUCUUUGUUUUCUCCAAUAAUGCUAUUUUCUUCAUGUUACAGAGUUGUAUAGAUCCUCCAACUGUUUAGCUAAUUAUUAUCAGUAAAAAAUUGUGGAUGUUUAUUCAAAACCUGCCAAGGAGUCCAGUUCACUUUGUUGCGUCUUCAAAUACUUUGUGAAAGGUUCCCAUUCAUCCUUAAAGUCACAGUUAUCCUUGUCCCGUAGCUUAUGUGUCAAUUUUGCAUAAUCCAUCAAUUUUUCUUGCCAUGAUUCUUUAGUUGGGAUUUCUUCAGUCUUCCAUCCUUUCCAAAACUUGUAGGUCCUUUUAGUCUGUUCUUAUUUUUAAUCCCAUGACCAUAGUCUUGUUUUCCAAAUCAUAAAUCCACAGGCAAUUAAAGUUCCAAUUCACAAGCAGCUGAGGCUUUGAUUUACCACUCUUAUUUGGAGAGCUCUCCAAUUUCUUUUUGGGGCACUUUAGAAUACUUUAGGAUACUUGGGAAGCUGUUCCAGGCUCUUUUCCACUUUUACUUUGGAGGUUGCCUCCAGAUGUGCAAGAGUUCCCUGCAGGCUUCCUGUCUUCCCCCUUUCUUCUUUAGCUCCUCCAAAUUUUUAUAAAAUUUGCUUAAACCUCCAGCUGUGUAGAUUUCCACUUAUAUCUCAUUGGGUAACUGGAUACAGUUAAAGUUGCAAGCCAUUAGAAUGUGACAAUUCAGUCAGAUUUAGCUGUAGCAAUUCUCCAUAGCAAUAAACAAAGUCGAGUCCCAUUCACAAAAAGAAUCCCUUGCAGAGCCUGUCCGCAAACAUUGGAGACUGACUUCCUCUUUUAUCUCCGUCUCACCAAAUUGAAGUUUUAUGGUCUAAUUACGCCUUUAAAUUGUUUUAUUGGCAUUUACCUCUAAUUAGGAAGGUCUGCUGCUUCUUGGGUGUCGGAAUGUAGCUUUGGCAGGGGCCGCGAUGGUGCCUUGAAGCGUCCUCAAGCCUCUCCCCCUUUCCUCCCGUGUGCUAAACAGGCACUGGGGGGGCCGGGGGCCGAGAAAUUUCACUUUGCAGGAACCCUUGGGUCCCCACACUCCUGUGGGAGUUUUUUGGGGGUGCGCUGAGCUCUGGCACUGCCCUCAAAAGCCUUUCUGCCAGCUCCGUGUCGCAGCCGACACUUAGCACACCGACAUUCCUUUCCGCAGCAGCCGGAAGUCCGGGAGAGCUCUCUUUCCACCUUGUGAGAGAGAUCCAAAACACCCUUUGGCCCUAGGGACUCUUUAAGAUUUUUGCUGAAGAGAGUUUCUAGCUCAGUGGAUUAAUAGGGAAGAGACAAGUUGCAAGAUAUUCUCUCUCUCUCUGUCUGAAAGUUCAAAAACUUGAGCAAAUUUAAUUUAUCAUUUAAGGACAGUUAAGAACAGUUUUCCUUAGCUGGUUUUGCUUGUUUGCUUAAAAAUGUAAGCCUUAUAAAGCAUUACUCACAUGUAGGGAAUGUCCCAUGUUGUCGAUGGAGUGGGGCUGUGCUUUUAGCCCCACAGGAAGGUUGUCGUCUUGGAAGUACUGUGUGUUACAUGUAAAUUGGCAAGAAAUUGGUGGCCCAGCAUAUUAAAAGCAAACCUGGCACUGAGGAUGGUAAAGGCAUAUACAUAAUAUUACGAAUUGCAUGUAGCAAAGGUAAACCCUACCCAACAAUAGCAUCUGACUCCUUAAAGAUUAUCCACAAGGGAAUGCAGCCCAUGGUAGAAAAAAGGUUCCUCACUCCUGAUAUAGAGGCUAGAAUAAGAAUGUGUUUUAAGAAAUUAGUGUUUUCUAUAAUCCCCUGCCCCCCUGCCAAAGUGACUAUGGCACAAACCAUCUGCUUCAGAGUUCCUGUCACUAUUGUAUGUCCAUCUAGAUACAGUGUUUUUUUUUGGGGGGGGGUAAUCAUAAAAAAUGUUUCAUUGUAUUUCUGUUGCUAGCUUCAUGUGUGCCAGUUAUUCUGGGCCAGUGAGGGUAGUCACUUAAGAUGUACCCUUACACAGCAAAAGUGGGCAACCUAUGGCCCAUAGACUGAAGAAUUUGUCGAUAACAGCUUUUAUUUAGAACAAUACUGUAGCAGCAAAAAGCACCCUGUUUGCAACCUUUUUAGUUCCAGAGAGUAGUUUAGAAGUUAAACAAUACAAGUUUAAAGAAGCCAACAUUUAAGUUCUGACUGUUGAGGGUUCACAUCUUUCCUUUAAAAAAUGAUUCAAACAUUUCAGCUAGCACAGAAACAUUACUAAACCUGGGAAUUCCCGUUUAUUGAAAAAAUACAUUAGGUUUCACUGUACCAUGCAGUGGCUGCUUCUUUAGCGGGGGAAGUUGGUUGCUGGAUAGUUCCCCCACCCACAGUGGUUCUUGUUUUUUUGUAGCGCUAGUUUGUCUUUCCUGGUGCUUGCACCUGCCUGCAUUUUUCAGUGCUUCCAAAUUCAAAUAUGACACUUUCAAUUUUUAAGUUGACCAGCGCUGUGGCAGUAUGCAAUUGUAGCUCCAGUGAGACUGUUUGUAUUUUUCCUUGUGCAGAAUGAUUGUCCAACUAUUGAAUAACCUUCAGAGGUGACAUUUUCCCCAGUAAAUUAAAAAAUAAAAACCAGGAAUCCUUGGUGAAAGUAGUCUUUCCCAAAUUUACCGAGUAGUAUUUGGAUCAGACCCAUCUAAUCUAAUACUCUGUCCUCACAGCCGCUAACCCAGUGCCUCUGCUCUCCAGCAACUAGAAUUCAGGGGUAUCCUGCCUGCAGCGCUGGAGGUAGUCUGCAGCCACGUCAGAUGCCAUAAUUUAUUGCCACAGCAGGGUCUUUUUCAGCAGGCUGGUAAGGCAGCUUAUCAGUAUUACCCUACAUACUACUGAAGUAAGCUGAGGCUGAGCGAGUGGCUUACCUAACUCACUCAGUGAGUUUAUGGCUGGGAUGAGUGUUGACUUCCUGGCUCAUGCACAACUGUUUACCUAUCUAUCCUUCUCCCAUUAAAACCCACAUUCAGCUGAAAUGUGUAUCACCCUGUUUGUUUCUAAUUCCUUGAGCCCUGACCACAAAAAGUUUACUCCUUUCCUGAUGUUGAUCCUAAAGGCUAUUCCUCAAACAGCAUUCAGUGCUCUCUACAACAGAGACUGGGAUGACACACCUUUCAGCUCAGCUGGUAGCAUGAAUGGGGAGUUCCCAGAGACUGAAGACAGCAGCUAUUUUGGAGGGGAGGGAAACCCCUCUUACAUCAGAAGGCAAGAAUCUCUAUGAAUAGCAAGAAGGAGGCAGAUUGAGGUGCUGGGAAUGUGGAUCUGAGACUUUCAAAGAGCAAAACAUUUAACCCUUGUAUUGGCUUGAUACUUAGAGCAUUUCAUUCUACUGUGCUCUAGUGCUGCGUCUUAUACAACUGGCUCUGGAAUCCCUGCCUGGCACAGAUUACAAGUGACCUAGAUAAUGCCAGCUGGACCAGCGUCUCCCUUUCUGAGCAUCCCUUCCUGCCUCAGCUGCUGCCAGAGUGACCCUAAAAAAUCUGUGAGGCCAAGGCUUCCAGCAUCACCAAUAAUAAUAUAAUAAUAAUUUUUUAUUUAUACCCCGCCCUUCCCAGUUUAAAAACCACGCUCAGGGUGGCUAACAGCAAAUAUAAAACAUUGAUUAAAAUGCGACUUAAAAACAGCAUAAAAUGCAGCAUCAAUAUCAAUAAAAUUCUAAAAUUUAACCUGGCAUCCUUCUGUCCAAGGUUUUUUCUAGGCCAGCCCAAGGAUUCCUUGUCUGGCACAAUUCUGUUGCUUGUACUUUAAUCUAUAUCCCAAUUAAUCAAAAUCCUACCAUUUAUUAAUUUAUAGAAUUUAGGGAGGUCCCUCCCAAAUCUAUAACAAUAUAUUACGAGAAAUGUGCAUGAAUUGCAUGCAACUUUUCAUGUGAACUUCCUCCCUCCCUCCCUUUCUUUGCAAACUUAUGAAGAAAUGGGGCAAACCGAACUUAAAAUUGGGAAAAGAAAAAACAGUGAGAAAUGGAAGUGAUAGAUUUUCCUAUCCCAACAGUGAGUUGUGUUAUAACUGUUACGCUUGCUUGCAUCAGAGGUAGUUUCAGAGAGCGUCAGAGCUGGCUUCAAAGAGAGAAAUUAUGGGGAAAUCAUGGAAAUUUGACUUAGUCGCUACAUCCACAUAAAGCUCAAUAGUUCAGAGUCUCUCUCACACACAUACAGGUUUAAUCCACUCAAUCACAAAUGUUCCAUAGUUAUUUUACUUCUUUGGGGGGAAACAGUUUGGAAAACAUUACUGAGGAAAACUCCCUCAGUGCUCGCUGAUGUAGAGUGACUGUAUACCCUGCUAGAAUUACAGCUGUUCUGUAAUUAUUUAUAAAGCUAUUGCCACUUUAUAAAUUAUAUACCAUGCUCCUUUUUAUUUUUGUCUUAAUAAGUUUGUAUUAAUUCUGUACAGGAGUUUGAGCUAUUACAAUAUCUCAGCUGUUGCGUAUUCUUUGUUAUCAAUAUUUCAUGUUGUAUUUAUUAAACUGGUAUUAAAAAUGACCCGGGUAUCCUAGAUAUUGCCAGAGGUUAUAAUACAUAUUGCCAGAGUGUAACGGAGAGGCUCCGUCACAUGGAUGCAUCUACUCAGGACUUCCUGUGGUGUGAGCAAAUUGUUAUAAAGCCCUCCAGAGUCCUCCAUAUGUUGCUGGAUUCGAACUCCAUUCAUGGCCACUGGACAUGCUAGCUGGGCUGAUAGGCGUUGGAAUUCAACAACAUCUGAAAGACAUCAUAUUGGCCACACCUGAUCUAGAGUAUGGGCUGAUAGGUGCCUGGUAAAAACAAGCGUUUGACCAGGACACUUGAAAGGAUACAUUUUGUAGAAAAAUAUGUAUCUGUGUGUGUCUGUGUGUUUUUGAUACUAUUCUUCAAUACUAUUCUCAAAUGAUAAUAGCACACUCUGGCAAUACCAUGCAGAUCUCCGCAGGGAAAGAAGCAAUACAACCCAGAGGAGGAAUAAACUUCUUGUGUAAUUUUUUUUUUACUGAGGAUGUUGGUGGGCAUUAUUGUCCAUCUGGUGACACUCUGAAAUGUAAUCCUACAUUAGAACAAACAUACGGUAGUUUAAGCAUGAAGUAUUUAUUUCCAAUGAAAAAUAUGUUAACUCCCAUCUUCUCCCUAGUACAGACAGUGACUGGUUUAGGAACGUUGGAGAUAAUAUUAGUAUUGGCUUUAAUUUCAUAUUCAUGACCUUCUGUUAAUGUCUUGGGGUGACUUUUACAAUAACAAAAUCUUUCUAUGUAUCUUAGGGUUUCUUCAUGCAACCAUCUUGUCUGCUUUGUGUAGGGUGCCAUAUUUCAAAAAGUGAAAAUCUGGACACAAACGUUGUUGAGCUUGUUUUGUUUUGGCAGAAAAAAGUAAGUUUUUGAGCUAUUUUGGGGGGAAUUCACAAAAAAAAAUCAACACUUCCGAUAUGGGCUGCCAUAUGCCCGGAUUUUGCCAGACAUUCUAACUGAUUUCUGAAAAUUCUGCCUGGAUGCUCUUUUUGGCAGACACAUCCUAGAUACAUCCAGGAAAUUCUGGACGUAUGGCAGCUCUAGCUUUGUGAGAUACAUGUAAAGCAUGACCUUACAUUCCUUUUUUAAAAAAAAUUUUUUUUAUUGAUUUUCCAAUAAAAACAGCCAAUCAACAUAUCCGCAUCAUAAUCUUUUUUUAAAAAGUUUUUUAUUUAUACAACAAGAAAAACAAACAAACAAAAAACAUAAAUACCAAAUUACACACAACUUACAAAAAUAACCAUAGACACAUAAUAUUCUUAGCAAACAAUAAAACAUCUAUUGGUCUUAACACUAAAGACCCAACCUCCCGUCUAUUCCAUACUUCAAAUUCAUAUUACUUAUUGCCAAUACAUAUUUUUUUUCAUAAUUAAACUUAUUCUCAUUAAAUCUAAUUUCUUAUAUCUACCUUGCAACUAUUACUGAAGUUCCUCAAAUGCUGAAACAGAAUUUAAACUACUAUAUUUAUUUUUCAGAUAUUCUUUAAAAACCUCCCAUUUAGAAACAAAUUCCUAUCCGCAUCAUAAUCUAAUUAAAAACAAUAAACUAAAAUUUUAAAAAUGACCAAAGACCUUACAUUCUUUAUACUCCAGUGGCCAUGUGUCCACAACCCACAGUCUAUUAUAGGUCCUAUUAAAACAUCUGCCGAAAGCAUUAACAUAUUAAUUAAAUGUUUAUAAAUGGAGUUAACAGAGUUAAAGUGUUGACAGUAGUGAACACUGGAGUCUCUAAUGAACACAACUGAUACUUAAAAUUAAGUGUCCCUCACCCUUGACUGAUUCUCAAGUCUGUAGGCAGUGUUGUGCAAUUUGUGUGUAGGCAAAACUGAGAAGCUUUGUGUAUGUGUGUCAGAGAGAGACCAAGGGUGGCACAGAGAAAUGGACCAAAGAAACGCAUGCUGUGCAUUCUCAUGACAGCUUCAAGGAGCUGAGUAGCAUCUCAGAGUCUGGGCUCAAAGAGUCUCAUAGUACUUGAGGUUUUGAUGUUGAGUCUCUUAAGACUGUUCUAGUAUUAUUUCUCCUGCCUCAUCAAAGUCAGCCCUCUGACCGAUGAGCACUUGCCAUUCUGCCCCACUAAGGAAGUGAAAGCUUUAUUGCUUUGGUAGGUGCUGGAACUGAACUCGGGCAGGAAAUACAACUGGGUUAAAGGUUAAUGUCAAACCUUUCUGCUCUGCCAUACGUCUAAGCUAGUUUCAAGCCACCUUACAUGUUUGCAGAAAUGGUGUGGAGGAGGGGCAUGGUUUAAAUCAGAGGUAGUCAACCUUUUUAUACCUACCGCUCACUAAUGCAUCUUUCUUGAUGGUAAAAUUUCUUUACCGCCCACCAGGGCUUGAUGGAAGGAGGAUUCAGCUUGUGCGUAGAACCCGCCCACCGAGAAUCCUGAAACGCCCACUAGUGGGCGGGAGGGACCAGGUUGACAACCCCUGGCUUAAACAGAACAGGUUAGGUUUGAUAGUGCUGAGAUACCACCAUGAGUUUCUCUUAGAAAUUUUGGUGAAUCAGUUAGGAUGACUCUGCUCUUCUCCACAUUGAGGUUUGGAGCUCUCAGCCACAUUGACAAGCGCCUCUUCCAUAAGCACAACUUUAGAAACAAGUAAAAAGAAAGUUUUUGGUGUACUUUCCCCAAGUCCAUAGUAUACAACCAUCAACAUUAGCUUGUGAAUUUAUUUUUAGAACACAAAGAUUAAUACCAUCUUGGGGAAGAUUUAGCAAGAAAUUCCACAGAAUUUUUAAACUAAUGAAGCCAACUGUCAAUGUAUUUUUAUUUAGGAAAGUUUUAUUUAGGAAAAUGGGGCAGAGGAUAAAGGAAACAAAUCACAUAGACUUCCAAAUAAAACAAGGAAGUCAGUUAAGAUUAGCUAGUUGCAUCUUACCUACUUAGGCUUCAGAGCUUAAUUCCUUUCAGAAAAAAAUGGUCUGAGAGAGGGUUAGUCCCUUUGGUUAACCCAAGCAUUUAACUGAUCUGCGUAGUUCCCAAGGAGAUAAAAGGCUUUGGGGUGAUUCACACUAGUAAAAGCCAAGCUACUUCCUUAGAAUGUGGUGUGGACCAAUGAUAGAAGGAACUUUAUUGUUGAUAUCAGGGAACAAAGGAGCCCAUGAGAAAGUUACUUGGAGAUUGUUCCACCAUUCUAACAGAUUUGCAUUUCGAACAUAAAAGAGCUAGCCAGGGGUCAGCAAACUUUUUCAGCAGGGGGGCCCUUGUGGGGGGCUGGACUAUAUUUUGAAAAAAAUAAAUGAACAAAUUUCUAUGCCCCACAAAUAACCCAGAGAUGCAUUUUAAAUAAAAGGACCCAUUCUACUCAUGUAAAAACAUACUGAUUCCCGGACUGUCUGUGGGCCGGAUUUAGAAGGCGGUCGGGCCAGAUCCAGUUCCCGGACCUUAGUUUGCCUACCCAUGAGCUAGCCAGACCACUCCAACUAUUGGAAAAAAGGAUUAAACUGGAAAAGUUGAUGGAAAAUAAAACUGAAGAAUUGCUUCCAUGCUGGGGUCAGUAGGGGUCUAGAUUCCCAGAUGAGUAGGCUCUGGUCUACUCAGGCUCAGAGGGCUUGGUACAGGGCAUUCAUACAUCAGUACAGAAAGAUACUGACUGUGGAUCGGGGCCCCUGCAUCCCCUGCCUUGCAAUCUGUGGACAAGAGCUGCUGCUUUUAUGCAUCUAUUAACUUACCCUAGCCUACCUCACAGGGCUGUGCAAAUAUAAAGGGUGGUGGGAACACAUGUAAUCUUGAGCUCCUGGGUGGAAAAAGAAGGUACGAAUAUAUGCCACACAGCCCAUAGUGAAACUAUGGAAUUUGCUCCCCCAGGAAGCAGUGAUCGCCACCAAUGUGGAUGGCUUUAAAAGACGAUUAGACAAAUUCAUGGCUACUAGCCAUUGCUAUGCUGUGCCUCCAUGAUCGGAGGCAGUAUUUUUCUGAAUACCAGUUGCUGGAACUAAGGGGGCAGUGCUAUUGUGCUUCUGCCUUGCUUGCAAGCUUCUCACAAACAUCUGGUUGGCCACUGCAAGACGGUGAAGCUGGACUAGAUGGGCCAUUGGCCUGAUCCAGCAGGCUCAAUGUCAUUCACAAAUCAUAUAAACAAAGCCAGAAAAAACAGCCUCAUUGUGCUAACUGCAGUGUUUCAUAUUCCUGAUACUUACAGUAAAAAACUCAAACAAACCAAAGGUUUGCCAGUCCAGAAAAUAAUAACAAACAAAAACCACUCCUAAUUAUGUGCAGUUUCACAACUUCAGUGUCUGAACAACAAAUUCUCAGCCUCGUCUACGUUGUGAAUAUAAAAAGGGAGAGGAGAAGACAAUGUACACAGCCUUGAGGAAUUUAGGAGGAAAAAUAAGCUACAAGUAUGCAGCAAUAGGGAGCAACAAAUAUGUAGAGUUUCACAGCUCUCAGCCACACACCCCUCAAAAAUACACAUUUUGCCAACCUUAAACAAAAAUCCUUAAAGUACACUCUCUGUGGGGUAGAGAGGCUGCAAUAUCACAAUGUUUUUUCAGUAGGAAGGAAAUCUCCUUUAUUUCAAGGGAGUUACUUCUGAGUAAAACAUACCAAAGCUAACCAGUUGUGUUUUAUUCUGUAAAGGCAGUAGACUUGAGGAACGACAUAAUGUGGAUAUGAGCAUAGUGCUUAAACAAAUAUACCCCAGUAUCUGCUCCAUCCAGCUUCUCCUGUUGCUCCGGGAGGGUCCCCUUCUUGUGUCCUAAGUGGAGGUGGUCAGCAUUCCUUCCUCAGGUUGCUUAGCAACAGUGAUUAAGUGAUUGGGCAUCCUUAGCAAUAGAUGUGCUAAAGCAUUAGAGUAGUCUUCACACUCAGUUUUAUGAUUUUCUUUGGAAAUUCUUGUUUGGUUUUUUUAAAUAAAAAAAUGAAAGCUAAUAGACUGGACCCUCUAUUGGCAUGGAGCCUUCUUUAUUUGUACUCCCUGUACCCUCCUGUCAGCAGCCCUGCAGGGAAGUUAAAAGAGAUCAGGCCAUUUAAUGUGAAUCAUAGCCAUGCUAGUUCUUUCUUCAGAAGGAAAGCACUGCUGUUUGAUGCAGUGAUGCUUCUGAAUGCCACUCAUUGCAAGAGUGGAGAGUGCUGCUGCACUCAAGUUCUGCUUGCAGGCAUCCCAUAGACAUCUGGCUGGGACUGUUUAACACAAAUUGUAUACUACUUAAUCAUCAAAAUUUCUAAACAGUUUACAUAACCAGAUUUCAUCAGUAUUUUAAAUUUUAAGUUAUAUGCAAAAUUUGUUGCUAUUGUAUAAUAGAAAAUUCUAUUACUAUUAUUUUUUAAAAAAAAUAGCAAUAAAAUCAGUGUUUAAAGCAUUUGGAACUAAAAAAUUCAAAAUAUAAAAACUUCAGUUUUUAAAAUAUACAUAAUAAAAAUACUUGUCCAGUUCAGUCAUCUUGUCUCACACAAGGGUUGGCUUGAAGCGGCUCCUGUGCCGCUGCCAGGAAUAUUGUAUAACCAACAUUGGAACUGAACUUUGCAAAAUCUAAAGUGCUUGUUUUCUCAAGAUCUUGGAAGCCUCAUAGGUGGGAGAUCAGUGGAAAGCCAUUGGAAUGGGUUAAAAACUUUAAAUACCUAGGCAUCCACUUCCAAUAUAACACUUUCUGGAAAUACAAUUGUAAGCUUGCACUUAACGGAGCAGAUACUCUAAUGUAAGCACUGAUAACUGGGAAACACGGCCCUGUGAGCACUCCAACUGGAGAACAGCCUUUAUCAAAGGUGUCAUGGGCUUUGAAGACUCUCAGACUCAGGGCAAAAGGGAGAAAUGAGCUAAGAGAAGGCACCUUUGGCAAACCCUGACCGUGAUCAACUCCCACUCAGAAACCUAUGUCCCCACUGUGGAAGGAUGUGUGGAUCUAGAAUUGGCCUCACAAGUCACUUACAGACUCGCUGUUCAUGGAAUCUUACUCAGCUACGAGUGAUCAUCAAAGAAGAAAGAAGAAGAGGAAUGCAUCCAAUCCAAAUUUCUGUGCAAAAUCCCGGGGCUGCCAAAUUGUGUGCCAUAUGCAGCCAUGUUUCUGGAAACUGGACAAGGGCUGCUGGGAACCAAAGCGUGGCUCACCGCUAUAAAAUUCUGGCUCCGCCUACAUUUCAUGUCCAACCUGUCGCCUUUAAUUUUCAACAUGCUGACAGAAUGCCACCACUCCAAAUGGUUAGCUUGCAUUGAGAGCAAAAUCAAAACCUGUGGCCUAUCACUCAAGUCGCUGCUUUUGCUCCCACAGUUGGAAGCAUUCCAGACAAUCAAGCGCAGAAUCCUAGAGACUGAAUUCCCAACCCUCAGCAGCGCAGGCAAUAAAAUCUGUUCCCCAUUGGGGUUGGGAAUUCCACCCUCGUUUGGCCAGGACACUCUCUGUUUACAUCACCUUUACAAUUCUCACCUACGCAGAACUCUUUCCCUCACAAGAUGUAACAUCUUACCAGCUGCAAUUUUGCAAGGUAGAUUUUCAGAAAUCCCAUAUUCUGAAAGAUACUGCCCUUGUGUCACAAAACAGGUCGAAUCCAUCACACACGUUUUAUUUUAUUGCCCAUUUUAUAUAAAUAUAUGAUAAUUAUUUGGCCCCCUUAUUGAAGGAUGGGAUUUAUUGCACUGACUCUUCCAAGGUGUCUUAUCUGCUGAAUAAUUGAAGGAAUGACAUUGUGGAGAAUGUGGCAAGAUUUUUGAGUGACGCCAUGAAAUUACAUUACCAUGGGUCCUAAGAGUCAUUUUCGUACCUCAUGAUGUCUAGACAGUUUUAUCCUAAAAUAUCUCCUGCUAUAUUUCGUUUAUUGUGUUGUGUUCCGAUCUAUGUAUACGAUGCACUUUCUCUGUGCCAGUAAAGGAGAUUGAUUAACAUGUCCAAUGUACGUGUAUGGGUAGGCUUGCCUAAACAAAAAACUGCUUUAGCAGGUGCAUAAUAAUAGGGUAACACUUGGCAUUGCUGAAUGCUGACUUGCGUUCCUGGCUUGUUCAGAAUUGUAAACAUGAAACUUAACUAAUUUACAUGAUACAUCAUCUGAUACGUUAUUUUACUUUUCUGUUGAAAAAAAAAUUUAUAAUAAAUAGUACCUGUGCCCCAGCUAAAAGGCAGGAUGCUGUUGUGUGCCAGGGGCUUGUGGUCUAAUACAAGCUCUCUGAGGAAGUGGCUGGGUUCCUGCUCAUAAGUGGAGUCUAACUGGUUGGGUGACUGCCAGAUAUCAGCAAGGACUCCCCCUGCCUCCUCCCUUCACUAUACCACAUGAAAUUAAAAUAGCAGUUUCCAACCCGCUUUGGCAGUUGCAGGAGUUCCCAGAGUUAUUUAAUUUAGUACACAGACUGCAAGUGUAUCUGUCCAUGUGCCUUAGUGAAUGAAUCUUCAGUGAAGAUUUUGCCAGAAUGCAUGAAGAGGAGGAUAGCUGUGUUGAUGUGCUAACCACUCAGUGCUGUUUUGCUAACACUGAAAGGAAAAACAGAUUAUCAUAGCUUACAAAGAUGAAACCAUUGCUGAACUGUACCACCACCUCUGAUAUUAGUGGAAAUUCAGCUGUAUUCAUCUGGUAUAGCCAGAGAUGGAUAGCUCUCUUUCAUGUGCCACCAUUACCGUUUUGAGAGCACAGCAGGCUGUCUUCCAUUUGUGAACAAGCAACAUCCCCUCUCUGUAGUCUUGCGUGAUUUCUGGUUUUUUUUUUUUUAAAUGAUAUUUAUUAAGGUUUCAAAAGAAGGAUACAUAAAUAAAAAGAGAAAAAUAGAAAAAAGAAAAAUACAAAAUACAAAAAAAAAAAACAAUUAAAAACAAUUCCAUCAUUUCAUCACUUCUCUUUCAUUUACUUGUUUCCCGGACCUCCUCAUACCUCCCUUUUUUGUAUUCCAGUUCAAUUUAUUAGUCCAGCAAUUCCUUUCCCUCCUUUUUAAUCCUGAUCCUUAAUCUUAAUAUAUUAUAGCAUUAGGUUUUUACGUAUUGAAAAUCCAAUUUUUCCAUAUUCUUUUAUACCAUUACAGCUAGAAACCACUUAACUUCAAUCCAACAUCAUUCUAACAUUCAUUAAUUUUACAAUAUUUCUGUAAGUAGUCUUUAAAUUUCUUCCAAUCUUCUUCCACCGACUCUUCUCCCUGGUCUCGGAUUCUGCCAGUCAUUUCCGCCAAUUCCAUGUAGUCCAUCAUUUUCAUCUGCCAUUCCUCCAGUGUGGGUAGGUCUUGUGUCUUCCAAUGCUUUGCAAUAAGUAUUCUUGCUGCUGUUGUGGCAUACAUAAAGAAAGUUCUGUCCUUCUUUAACACCGAUUGGCCGACUAUGCCCAGGAGGAAGGCCUCUGGUUUCUUCAAGAAGGUAUAUUUAAAUACCUUUUUUAAUUCAUUAUAAAUCAUCUCCCAGAAAACCUUAAUCCUUGGGCACGUCCACCAAAGGUGAAAGAAUGUACCUUCAGUUUCUUUACAUUUCCAACAUUUAUUAUCGGGCAAAUGGUAGAUUUUUGCAAGCUUGACUGGGGUUAUGUACCACCUGUAUAUCAUUUUCAUAAUAUUCUCUCUUAAGGCAUUGCAUGCCGUAAACUUCAUACCUGUGGUCCACAACUGUUCCCAGUCAGCCAUCAUUAUGUUAUGUCCAACGUCUUGUGCCCAUUUAAUCAUAGCAGAUUUCACCGUUUCAUCCUGAGUAUUCCAUUUCAACAGCAAGUUAUACAUCUUUGACAAAAUCUUAGUUUUGGGUUCUAACAAUUCUGUUUCUAAUUUUGAUUUUUCCACCUGGAAGCCGAUUUUCUUGUCCAAAUUGUAUGCCUCCAUUAUCUGAUAAUAAUGAAGCCAGUCUCGCACUUUGUUUUUAGUUUUUCAAAACUCUGCAGUUUCAAUCUAUCUCCAUCUUGUUCCAAAAUUUCCCAAUAUUUCGGCCAUUUGACCUCCAUAUUGAGCUUUUUCAGAGCUUUUGCUUCCAUCGGUGACAGCCACCUUGGGGUUUUAUUUUCCAAUAAAUCCUUAUAUCUUAUCCAAACAUUAAACAAUGCUUUCCUGACAAUAUGGUUUUUAAAUGCUUUGUGUGCUUUGACCUUAUCAUACCACAGAUAUGCGUGCCAUCCAAAUACAUUGUUAAAGCCUUCUAGAUCCAAAAUGUCAGUGUUUUCAAGAAGCAGCCAUUCUUUCAACCAGCAGAAAACUGCUGAUUCAUAAUAAAGUUUAAGGUCUGGCAGGGCAAAUCCACCUCUUUCCUUUGCAUCUGUUAGUAUUUUAAAUUUUAUUCUGGGCUUCUUGCCCUGCCAGACAAAUCUAGAAAUAUCUCUCUGCCACAUCUUGAAACAGUCCAUUUUGUCCACAAUUUGCAAUGUUUGGAACAAAAACAGCAUUCUAGGCAAUACAUUCAUUUUUACUGCAGCAAUACGACCCAGCAGUGAAAGCUUCAAAUUUGACCAAAUUUCUAAAUCUUUUUUCACUUCAGCCCAGCAUUUUUCAUAGUUAUCUUUAAAUAAGUUCCCAUUUUUUGCUGUCAUGUUAAUCCCCAGGUAUUUAACUUUCUUAACCACUGUUAAACCUGUCUCAUUCUGAAACCUCUCUCUCUCCAUUGGUGUUAAAUUUUUCUCUAAAACCUUGGUUUUUAACUUAUUCAAUUUAAACCCUGCAACUUGACCAAAUUCUUGAAUCAGUUCUAAAACCCUUUUGGUACUAGAUUCUGGCUCCUGUAACGUCAGUACUAAGUCAUCUGCAAAUGCUCUCAAUUUGUACUGUUUGGCUCCGACCUGUAUACCUUUAACCAACUGGUCCCUUCUUAUCAUAUUCAGCAGAACCUCCAGGACCGAUAUAAAAAGCAAUGGGGAGAUUGGGCAACCUUGUCGUGUCCCUUUUCUAUCUUAAAUUCUUCCGUCACCACAUUAUUUACAAUUAAUUUAGCCUUUUGUUCCGAAUAUAUUGCACUUAUACCAUUUUCAAAACCUUGGCCUACCCCCAUACCCUGUAGGUUUUUUUUCAUAAAAGUCCAAGAAACAUUGUCAAAAGCUUUCUCCGCGUCCACAAAUAUUAAAACUGCCUUAGUAUUUAUAUUCACUUGUAAUUUUUCUAAAAUAUUAAUUAUGUUUCUCAUAUUAUCAGAUAGAUGUCUUCCUGGGAGAAAGCCUGCUUGGUCCUUGUGUAUCUCUUCCACUAAGACUCUUUUUAAUCUUUCUGCACUGCUCUGGGAGAAAGAAAGCAACGUGAUCUUCCAAAUGCUGCUUCUCCAGCUUUAUCUACAAACAGCUUGAAUUUCUGCUGCAGUAAUUAUAGCCUGAAGAUCUAGGCACUUCCUUUGGAAGACCUCCCAUAUUUUUCUUUAUCAUAGCUGCCAGAUUCCCCUCCCUGUGAGGAAAAGGGAGAGGUGGGUGGGGGGGUUGGAUGGAGGAGGCCUUUGUAUUAGAUCUACCUGUGUGAAUUUUGUGGUCUGCAGUGUCCUGUAUCUUUCCAUGUUCUAGGAAUAGAUUUCCUGUAUGAAUAUUGUGCUGAUCUACUUAUCAAAUCUGGACAAAAAUUAGUGCCUAAGCAUCAGUCUCAGGAUUUUCUUCAUCCCUUCAGGACUGAAGAGAGAGCUGCAGGUAGCUAAGUACUUGGGUGUCUGAGCAAAUUUGCAGCCCUAUUUCAGUCUCUGGAAGUUACCAUAUUUUUUGCCCCAUAGGGUGCACCUAAUUUUUUUGGGGGGAAAUAAAGAAAAAAAAUAUAUUUACCCCCCCAGGCACCGGGCUAGCCCGAGCUUCCCCCGACCCCAGCCCCCGGAACAGGCUGCUAUCCGCAAGCCUAGGGAGCCCGGCAGGAAGUCGCGCCGGUCUCCCCAGGCUUGCGGAGAGCUGCCUGAAGUCUGGGCUCCAGGCUUCGGGAUGCAGGCAGCUCUCCGCAACCCUGGGGAGACUGGCGCGACUUCGCGCCGGGCUCCCAAGGGUUGCAGAGAGCUGCCCGAAGCCCGGGGCAUGCUCCGCUGCGCUCCCCAGGUUUCGGGCUGCAGGCUGCUGUCCGCAAGCCUUGGGAGCCUGGCGGGAACUCCCGUGGGCUCCCCAGGCUUGCGGAUAGCUUCCUGAAGCCUGGAGAGCGAGAGGGAUGGGUGCGCACCGACCCCUCUCGCUCUCCAGGCUUCAGCGAAAGCCUGCAUUCGCCCCAUAGGACGCACACACAUUUCCCCUUCAUUUUUGGAGGGGAAAAAGUGCGUCCUAUAGGGCGAAAAAUACGGUAUUUUCUUUGAGCUGCUGCUGCCUGUUACUUCAUCUUCUUUGCCAGAGCAGAAAAGUUUUAACAGGGGGUGAACCAAGCUCUUGAAGAACCAAGCCUUGUAGUUCCUCAUCGUUAUGUCCUCCCUCUGAACAGUCAAAUGGAGGGUGGGGAGCAAAAAAAACCCCAACCCUGGUUUUUUAGCAGGGGAGAAUGGAACAUCAGCUAUAUAAAAAAAGCAGUAAAACAUUUUCUGUACUAAUUUUCUGUAUGGGGCUGUACUCUUAUAUGAUUUUUUUUUUCACUUUCAAAGAUGAAUAGAAAGGCAGUGAUUUAGGGCUGGUGUUUAUUUACAUUGUUUUUGUUGGGGAAAAAUGUGUUCAGUUCUUCCAAUACAGGAGUAUGUUGUCCUAAAGAAGGCCUUCCUGGUGCCCAGUACAAUGGCUUCAUAUUAACAGUGCAGGAGAUGUCUGCAAUAAAUCUUAGGAAUUUUUGAGGCUCAACCCAUUAAUAGCCCAUAAUCAUUUUGUGCUACACCAGAGAGCUCAAAUUUCUUGUUUCUAUCUACUGAAUCCCCAGUAGACUGAGACUGUGCUCCCAAAAGAUGUGAUGGGUGGGUGUGCUUUAUAAGUGUUGUUUUGGCUCUGUGCUGACUGUAGCUGUAGUUGGAUGAAUCGUUCCAGUGCUUUUUUCUUUUAAAAUGUUUAGGGGUACUCUCAUUUUCCUACUCAUAUUGAAAUACUGCCUCUCAAUGAGGCCAAACUUAGAUUCACAAAAUGUUUAGGGAUAUGUGUACCCCUGCGUCCCCCCCCCCCCAGAAAAAGAGCACUGACUUCACCCAUACAUCCUUUAUCUAUUUUGCUCUGAGGCAUACUUAGAACUAAUGUGAGCUUUUCUUUCCCUUGCAGGGAAGAAAGAUCUGAGGACCAAGACUUACAGAGUCCCAAGGAUAAGUCGCCAAAAGCCAAAAAAUUCAAAAAGGAGCGGAAAGAGGAAAAGCAGCAUGAGCUUGCACAGCCUUCUGCAGAACCAGCUGAAGCAGGCAAGGCAGAGAUGUCGGAAGGAGCUGGGACUGCUCCAGCUGUACCCGAAGCCUCUGCGUCUCCAAAACAGCGCCGUUCUGUCAUCCGGGACCGUGGGCCGAUGUAUGAUGACCCCACCUUGCCGGAAGGCUGGACCCGCAAGCUUAAGCAGAGGAAGUCUGGUCGCUCAGCGGGGAAGUAUGACGUCUACCUUAUCAAGUGAGUGACAGUGGAGGAUGUGUAUUGCUCACAACAUGUACUGCUUUUCAAGGCUUAAAUUGAAAUCAGUGCUUAGGUCUAGUUCCAGAAUUUGAUUUGUGCCAUGCUUCAGCCCUGGAACAUGUGGCAAGAAGUGCCUCUGAGCAUGUGCAAUGCCUUCUUCUCACCAGUAAGUAACCAUAACUAGUCCCCACACUCUCUGGCCUUCAGGUCUGGGAGCAUAACUUGCAGACCAUAGCUCUUGCUGAACAUUUGCUUGUUGUGAGCUCAACUAGUUGGUACUUUAAUUCUAUUGAAUCCCACAGUGUGAGUGUAUGUGCAUUUUAACUCCCCUGUACCAUUUCAGAUUGCAGGUGAAGUUAACGUCAUUUUCCCCUUAACAUUUACCUUCCUUACAUUAAUAAUUUCCUAAAAAUGGAAAAUUAGUACAGCUGCCAAAGUCUCUAAAAACCUACUGACAGCCUAAGCAUACUUUCUGCUUUGUGUUACUUUUGAAAAACUAAUUUUGAAUCCAUGCACUGAAUGAAGGGGAAGUUUCAGCCAUCGUCAUUUGAUUAAAAAAGGUAACAUUUUUCUUUUUCCUCAUGUUUGCCUGAAAGCAUUAGAAAGACCACCUGCAUCCAUUUUCUCAUAAAAUCUCUGCUCAUUCCCCAUCAUAGGGCUCAAGCACAACUCUAUUUGCUCUGCUGCUUCCCUUGAACUGAAUCAGACCAAAUGGCAAUCAGGUUUUCUGUGGAAUGUCAUUUGUUCUGAUUCAGUGGUAAAGAACGUGUCUUCCAGGGGAAAGCUGCAGAGCAAAUGUAAAACUGCUUGGACCUGUGCCUAGAAAGCACAGGAUAAGUGGAAAACCGCUCAGACCCAUCCUUUUCAGGCAUGGGACAAGCGAAAGUGUGGAUGAGCCCCUAGUUGCAAGACUAGGAUUCUAAGUCCACCAUCAGGCUCAGCAUACAUAGGAAGCUCAAGCCAUAAUAAUUGGUCUCUGUAGCCCAGUAUUGUCUGUGCAGACUGGCAGCAAUUCUCCAAGGUGCUUCCCAGCUGAAGAUGAUGUGAUAGCACCCAGGGCAGUGGCUAGACAGAUUUCUCAGUGAGAUUCAUGAGCAGGGUUAUCCCUGUUAUCUAGCAGUGGAGACUGCACAUCGUUAAAUCCAGCAGCUAGCCUUCCUGUGACAUUGCACACGAAACACAUACACACACACACCAUUUUAGAAGAAGCUAAAUUUACCCAGCAGUGAUUGGCUGUCCACUGUGACAGUCAGGAAACCACUUCCCUCUCCCACUGAAUUUAAAGUGGGAAGAAAGAAGGGAUAGGCCUGAAAUAAUAAAGCAUCAGAUAAACUUUUUUUAAUCAGAUAAUAUACCAGGUGUUUGUAGGGAAGAAACCCCAAAACAAAAUUAACAAACUAGCUGUCACUCUCCUUCCACCACCACCACCCCGCCCCCUCCAGAUGCCAGGUACAGAAGCAAAAGUGAGGAGAAACAGAGCCUAGCCUACAGAAAAGCAAUCAAACGACCUCACACCCUACUUCUUUCUUAAGUAUGUUUGUUACCAAUCUGAUGGAUUUAUUGGACACCUCCAUAAAUGUUUGAUUUAUUCAGUUAAGUACCGAGCAUGUACAAGGUUGUCCACUACAGGGUUUUGUGCACCUUCCUCAAAAGCAGAGACUUUUUCAAGUCAGGAAGUAAACUUGAAGUAUGCAUUUGUAGUGUAAUUCCAUUAAUUUUCCUUCUGUUCUUCCUCCCCUCUCCCUUUUUCUUUUUGUCCUUUUUCAUAUCUCCGGCUCUUGCAAAUGCAGCCCCCAGGGCAAGGCCUUCCGCUCCAAAGUUGAGCUCAUUGCCUAUUUUGGAAAGGUGGGGGACACCUCUCUGGAUCCUAAUGAUUUCGAUUUCACGGUGACUGGACGUGGGAGUCCGUCACGGCGAGAACAGAAGCCUCCGAAGAAACCCAAAAUCACUAAAACGGCUGGCACAGGUCGCGGGCGGGGCCGACCAAAGGGCAGCGGCUCUGCCAAGCCCCGAGGAGCUGCCUCGGAAGGUGUGCAAGUGAAGCGGGUGAUUGAAAAGAGUUCUGGAAAACUGCUGGUCAAGAUGCCUUUGCAGUCCUCUCCAGCAGGAGCCAAGGCAGAAGGCACUGGUGGGGCCACCACCUCCACACAGGUCAUGGUGAUCAAGCGUCCUGGGCGCAAGCGGAAAUCUGAAUCGGACCCCCAGGCUGUGCCUAAGAAACGGGGGCGUAAGCCAGGCAGUGGAGCAGCAGUGGUAGUUGCCGAAGCCAAAAAGAAAGCAGUCAAGGAGCCGGUUGUCCAGGCGGUCCGGGAGACAGUGCUGCCCAUCAAGAAGCGCAAGACACGUGAGGCUGUUAGCAUAGAGAUAGCCAAGCCAAGCCCACCUCCUCCAAGCAACACUGGGGAGCGGAGCCCCAAGGGACAGCGAACGGCUGCCAAGAGCCCAGGGCGCCGCAGCAAGGAAAGCAGUCCUAAAGGGCGGGGUGGCAAUGCCGUACCAACCUCUGCCCCUUCCUCCUCCCCUGGCAAGAAGGAUCAGCACCAUCCUCCCCAUCAGCCGCCUUCGGAGGCCCAGGGCAGCUCCCCUUCUCAGUCCCCUGAAAGCCCCAAGGACAGCAGGAGCCUUCCAGCUGAGCCCCAGGACUUGAGCAGCAAGAGCUGCAAAGAGGAGAGGGCUCCGGAAAGUGAUGGCUGCCCAAAGGAGCCACCUAAGACUCAGCCCAGCGGCACAGCAGUGCCCUACAAACAUGAGCGCAAAGACACUGUGUCGUCCUCCGCGGCCUUGCCCCGGCCCACAAACAGGGACGAGGCCGUGGACACCAGGACACCUGUGUCAGAGCGGGUCAGCUGACUUUGAGGGGGGUGAGUGAGCAAGUGAGCGCCAGAGGAAACAAAGAGAGAGACAGGCACUCCCAGCCCCCCAUACCCAGAUGAGACUCCAGGCAGCUGCUGGGCAGGACUCCCCUUUUCCCCAGAGUGCCCUGGCUUUCAACCAUUCAGCUACUCCAAAACUAUUAUUCCUCUGUUCCAAUCCUUCCCCCAUUUUCAAUACAGACAAGCACAGUGUGGGGUGCAGAGACAUGCCUCCCAGAGCUGGAAGCCACUUUGCACUUUUUCUACAGAAUGGGGGCACCUCUUCUCUCCCCCCACACCCCCACCAGCCCCUUCUGCCAUGCUUUGCUGCAUAUACUACUGACAAGGCAAGCUGUUUGGCAGGGGAGGGGCAGCUCCAAACUCUGGCCUGUCGCCCUGAUCCUGCUUGCCCUCCGUAUUACAGAGGCCUGGUGGACAGAUUGUGGGGAGGGUGGGCAUGUGUGUAUUCCACUCCACCUCCCUAGUGCCAUGUAAUGUAGUUGUCCAGUCUUAGUUGGAUUUCUGUAGUUUUCAGUAGGAUGUGUGUGUACACACGAGAGAAAGAGAUGGGACUAUGGCGUACUGGGGAACCAAUAUCCCCCUUUUGCCAAUUAGACCAGCAGAUAGGAAAGUUUUUCUCUCCCCCAAGGACAGUUGUGCUGCUAAGAGACCACUGGGAUACUGGGGGCAACUUUGUAAGAAUGUCCUCCUUUCCUACGUCUAUCCCAAAAGGAGAGGCCUUUUGAUUUUGUUGAAGCAAUCUGAGUGUGCUGAAGCGUGUACGUGUGUGCGUGUGCUUGUCAUAUGCUAAGAGUUAAAAUGAGAUGUUCUUCCAGUUCUUGUCAAUGAUGUUAGUUUAGGGAACUGUUUGCACUAAUGGAGGCCUUUGCCCACCUUCUGUGAGGCAACGGCAUGAAAGUGUGUGCCUGUGUGUAUUGGAGCAGGACAUUUUGAUGGAAUUCUGGCUGACCUCUCCACCUUAGUUCUGGGGCAGGAAGGUAGCUGAAUGUUUCUAAAACUACCUGAUCUUCUGUGCUGGGAUUGAUAUGUGGCAGUGGCUUCACCGAGAAGCCUAGUAUUUGUCAUUUACAAGGACUUCCUUAUGGCUGGCAACCAAGCUCUUCCAUGACAGUUGAGCACACCUCACUCCCCAGGGACAGAGAGCUCAGCAGAAGAGUAGUGUACCUUGGGGAGGGGACUUGGUUUCAAAUGGAUGUCUCCUUUGUUUUGUUUUUCUGUCUGCAGAAGAUAGAAGAGGAGGGGUAGGGAAGCAUUGACCACUUCAGUGUGCUUAUUUUUGUUUUUAACUGCAUAUGUAGUACAGACAGGAUCUGUGCCCCCCUCCAUUCUAGGCAGUAGCAAAGUACCCCAAGAACAAGAUGGGGGAGUAUGGGUCCAAGCCAGCAGUCUGGGCAGGAACUAGAAAGAGUUAUCUCUGAAAUUGUUGUCACUUUGUGGUGGUGCAAAAGGAUUAGAACAAGCCCCAUCUUGUUCUGCAGCUCUUUGAGGGCCAAAAUAGAUAUGAUUCUGGACCUUCAUGAUCAGAUUUUUAUUUAUUUAUUUUAAAAAAAAACAACUUAAAGCCGCAGGAGGCUCUGCUUUUGAUCACUGCAGCAGUGCUUAGGAAGAGGGUAUUUAACUCUCUCCUUCUCAUCCAACCCCUGUGCUGGUUGUCUUUGGUGCAUACACACCAUACAGUGGUACCUCUGGAUGCAAACGGGAUCCAUUCCAAGCCCUGUUCGCAUCCUGAGCAGAACGCAACCCGUGUCUGCGCAUGCGUGGGUUGUGAUUCGCCACUUCUGCACAUGCGCGUGACGUCAUUUGAGAGGCUUCGCAUGUGUGAGCGGCGAAACCCGAAAGUAACCCAUUCCGUUACUUCUGAGUCGCUGUGGAAUGCAACCUGAAAAUGCUCAACCUGAAGCAUAUUUAACCCGAGGUACGACUGUACAUAUAAAGCACAUGACUUCCCCAAAGACGCCUGCCCCUAAAAAGAGCCACAAUUCCCAUCACACUUAACAGGUUAAAGUUCCCAGGAUUCUUUUUUUGGGGGGGUGCACUUUAAAUGUUCAAUGUGUACACAGCUUAAUUCCCAUCCCAUCCAAGCUGCUAUUUUCCCUGCUUGUGAGGGGAUACAGGUACCUGCACAGUACUGUCGUCCCCCCCCCCCCCCCGCAUAAGAGGGGCAGAAUUUAGAUCAAGAAAAUGGCCAUGUGGCCAGUAUAGCCACCCUCUCCCUCAACACCUCUUUUCCAAUAAAAAUUGGAGCCUCCUGCAGAUUCUUGGAAUUAAAAAUGUUGAAGGAUCUCGCUUUAGGCUCUCUGGAGGCAUGCCUAUUUUGGGCCCUUAGAGAGAGACCUCCGUGUGGAGACAACUGAUUUUUAUGUUUCCCCUUCUUGCCUAAAUAUGCACCAGAUAAGUAGAGUAAAAUUCCUUCCAUGUGUGGCAACUGUCAAAAGACUCCCCCCCCCUUGCACUUACUAAGUAUAGAUAAAGGGUAAUGCACUAGUCAUAACUGAGAGACUCCAGGUUCAUAGUGGGAGGACCAGUUAGGAUUGGGACUACCUUCACUGCAACAAUUUACUGAAUUGCUCAUUUUUGCUUGGCUUCCUGCGCUGGCACCACAGUCAAAGCCAAAUUUUGAUUUUUCUUUUCUUCCCAUGUAUAUAACUCAGCAAUUGGCAGAAAGGUUGGGGAUGGCUUCUAAUUUUUGUUCUUCUGGGAGAAAUCCUGUGCUAGUGAUUGGACCGAAGUCUGCUGCUAAUCACAGACUCUGGAAUAUACCCACCCACACCCGCUCUAAGGGUAAGGUAACUAGUCUGAAGGCCAGUUCAUCAUUCACUUGGAUGGAAGUGGCUGUCUGAGGUACUGCUGUGGAAACAUGGUAGAAAGUACAAGGAAGUGGGGGAGAAAAUGUCUUUGUGAUAACUAAAAAAAAAAACCCCAACAACUUCUCAAAGGGCUUUUCUUUGAUUAUUUUUUUUAAAGGCACAAAUAUAAUGGGGUGGGUGGGUGGGAAAUGAACAAGUAUUCACCAGGCUAUGGGAAACCUGGGGUGGAGAAAAUAUAGUUCCCUUUGGUCUCAAGUUCUUUGGGGAGGUUUUUUCACCUGAGGCUGCAUCUGACAGGUCCAGGAUGAAUUACUGUCCAGGCUCCAACCUCCAAGUCCGCAUGAGAAACCCUCCCUCAUUUACUAAUUCUUUUGAGUUAUGAAGGGUUUUUCAUAAAUAGAGAACAGAACUUUGCACUUCACUCCACUCCGGGACUGCCACUGGUUUGACGUGUUUUGAAUCUGCAGUGCACUGCCCCUGGAAAUGAAUAAUUGCAGCUAAGGUUUCCACAGAAGUAUCAUGGGUGCAGCAGCUAGGCAUUGCCGUCCUGAAAAAAACAGGGCAACCUUGGGACUAAAUAAUGGGCAGAAUAAAAAUAGUGGUGGCAGCAACCCUUCCUUUCUCAGAAUGGGCCUUCUCUGAAAUUCCACUCAGUCCAGCUGAUGACUGAGAGUCAGACUGGGUGGCAGCAAAUCUGUAUUUGCUAAAAUGAUUGUGUAAGCAGGGGAGAGAUAACGUGGGCACAUGUAUGUGCCUCUUGCUUUCUCCUUGCACACCCUCUCUCUGGCACAUACACUUCUCUGCUCAGCUUUCUUCCCAGCUAAGAUCUGAUUACAUGUUGGAUCAUAUGGGAUGGGAGAACAGUGCCUGUGAAGAGGCGGCAAGGGGUUGGUAAGCAGGCCCAGGGUGGGUUCAGGUUCCUCCACCUGCUUCAUGUGUGCUGUUUUUGCUCUGAAAAUUAGACCCACACCUCCUGGUUCUAUGCAUGGCUGGGGACAGAUGUGUUUAAACAAGAAGAUCUGCCACUACCAUGUCAGUUUAACCCUGAGAGUGCCCUUGGUCUAAACUUCCUUCAGGUGCAGGCCAUUGUUGCAUUCCACUACCUUUCUGGGAUUCAUAACAGCCUCUCUUAUGCUGCAAAGUGGAGAUCUAGCUUUGCAGGAAACACACCCAGCAUUUGGAGCUAUCGGGCGGUAUGUUUUGCUACCAUACCUAUGUCUUCUGUAGACUGCCACAGGGAAUCAAUGUUGCCAACAUUAGGCUUUGAAGAGGUCUCUUCGGGCUUUCCUCACUGUUUGGCAGAGACCAUUUAGAAAACGUGGCUCUUUCUGUCACAGAUAGAUGUGACUUCACCUCUGUGUUCCAAAAUUAUCCCAGCUUCAAAAACAUGUACAGGUGGCAGACCUCCCAGCUGCUUCUUACUGUCCAAAAGCAAAUUGAUUUGUUGAGGCAGGCAAUUGCCCUCAUGGGAGAAAUAUUUUAUUUCUUUUUGGUUGUUUUUUCAUGGAGAGAUUGAUGCACUUUAAAGUCAAGAGAGAAAAAUAGUCUGUCUUCAAUGAGCCACAAGCCCAUUGCAAACCACAUGGUACUGGCAGUGAGGGUAGAAGGGGUUAUGAGCCAUAUGUAGCCAACUGGGGAGACUAAACAAAAGCUACAAAUAGAGAUCCAUAUAUUUUUUAAAAGAAAGCCUCCGUGUACAACUUAACUGAAGUUAGAUGUUUUUGGAUAGAAAAUGUGUCUAGGGGCAAGUGUACAUGUUGGAAGAUACCAAGCUAGAACAGCAAUACCCAGUUCCACACUAGAACCACCCCAAUGCCUAAUCACAAACCACAUCUAGGUUUAAAGAGCUUGCAAAACCAUGGAGUAUCCUGAUCCCAUGUGUCCACAUUCCAGACAAGUGAAAGGAUGGCAUCUUCAUGCCAUUAUCCUCCUUCUUGGUGUGAUGUAGUACUGGAAAAAGAAGAGGGGUAGAUUUUUGUCAGUGAUGUAAGGCCAAACUUGAUGUUGGUGGCAGACCUGGGUUUCUUCCAGACAACUACAAAGUGGCCAGAGCAGGGAGUUUCUUUGCACUGGAGAAACAACAACCCGGAAGAAGGUUAUAAUCCUGCGUGCCUUUUUCCCUUCUCUCUCUUCUCUCCCUCCCCCCAACUGCUGCAGUUGGCAUCCUUUCUGCUGCUCCACUUUGCAGUUGUUUUCACAUCUGGGUCUUCCACCAAAAAUUUACCGUAGUUCAGCCCAAAGAAAAAAGAUCUUCAAAGUGCAAUGAAAAGUUAAUAGUGGGGUGUGAAGUAAGUCCUGGCCUCUCCCCAUCCCCCACUAACCUAAUGAUGCUAUUGCUGCUGGCUGCUUCUCCCAGAGUGAGUUACAACAGUUGUAGUCUGGCAAUCUAGGUCCUCUUAUUUACAGGGAUAGAGAGUUGUGAGGUCCACCUCUGCUCCCAGCUGUGCCCACUUCCACCCAGCUCAGCCUCAAAGACGAAUGUGGAUAGUGCCUGGCGUUUGAGAGACUGCGCAAAAGGUUUCUACCUUGUUAGCAUUGUGAACCACCCAAUGUUUCUGUGUCAAGUGAAAAUAAACUUUUUGUCGGUUUCAAUUAUUAUCCAAUAAUGUGUAGAGUUUAACAUUAGGCCUAACUCUUUUGUUUGGGGAUUUACUUUCUGUUUGUUUGUUUGUUUGUGUGUAUGUGUGUUGUUUUUUUUAAGGCACCCAAGUAGACACAGAAAAAAUGUCUAAUUUUAUAUAUCUGUAUAUUGCAUUAUAAAUGAGGGGUUGCUUUUUCCGCUUAUUGCACCACUAUCAAACAAAAGGACAACAGACCAACAAGCAAGGAAUGAUAUGGUCUGUUGAGAAUUUAUUAUAUGUUGCUUCUUGACCAUUUUUCUUGGUAUUUGAUAUCAUAGGACAAGGGGAAAUAAAACUGACCCAUCAAACCUGCCUGCCAGUAAUUUUUCUCCAUUACAGAGCUGAACUGCCUUUUAACCCUGGCUGUUUUCCAUUUCUGAAAGGGGGUUUCCUCUCUUGUCUCAAGAGAGGAAAACCAACAAGGUGGUUGAGUAUAGCCAACAUUUUAAUUUUUUUGCACUCCGUCAACUUCUAGGGCAGAGCACUCAUUUGGGAAAGGAGGGAGGACAUAAGGAGGGACUCCAAUUGACCAUACAAACCUAUAUCCAGUUGGACUUGAAUCUUAACAAGCACCAUUAGCAUGAUUUGUCUGUGUCAGUUAAUGGCCACUUCAGUAGCAAAAUAAUUUUGCAUGAUAGCAUUGCUGUUUGAAAACUCCUUUUGGUUCUCAGCUGAACCCCCAAGUACUGUUCCUCUAGUCUAGAGCAUAUCUCUUCCUCCUUACAGAAAACAAAAUUCUUGUUAAAUUCCACACACAGAGAGGGAGAGCACUCCUCUGGCAUUAGGCAUGAAUUGGCAACACUCCACAUACCUCUCCCCUCCCACCAACUGAAAGCAUGUCGCACACUCCUUUCCCCCCUCAGUUUAGCAGAAGUCCAGAUCUCAUUUCCAAAGGCCUUUGGCCGGCACAAGUGCUACGUAAUUCUCAUCUUGCUUACAUUCAGAGGCUGCUCCAGAAAAGGGAGCAAAGAAGGAGUGUCUGGAGGUUGAGCUUUCUUUCUCAUACUGCAGUCUUUCCAAACAGAAAGAAGUCAUUUCACAAUCUAUAUUUUUUAAUUCAGACAGCGUGGACAGGGAAUUAUUCGAGUAGGAUUUUGCGCUUCCCGUCUUCCUGGCGCUGCCUAUGCUUGCAUGACUGAUAAUCUGGGGGCAUUAGAUUUGCUUUCUAAUAAAUAAUUGUAUAUAAAGUCUAAAAUGUCCAAGUGCUGGUAGCACCAAUGAUAAUGGGACCCUACUGGCAUUCAUCAGGUCAAAGGCUGAGUCAUUCGAAAGCUUGCUAGCACUUCCCUACCCAGAUCUCGCCACAUCCCAAAAGGGACCCUUAGGAAGAGGGCUGGGUAGGACAGUUUGCUCUCUGCCAACUUCCACCCGCAAGUUGCCAAAAUCAGCAAUAUUCUGAGGUAGUAGCUUAAAUCUGCUGUUCUUCCAAAAUAAAUAUAUCUAGACAAGUGCAGAUGACACUUCUGGUGGGCGGGGAAUGAAGACUAUUCUUCCGAACUGAAGUAGGGAGAGGGGAUUUCUCACUCCGUAGAUCAACUUGCAUAAGGCUUUCUUCCAAUCAAGGGCCCAGAGUUCCUUUUCCAAGCUCUGCAGGUUGGCCGUGUUUGCUGCAGUUGUGUGUAGCUGCACGAGGAGUAGGUGAACAACCUGGAAAUAUGUCUCAUUUGGGGGGGGGGGGUUCGUUGUGAGUGCAAAAAAACAAACCUGGCAAACUCCCUCCUCAAUCGUACUGGGGCAGAGGGAAGGAUGGGGGCAUUCUCUUCUCCUGCUUCCGUCAAUUGACAUGCCGCUAACAACAAACCAACUUCCUUCUGCUUCACAACUCAGUAGUGAUCACCAUAUGACCAAAUAGUACAAGGACUGUUAUUAAAUGUAUGCUGAGUGCUUGCUACCCUGUACAGCUCUUAAUCCUCACGUAGCCGACUCUCUCUCUCUCUCUAGCCAGUGGUGUUUCUUUCUCUUUUGGACUCCUUAAUUAUUAUUUUUAAAUUCCGGAGACACAAUUUUUUGUUGUGGGGGAGGGAGGUUGUAUUUCCCUCCCCCCCCAUAACCUUUUUUUUUUUUUUGCGGGGGGAGGUUGCAAAAAAAAACAACAACUGUGGUGUUUGGGACUCUAAUUGUGUGUAGGGUUUUAUCUCCCCACCCUCACUCCCCCCAACCCUGCGGGGGGGGUGUCAAAAAAGGAAUGUCGGUGAAAAUCUCUGUGUGUGUUUUUUUCUUUAUGGUCCACGAGUGUGUAUCGUGAACAUUUCUGUAAAGUAAUUGUUCCAGGCACAAACGCUUUUGAGUGUUUCAGAUGUAUGUAUAUAUAUUUUUAAGGGAGGAAGAGCGUAUACUUUACUUUUGUCUUGUCUGUUGGCAGUAAAAAAAGGGGAGGUUAACUGGGGAUGUGACAAGCAGAGCGUUUUUAAACAGGCAUUCCCAGGGUAUUUUGUACAGCUUCUUCUAACAGUCCACCACCAUGUGGGCCAUGUAGCAAGAGGUGGCUUGAUUCCUUCACAUGAAUAUUCAUUUGGCUGGGGGUAAAUAAACCAGAAGGACCUGGCACCUCAAGGGCAAUAAAGGGGAAUGCUAUGAACCUUUCUGCUAGAUUCAGAGGUGCAUUUAACAUCUUGUCAGAGGGGCUGUAUCUAAAGGAGGCCCAUUGAUUUGUUUUUAACGCCAAAUGUUACUAAUUCCUAUUUCUAGGACAGCAAAUAUCUAGCCUUAGGGGAAUAAAAAUGUACCAGGAAUCCUCCAGAUAGAACUGGGUAGGUGUGGGGAUUGACAAUUUUAGAAAUCAAGUUUAAAAUGUUUCAUUGUUCACUCCUGUGCUCCCACACCCAUACUUCUGGAUCGCACCUUGCAUUUGGUUGAUGUGUUUUUGGGACAAUUACUUUUAAGAACUAUUGAGUAGAUUGUUUAAUAAAUCUUUAAAAUGGAUUGCUCUUUUUGUAGGUUUUGUGUACAGCCAAAAAUAAAAAAAAGACUGAAAGCACUGACUAUAUUUAAAAAAGGAAAAAAAGAAAUUUAUUAAAUGAAAAUUUGUAUUAUUUCAGUAAGAAAAUAACAAAAUCCGUCUGAAUGUACAUGUAUAUGUUUAAAGAAAUCCACCAACUCCCUCCCUACCCUUGUAUCCUAUUUAUUAUAUAAAACGUUUGCCUUACAAGAAAGCAGUCCUUUCUUUAUGGGUGUUUCUAUCUUAUUUUGGUUGUUAAAACAAGCAACUUGAUUUAUCCCCCCCUUCCAAUAAAGAUACAGUGACAACUGCAUUUUUAUAUAUGUAAGGUCAUUUAAAAGAAACAAAUUCUAUUUUUUAUGUUAAAAAGAAAGGUUCAGGCCCAGUCUUAGCACUCAGCAUGCAUUCUACACAGUAAUCUAGUUGCAUCUCAUGUUGGUAAGUACUGUAUUCUGUGCUAGAAUUGGAUUAUAAACCUAUGUAAAUGUUACAGAUUUGUUUGAGCCUUUCAUUACCAAGGUAGAACUGUUCUGCCCUGCCAUUAAAAUAUAAUAUUUUUUUCUCUGUUGUGGAUGAGGAUGUCUUUUAGUUGGUUGCAAAGCGGCCUCUUGUUUGUGCCAGUUUAUACUGAUGCAGGAGUACAUUGCUUCAGGGAUUUAUAUUCUGCUUUUCAAAACAUUGUUCCCAAGUUUGAGUUACAUAGAACUUUGGACUGAGCAGAAAGGCAGUCUUGACCAGAGAACACACCAGAAUACUUAUAAACACAGAAUUUGUCACUUUCAGGAAGAUCUCUUUCAAAUGGCACAAAAUGAUGACUAUUUCCACACUCAAAACAAUACACUGACACGAAGAGGGCUUGUACUGUUAAUUAUAUUAUAUUCCUUUGCAAAGGCAUAGCAAACAGUGUCUUAUUUCUUGUUAUAGGAAGUCUCUCUUUAGGGAAAUGGUUCUCAGGUUAGUCUCUAAGCUGUGAUAGCAGAUGGAGUCAUAAAACAAUUGUGGUGUUGUAGCCAAGUGUGUCAGUGGAGUCCUUGCUGCACUAUCAAGUGUUCAUGGGUGGCAAUUUGAGAAAUCAUGCCCCAGGGUUUGUUAGUUCAGUUAGACUGCUUCACAGGACCAGCCCAAUGCAUUUUGCUGCCUUAGGCAGAGGAUGUCCC